GGGCGAGAGAGGCAGCGAGCGCGGCCGGCCAGGGAGGGAGAAGGAAGCGAAGCCUAGCUCCCCCGGGAAGCGUCCCGCAGCCCCGCCGGCUCGUCCUCAGCAUCCUCCCGCGGAAAGCGCGUCUCCUGCAGCCAUGUCUGUGGCAGGUUUGAAGAAGCAGUUCCACAAAGCCACUCAGGUGAGGGGGCCGGGGGGCGCACGCGGAGGAGGCCGAGGAGCCCCGGGCAAGGAGGGAGGCGCGCGGGGGCGGCGGAAAGCGCGGGUCUAACCCUCCGAGUUAGGAACCACUGGGCGCGCGCGGGAGGGAGCGAGGCGCCGGCGGAGGCCUCCAGGGGGCGCUGCGUUGGGGAGGGGGCGCUGGGCAAUCGGGAGGACCGGGGGCAGCUGGGAGGAGAGUCAGAGAGGGUGGGGGGCAGGGGGCGAAACUAGGCUUUAUUUCACCCAGGGCAAAGACCCAGUUUGGCACCCUUCCCAAAGCGCAUUUGCGUGCGCACACACACACGGGCUGGGAGCCUCUCUGGCGCCCCUCUGGAGGCUUAACCCGGGGCAAAAAAAGCGAGGAGGGGAGAGGGUGGGGUGGGGGAACACAUCCGAGAUCGACGAGGCUCGCUGCUUGGCCCUGGGCCAUUGCCAGGUCGUCCCAAUUAAGUGGUGUUUUUGCAAUAAAUAGCGCACCUGCUCUGUGUGACUGCAGCAGAAGCUGGAAAGGGUCCUGGCGGAGGGGCGCUUGGCCGGACCAGGUCUGGCCAAUGCAGGGGGCGCGAUGGGUACCGCAUUCUGCUUUCCAGGGAGACGGAGGAUCAGACACCCGGUUUUCCCCCUCUCCCCCCCCCCGCUUUAUUCCUCUGCCCGGCCUCGUUCCGUGCUGGGCGCCCACAACUGGCUCGCUGCAGACGCGGGAUCUUGCGCUUCUCUCUCCUCCCGCCCUCCAUCUCCGCGCUUCCCCCGCAUUGGAGCAGCUCAGCCGCUGCAGAGCCCGGCGAGGAUUUGUGGCUGCUUUUAUCCGCCGCGCUGCUACUGCUGCUGCUCCUGCAGCCUUUCUGGGACGCGGCUGGGAGGGGGGAAGGAGGGGGCACCGGGCGCGGGAGGCUGGCGGAGCUUGCAACGUGUAAGCGGCUGCUGGUGGAGGAGGAGGGCUGGCCAGUUGUACUAUUUCCAUACCCUUCCAGUGGACUAUCCGGCCGGGACUCGGAUUAUGUAAAAAUCCUCCUCCAGUGACCUUGCAGUGAUGUAGUUACUGAGCUUUGAUUCCCCCCCCCCCGCUGCUCCAUCACACGGUGUCCCUAACCGUGCGCGCGUCCCCUCCCCUCCCUCCGCGCCUUUCCCCGUCUCAUCAACGGAAAACCAUCCUUUCCUUCCAUCGGGUUUUCGACUUCAUGAAUGGAAGUAGAUCUAUAUUAAACUUUAGUCUUUAAAAUCCCAAUGAAUGAGGUGUUUGGGGGUUUUUCGUGUGGGGUAUUUUGACGCUCGAGUUGGAUAUUGCCAAACUGGUUUGUUUUGGUAUUUUGUUGGUUAAACCUGUUUGGUGGUAAAGAGCCUUGCCACCACAGCCACCCCUUCAUUAUAGGAGGGGAAGUUCCUUAAAAAUAUAAUCUAGUGUGUCCGUCUGUCAGGCCGCAGUGUUUUUUUCAGUUUAAUCUUGUGUUGUGACCAGUGGCAAUGCGCUUGUGUGAGUAACUGAUUUGGAGAGUGAAGUCUGAUGGUUUAAUGGCCUCAUGCUGUAUUUCUGUAACCAAGGAUUAGAUUCUGAUUCAGUUCAAUUCACGCUGGUGCAAACCUGGGACAGGAAGGGGAAUCGAAUCCCCAAUAUCUGUCGGGUCACAGAAAACCUUCUGUCUUCCUUUUUUGAAGGCCACGUGUUAUAUAAUGCCGCCUAUGAAGUCUCUUCAAGAUAACGUCAAGCUGUUUAAAAAUAUCACCCUAGUGAAUCUCCUCUGCAGAAUGCAGUGCAGCAUCAGACCUUUCGGACCAGCUCUAGCACAUUGUCUUAUCCUCUAGGAAAUGCCGACCUUCCAGAAUUAGUACUUCACGAUGGAGCAGUUCUACUGGCACAUGCCUUCAUUCUGAUUCCUCCAUCAUCAUUUACUUUAAAUUACUUUAAUGGCCAAAGUGAGCAAUGCAAAUACUUUAUUAGAGGGAAGCAACACUGUGUUGCAACCGUUCUUCAGUAAUUAUUAUUAUUAUUAUUAUUAUUUAUUAUUUAUACCCCGCCCAUUUGUCUGGGUUUCCCCAGCCACUCUGGGCGGCCUCCAACAGAAUAUUAAAAACACGAUCAGACAUUCCAACAUAAGAUUAAAAACACAUUAAAGCAUCAGUCAUUAAAAACUUCCCUAAGUAGGGCUGCCUUCAGAUGUCUUCUAAAAGCCAGAUAGUUGUUUAUUUCCUUGACAUCUGGUGGGAGGGCAUUCCACAGGGCGGGUGCCACCACCGAGAAGGCCCUCUGCCUGGUUCCCUGUAACCUCACUUCUCACAGGGAGGGAACCACCAGAAAGCUCUUGGAGCUGGACCUCAGUGUCCGGGCUAAGUAAUGAGGAUGGAGACGCUCCUUCAGGUAUACUGGACCGAGUAGCUUUGAUAUGAACAUGACAUGGCUUAUCAUCACCAUGUCAUGGGAUCAGUGGGCUUCAGAUGUUGCCUUCAUCGUCUCAAUAUUUUAGUUCCUUUCUGUCAGUCUUUGGUCCCAUCGAGAAUAUGGGAGAGCAGUAUAUAAAUGUUGGCACUCUUUUGCUAGUCAGGAACAUUUAGGGUUAGAGUAAAAUGAUCUGGAGAAGAUUAUCCUAUAACCAGCAAUAAGAAUUUUGAAUUUUGUUAGUAUUAACAGGAGUGGCAAAAGUCUUCAACUAAGCAGGCUUUAAAAACGAGAUAUAUUAGAAAGAUGGCCCAACGAUAUGAGGGCUUUCGUUCUAUAUGCACAACAGAAUAAGUCCCAUUGAAUUUGAUUAUUAAAUAGAUUUGGCAGACAAAGGAUGACACUUUAGCUGAUGUUGCAUUUUAAACGCUGGUUUUGAUCAAUAUUUUCAGCAUUCUGACUCCCCUUGUAAAAGGUGGCAAAAAAUCCUGUGAAUGGUUCAACACCCCCCCCCCCUUACUAUAUUCUUAUGGGGUUACACUUCUGAAACUUUCGUGCCGGUUAAAUAAAGUAGGUAGAAAUUAAAACUGCAUGUGUCAUAAUUUUAAGGCCUAUUUCUGAGCAAUAAACUGUGAAAUAUAGUUCUGAAGGCGAAUCACAUUUGAUAUAACUCCUUUUAAAAUUUCAGUUUUUAAUAUUGUGUUGUUGUUAUUUUAAAAAAGACUGAAUAAGCAGGUAAAGCUCAGUGCUGCAGAAAUCUCAAAAACCGCUGCUGAAAACUGAAUUAAACUUUCUGUUAUUAAUUGUAGUUUUCUCAGAGAUUUGCAUUUAAAUUAGUUUGGUCUCCAUGAAUUGUGUAUGGCUGGAGUUAAGGAAAUGAAUUCCGUGCCUCCUUGUCCUCUGCUCACCUUUUUAACCUAUUCUGCCUUCCAGUUAGCGUAAUACCUACAAUUACUUAACACCUGCAAAUCCCUUUUAGCCUCCUACUGCACACGGUAAAAAUAGGCUGUGCACUCUUUCACAUUCCAUGUGAAUUUUUAUUUUAUUUUAUUAAACCUCUUGAGUCCUUUUUCAACAUGGCACCUGUUUCUGGUUUAGCCUUGUGUGUACCUCUGCAAGUUGCUGCUCACUUAUUGCACUUUUAGGUGUACAUUUAAAGAUUGGAAUAGUAUAUUCAAAAAUGGAGUGUUUGAGAAAAGAAGUUGGGAGGGGAGGCAAGUGAGGAAUCGCAAGGAAGGCUGAUAAAUAAUUGGAAUCGCUUUCCCUCCCCAGUAGCAUUAGCACAAGAUAGUUCAGUUGGUUAGAGUGUGGUGCCGAUAAUGCCAAGGUUGCAGGUUCGAUCCCCGUAUGGGGCAGCUGCAUAUUCCUUCAUUGCAGGGGGUUGGAGUAGAUGUUCUUCCAUCUCUCUGCUUCUAAGUACAGUGGUACCUCGGGUUACAUACACUUCAGGUUACAUACACUUCAGGUUACAGACUCUGCUAACCCAGAAAUAGUGCUUCAGGUUAAGAACUUUGCUUCAGGAUGAGAACAGAAAUCAAGCUCUGGCGGCGCAGGAGGCCCCAUUAGCUAAAGUGGUGCUUCAGGUUAAGAACAGUUUCAGGUUAAGAAUGGACCUCCAGAAUGAAUUAAGUACUUAACCCGAGGUACCACUGUAUAGGGUAGGUUAGUGACUCAGGGCCCUGAAUCCCAGCAGCCUGGCACUAUUGCCUUAUAGCUCUAGUUCCUGUGGUUUAGAGCUAGAUGAACAAAAAUCUACUCAGUGUUCCCAAAAUCUGUGUUGCUCAGUCUGGAGACAGUGUCUGUCUGUCUGUCUGUCUGUCUGUCUCUCUCUCUCACACACACACACAAUAUUCUGGGAAGAACUGGAGAUGGGUUUUGUGCUAGCUGUGAAUUCCAAUAUUUGUUAAGCUGUUGGAUGCUCUGACCUCUUAUUAAAACAAGGAUAGGGGACCUCUCCAGAUGUUGAACUCCACCUUCCAUUAAUCACAGCAGAUAUGGCCAGUGGUUGGAGAUAGUGGAGUUCAACAAUGUUUGGAGGGCCACAAACUUCCCACUUUUGCCUUAGAUGAAAGAGUUGAGUGUGUGCGAUCAGGACUGGAGGAAAUGUUUUUCUUCCAACCUUAGUAAAUCACCCCCAGGGCUCUUUCAACAGUAAAUGGGUUGGGUCUCCUAAAAGUAGAUAGCAUUCUGACUGUGGAUGGGAGAAGUUAGGGUCCAAUGCACCUUCUCCUCUUCCCCACUUCCCAGAUGCUAUAAUAAUCAGGUUAGGCUCUAUUUGGCAGGCUUCCCCAUCAUCAUCUUCUACCCUGGCACCAUCACUACUUAUAUUUAGGUACCAGGCAAAAUCAUUUCAUUUGCACCAGGCCUUUGGCCCUUAAUUAUCUGUAGCCUUGUUCAGAGGGUAGAAUGUGCCAUUUUAUAACUAUGAAUGUAUUUUUAGGUUUUACUCCAUUUUAGUUUUAUGCUGGUUUUAAUUAUAUGCGUUUGCUUUUGUAAGUCGCUUCGAGUUUCAUUUUGCAUAAAACUAAAAAAUUCAAUUAAUAAUACUAAUUGACGUUUAACUGUUGAGUAUUCUUUAUCUCUUUGAGGGCAAACAACUUCCACGGUCUAGCUACUGGGUGUAUGGGCAUGAAUUCGUAAGACUCUAUUGAAGCCUAAUUGUGUAGUUUUGUGAGCCUACUUCAAUUUAUUCUUUGUAUUUAUUUAUUUUUUGCGUAGUAAUGCAAGCAAGCCAUAGACUACUUCAGGUCAAUCGUGGACAAGUGUGUAGAGAGGCUUAAAAUAUCCCCACUGGGAACCCUGCUAAUAGCAUCCCUGCUGAGUAAAACUGAACGGGCAUAAACCAAUUUGGCAAGUGUGGAAGUUUACAGUUGGGAAGAAAUACGCAUUUGAGCUUUAAAAGGCUUCCAAGUAAGUGCUGCUCUGGAAUGGCUUCUGUCUUCCUAUGGUGAUCGCUGGAGAAAAUGGAUCAGUUCUGAAAAGAAAUCCAUGGGGUUAGAAGGCACUCUAUAGACCAAGUCCAACCCCUUGUACAGGAUUGAUCACCUUUUAAUCAUAGUAGUCUGUAUCAUGUAAUCCAGACUAUAUGGUAUAUCACAAGGAGAGCAAGUAAUGGGACACAUGGCAUGUCCAAGUGAGCCUGCAAAAUGCCUGGUUCCAGGUGUUUUCAAGCAAUUGGUUUGGCUUAUAAGUAGCACCUGGAGAAGGAUGGAGGAACUUUCAGAGCUUCAGCUAGGCUGACCAGCUGCAACAUAUCUUCUUGCCCUCCACAAAUGAUCAGUGAGUCCAUUAUAAAAUAAAAAUGGCAAAGAGACUUUCAGCAGGGGUAAAGACCUGAACCUUUGUCAGCAGCUUUCAUGGAGUGUCAGUCGCUUGAUGCAUCUGGAGUAGACUGUAGCCUACAGAAGCUUCUUCCAUAAUAAAAUGGUGCCGCAAUAUUUGUUAAUGUUUGUGCUGCAACAAGCUGACACGGCUAUGUCUCUGGGGGAUCCCUAAAAAGCAAAACCUAAGCACCCACCUCUGUCCAACCCAACUUCCAGCCUCUUUGAGAGGUGGUUUGGCAAAUGCACACAAAUGUAGCCUGAUGAGUCUUCUGUUCUUUUGACUGGGCUAGUCCAUGCCAUGGGCUAGGAGUCAGCUUUGCCUGCUGAACAGCAGCUUGAAGGGGGGAGAAGGCAGAGUGACUCCACCUGCGGUUGAUCAGCCUCCACAGAGGAGAAGGCACUGAUAAGAGCCAGCUGGUUCUGGUCUUCUUAAACAGAGCUCUCAGCAGCAGUUAGAUGCUGGAAAUAAUACCUGUAGUUCCUGGCUGCUUCCUGCUCUCCACCUGGACCCUUGGCUCUGAGAUCACCUGGAUUCCCUGACUUCUGGACUCUCUGACUUCAUAUGUGGAUUCUGCUCUCAGGCAAGGGUUUAUCAGAGACUCCUAGCCCCUGCUUGCUUGACGAAGGGACCUGGAUGGGGCUAUGGCAGUAAGAUAUUGCCGGAGUAGUAAAUGAUGCCCUACCCAGUCCAGUCAAGGACAUUUUGGCACUUAAGGCAGGAAACCAAGCACACCUUCCUCCUUCCUAGCAGUAAAAAUACAAUAAUAAUAAUAAAUGGCUGGUUAGCUAUUUAAUUUGCUGCCCUUUCACGACACCUUCAGUUGCCUGCCUGAGGCAGCCCUCUCAUUCUGUCUAAGGGUAGGGUCACUCUUUUGGGCAGAAAGCAACCAACUGUCUUCAACACUGCAAUUCUAGGCAUGUUUCUCCAGAAGCAAAUACAGUGGUACCUCGGGUUAAGUACUUAAUUCGUUCCAGAGGUCUGUUCUUAACCUGAAACUGUUCUUAAUCUGAAGUACCACUUUAGCUAAUGGGGCCACCUGCUGCUGCUGCUGCGGCGCUGGAGCAUGAUUUCUGUUCUUAUCCUGAAGCAAAGUUCUUAACCUGAGGUAAUAUUUCUGGGUUAGCGGAGUCUGUAACCUGAAGCGUAUGUAACCCGAGGUACCACUGUACUGCUGAGUUAUCUCCCUAAAACUCAAGCUGGAACAACAUUUUUUACUAGAUUUCAUUAUGUUUCCAAUGCUUCCUGGCCCAGGAAGCACUGAAGCAAAGGGCACAGAAAGCUACAAGUCCCAUGAACCCCAGGAGGAAACAACACUCUGGGAUUAUGUCUUUCAUCUAUGUUUUGGUAACCUCUAGGUUAGAUUACUGCAACGCUUUAUAUGUGGGGCUGCCUUUGAAGAUGGUUCAUAGACUUCAACUGGUGCAUUAUUUUAUUUUUUAAUGCAAGAAUAUGAUUUUAAGUUAAUUUAUGAAACUUUGGAAAAGUUCAAUUAAAAUUAAGAAAGGAAGAAACUGCACCCAGUGCGCUUCAUGGGAGACUUUGGUGGCCAUUAACCACAUAUUUGUAAACUGAAGCAACCCUAAUAAGUAUUUGUUUGCAGUAAUUGCUGAAAGAUAAUUGUGCUGGUUUUCUUUAAUGCUACAUGAACCAAAAUAGGAGUGAGAUGUCAGGGAAGGUAAUUGUGGAAAUAGUUAUUUGGCUGGAGAGAAGGGAGUUAAAUUUAGUAUUUUGAUCAGUUUAAAAUGUUACACAAAGGCCAUUAAGCCUAGGGGAAAAUACGUCUGAAUAUUGCAUUGAUAAUUAGUUUCCCCUGGCAUACAUCUAAAAGCCAACACAGAAAGAGGGGCUUUCUUACAAAAGCUUUGCUAGAGGAGGAGGAGUCUGGACCUGGUGACACCAACCUAAUGAGAGGUGGAGGGUUGGGCUCCAUGUCAGAAGCUAAUAUAGCACCAGCCAAAUUAGCUGAUCCAUAAUUUCCCCUGGAGAUAAAAUUCACCUAAUUAAUGUGUUUCUGACAAUGCAAGUAAAUGGAAUUCUGCACAGUGAUUUCUUCCUAUACCAACUGAGAAGCCUAGCAGACUAAUGCUAUAAAUGUGCUUUGGUGAGCCACCCAGCAGGGAGGCAGGGGCUUGGUGCCUUUGCCCAAUAACUCACUGGAGAAACAGAUUUCCUUAUGGGGUGAGCUGGAGCCAACUUGGCCUCAUCACUAAAACUGGUAUGGAGCCAAUGGCCAGAGACCUCUCUUUGUCUGUCUCUUUCUCUCUUUUCGUGUGGCCUUAUAGUGUACUCUUUUGAGAAACCCCUACUUAGCUUCUCCUAACUUGGAACUUGGGACGUGAUGGGAUUCUGGCAGCAACCUCACUUUGCAGCAUGGCUGAGAGUAGCAUUUGCCAAGAUCCUGCUGAAGGCUUUGUGUCUAAGCCAGCCCUUUCAAGCUAAUACUCUUCGGAUAGUUUAGCCCCCAGCCCCAACCAGCUUGUGGUUUUGGGGACAGAUGGGAGUUGUAGCUCAAAAUAUCUAUAAGGCUGCCCCAAACCUCCUCAGAUGAACCGUUUCCAUGCUAGUGUCCAUCAGCUUUUGCUUAAUCCUCUUGUCGUGGAGAAACCUACCGUGUGUGUAUCAUUUAUUAUCACAUGUACUGUGGUUACUUAACCUUUCUCCUGCUUGUUCAGUCCCAGAGUUAAACUCUGAAUGUGAAGCCAAUUCCCCUUUCCAUCUUGGGAAAGACAAGUGUCUCAGAAACCUAGCCAACUUUGUUGUACGGGUUUGAGGGCGUUACGAACCACAUUAUGCUGUACAAAGCGAAUGGAAAAUGUAGGCAUGGCAGGAUCUUGCAGAGUUCUGUGCAGUAAGGAGCACAUUGAUUGUGUCAAUGGCUGACCUUAAUUUUUUAUAUUUCUUGGUUACCAAACUGACCCUGCUAACCAGCCUCAGUAUAAGCUCCUUGUUUGCUCGUCCCCUGCAGCUGCUGUAUUGACUGCAAUAUUUACCUUGGGCGGGGGGGGGGGGAUAAUUGGUUCACAUCAAAGGGCUGCCAUCUCAGCAUUCACACCGACCUAAAACUCCAUGCUGUUAUUUGCCACAGCAAAGCAGUGGGGCAUAACAGCUGGUGGGAAGUGACUGGGAUAGACUACCAAUUUUAUUUUAAUUGCCUCAUAUUAUGUUUUCCUCAGAAAUGAUUGUUUUGUUUUUUAAAAAAUAUAUCUUUAUUAAUUUAAAAUAAAUACAUUUAUGAGAAAACAGAUGUAGAUACAAGUAAACAUACAAUCAAACAAACAACUAACAGAAAAAUCAAACAAACUACCACACUAUAAUAUAGAAGAAGAUUAAUAUAAUCAUCAUCAUAUAUACUCCUGAUGCUGAACACAAUUAUAAAACUUAUAGAGAAGAAAUUUAAAACUGACUUCCAAUUAAUCUCACUGUAGUUUGUCUAUCCAUUACUUUAUGCUACACAGUUGCCGCCCGGCUCGGAGCGGUGCUCCCGGCCGGGCGGGGGAGGGAACACCUGCCGCCGCCGCCCGGCUCGGAACGGUGCUCCGGCCGGGCGGGGGAGGGAAGACCUCCCGCCUCUGCCCGGCUUCGGAGCGGUGCUCCGGCCGGGCGGUGGGGAGGAAGACCUCCCUCGCCGCCCGGCCUCGAACGGUGCUCCGGCCGGGCGGGGGGAGGGAACACCUCCGCCGCCGCCCGGCUCGGAACGGUGCCCGGCCGGGCGGGGGGAGGGAAGACCUCCGCCGCCGCCCGGCUCGGAACGGUGCUCCGAGCCGGGCGGGGGAGGGAAGACCUCCGCCGCCGCCCGGCUCGGAACGGUGCUCCGAGCCGGGCGGGGGGAGGGAAGACCUCCGCCGCCGCCCGGCUCGGAACGGUGCUCCGGGCCGGGCGGGGGAGGGAAGACCUUCUGAAGGCGGGCGGGGGCGAAGUCUUUGCUCCCCUGCCUGCCUGUCCCGGAGGGCUUUGAAGGCGGACAUAUUUCUUAUAUAAUUUCUUUUUACCUCCCUACGAACUUAUAUUUAUACAAUACAGGAUCAGUCUAAUUCUGCCAAGAAAUGAUUGUUGUGAGGAAAGAUGAUCUCCGUAAGCUGAUGGCUCUGCCAUGCUUUCGAUCUACAGUUGUGCUUUUAAGGUUUCAUGCAGGUAUUAUUGGGUUGCCAUCUGGCCCCGAUUCCAGGACAAAGUGAUUCCAAUGGAAUUGAGACCCUCUGAAGGGUGUUGUAAAAAUUCUAAGGUCUCAAAUAUAGAAUAAAUGUAUAAUUCUUGCUUUUGGACCUUGUUGGUCAUGUGUACCUCUUUGCAUAGUGGGAAUCCUCCAUAAUUCCCCUUGCCUGAGAUCACAUGGGCAGAUAUCCAUCAGGGGAAGCGCUGAGGGGAUUUCCCCCCAAAACUGUGAACCUCAAUGUUAAUUGUCAUUGUUUGCCCAGGCUCUCAUCAUGGAAGGAUUACCUGCGGGUGGCACUGUGGUCUAAACCACUGAGCCUCUUGGGCUUGCCGAUCAGAAGGUCAGCAGUUUGAAUCCCUGCGAUGGAGUGAGCUCCCAUUGCUCUGUGCCAGCUCCUGCCAACCUAGCAGUUCAAAAGCCACCAGUGCGAGUAGAUAAAUAGGUACCACUGCAGCGGGAAGGUAAAUGGCAUUUCCGUGCGCUCUGGUUUCUGUCACGGUGUCCCAUUGUGCCAGAAGUCUUGCUGGCCACAUGACCCGGAAAGCUGUCUGUCGACAAACGCUGGCUCCCUCAACCUGAAAGCGAGAUGCGUGCCACAACUUCAUAGUUGCCUUUGACUGGACUUAAUCCUCCAGGGAAGGGACGCGGGUGGCACUGUGGGUUAAACCAUAGAGCCUAGGACUUGGCGAUCAGAAGGUUGGCGGUUCGAAUCCCCGCGACAGAGUGAGCUCCCGUUGCUCGGUCCCUGCUCCUGCCAACCUAGCAGUUCGAAAGCACGUCAAAGUGCAAGUAGAUAAAUAGGUACUGCUCUGGCGGGAAGGUAAAUGGCGUUUCCGUGCGCUGCUCCAGUUCGCCAGAAACGGCUUAGUCAUGCUGGCCACAUGACCCGGAAGCUGUAUGCCGGCUCCCUCAGCCAAUAAAGUGACAUGAGCGCCGUAACCCCAGAGUCGGUCACGACUGGACCUAAUGGUCAGGGGUCCCUUUACCUUUACCGUAACCAUCCAGGGAUCCUUUACUUUUACCUUUUUUGUUUCAACAAUGCUGAUGCUUUGUGUAAACUAUGUCUGGAACUAUGUAAAAUUUACUAAACCCCAGGAAUGUCACAGCUUGACCUGCCUGAGCCACUGUAACCCCACCUUAUGUGUGAUGUAUUUCUUACUGUAAAGGAGAUGUCCUUCAUCUUCAUGCCAAAAUGCUAACCCUCAAAAAGAGGUGCCUCUCUUUGUUCUGGGUCUCUCACUUUCUGUUGCAGCAGAAAAAUCAAGACCUGCCUUGCUUUCCACUGGUUCCAUCCAUUCUUCUCUGACUGAUCAUGGACUUAGGGGACUCAGAGUCCCUUGGGGAGUUGGGCAGCAAAAGCCAACCCCAAAUUUUCUACAACAGCAUAAUAUGUCCUGACAAAGAGCAUUCAUUGUGUUCUCUUCCUCUUCCUCUCCCUCUCUCUCACUUUAAUUCAUUCACUAUACUAAGUUGCUUCAGGUUUAAUGAUGACCAAAUGGAAUUGACAAAUUGAAUUGCUAAUCUGAAACUAUUUUGGGCCUAUAGCCCUCCCACUCAAAAACCGUAAGCUUCUGUUCUGCACACUUCACAUGAUUUACUCACCUUGGCAAUCAAUAUAAUGAAACAAAUUACUCUGCUGGAUUUGCACAGAACUAUUGUGAAGCCAGCUGCCUGCUCUGUGCCAGGUAAAUAUUUAUGGGGAACCUUUUACAAGCUAAGAUCCAAAUGUAGUGUGCCUUGAAUUGACAGACAAUAAAAGAGAAGCUAUGUGUAUAGUCCAGAAGAAAGUUCCAAUUAAAAGCUUCCACAGAAUUAAGCUCAUAAUGAGGUAGCUCACAGUGCAACCCUAUGCGUAUUUAAUUAAGAAUCACAUUCUGCUGUGUUCACUAGAGCUUACUCUUAGGUAAGUGUGUAUAGGAUUGCAGUUUCAGGCCUGGAAAUGGCUUCUCACCUGGCAUCCUGUGACAAACAAGAUUGACCUCUAGGGAACUAUUGUACAUUGGAAGACCGUUGCUCCUCAGCUUGUGUGCAUUAGAUGUGCCAAAAUUAACUAGUACAGUGACUUGCUGGUUAGUGAUCCUUCUGUGGGUUAGUUAUUUUCCUGGAUGAUGAUGAUGAUGAUGGUGAUGAUGAUGAUUGCAAUCCUUUCUGAUUUACAAUCUGAUCUGGUUUGGGGAUUGCAAGUGCCUUAAUUGUCCUGGUUGAUUACUUUUGCCUAGAAGUAGGAAGGGAAAGUGAAGCCUUUUUAGUUCUCUUGGAACACUCAGUAGCUUUUGAUAAUGUUGAUCCUGGGAUGCCAGGGCUCUUAGCUGGGUGCAGUUAUGAGUAACUGCAAUGGCUACAGUUCUGCCUAUUGGGUAGAUCUCAUGAGGUCAUUCUGGGUUGCUCUGUGAGAUUCCACAGCAGAAAGAAAUGUCAGACACUCACUCACCUCAGUGCUCUAUUGGUCAAGCAUUCUUCUUAUUAGAAGCAAUUAAUUGAUAUUCAGAGGAGAGUCACUUUGCUUCUUGUCUGGACUUCCUCUAGAGCCAAUGUAGAAAACCUCUGGCCCCCCACAUAUUGCUGAACUACAACUCCCAUUAGCCUUGGAAAGCAUAGCCAAUGAUUAUGAGAGUUGUAGUUCAGCAAUACAUGGCGGGUCAAAGGUUCCCACACCUGAUUUAGAGACAUGGUUAAUUUAAAAUUAAAAGUGAUAGUGUGUUCAGUAUUUUAAAAGACUUUAGUUUUUAAAAAAUGGCUAGUUGGGGCAGAGGGGAGAGACCGAAUUCUGUAAGUAAGGCAUACAUAAUUACCAGGCACCUUCAUCUGCCUCACCUGCAAUAAAACAUCUCUCUCCUGUACCAGUCUCUGCUGCCACACUAGGUGUUGUAACUCUCCAAUGGUUUGGCUCAACCACCAAAGGUAUACUCUCCCGUUGUCUCUCGAGACAGACAGAUGCCAACACACAUUCUGUAACUACCUGUUUCAUUCCACAGUGACCCUUUGGGUAUUGCUAGGUUCACACAGGUGCUUUCCAUAGAUUAUCAUCCAUUCGCUGUUUACAUAUAAUAAUGUUAAUCUUCCUGCUUACAGUAAUUGAACAGAACAAUGAUGUAACGCCAAUAAGUUGGUAGGGAAUUUCCUACAAUGACUGGCUGUGUCAUUGUUUAGCCUGUAAUGAUUGUUUAGUUGUGCCCUUUGCCCAGGACUCAGUCAUUGGCUGCAACACCUAUCUAAGCAAAUCAGACAGCUAAGCCAAGUUCUGCUGUUAGCUCCCCCCCCCCAAGAAAAACUUCAAAGGGGGAAAUUAAAGAUUGUGCCAUUUUGUUCUAUGUAACGUAUCAAAGGAGAUUUCCAUUUUUAUGCACACCUGAAGGGCCUCAUAGCCGCAGCUGGUGCAUCUUCCUAACAAGCUAAUCACAGUCUCUGUAAUCUGUUUUGUCAUGUGUUGUAUCAGUUUAUCUGUAGGUGUCCCAAACAACACAAGCAUGUUCCUGGAAGUGGGAUAUUUGCAAUCUCAGCUCCUGUAUUUGCAUCUUCCAACACCCACUCUUACCUGCCUGCGAAAAUGCGUGACAGUUCUCUCUUACUUCAUUGCGCUGUUGGCAGAAAUCCACCUCUGUCAUCACUGUGUAUAACUGUUGAGUGUGAAGUUGUAUUUUGGGUUAUACAUGAAACUUUUUAGCCUGAGCUGACAUUCCACGUGUACACAUGUGUGUGUUGAUCGUGCCAGCUAGGCAGCUUUGAGGCACCCAACUUCCAUGUUGACUGUACAGUAGAUAAUUUAUAGACCAUCAUUGCAUGACACCCCCCCUCAUUUUGUGUGUGUGUGUGUGUGUGUGUAUGUGUAUAUUAGGGUUAGGCAAUAUCUAGUUUUCAACAUUGCAAUAUAUCACUACCUAAACAUUGCAAUAUACCAGUAUAACUUGAUGUCUGAAAUAAAGAUGGAGCUAUGUAGAGCACUGGCUAGCUUGACGGUUUUCCCCGUAUUGUGAUUUUUGCCGGCACCUGCUCUUGUGAUUCGCUUUUCUGUGCAGCAGACAGGGGAGAGCUUAGCCAGCAGGGUUAACAGGGGCUGCAGGAAUCGAGAGAAGCGUUGACUGGAUUCAGUUCCCCCCACAUUGCGAUUUUUGCAUAGCACACAUGUCAUGAUUUGCGAUAUAUUGCCAGUUCAAAAUUUUUGCAGCCGAUAUCAUGAUAUGGACUUCAAACUAGUUUUGGACCCUAGAUCAAUAUAUCGGCCAGCCCUAAUGCAUAUAUGCAUAUGCGUCUCUGUAUUAAUUUUAAAAGCAUUUUAAAACUGCUGAAUAUUCAGCAUGGCUGAAGCCUCUAGACAUGGGCAGAUGUGCACUCAAGAUCCAGAAACAUGGGACCUUCCACGUGGAAAAGGUCCACUGCAAUUAAUACAUAUGUAUAUAUCUUCCUUAAAUUCCUCCAACACUUAGAAUGAGCAGAAAUGUCAGAAUAACUUUACAUUAAGCAAAAAUGGGUGGCAACUCCUGUCUAAAUGAAUAUCUAAUUUGCUUUAUUUUAUUGCAUUUUUAUUCUACCUUCUCCUCUAGGGAACUCAUAGUGGCUGAGAAACAGUGACAGGCCCAAGGUCACCCAGUGAUAUGAACCCUUGUCUCCCAGGUCCUAGUUGGACACUCUAACCCAGGCAUAGGCAACCUCGGCCCUCCAGAUGUUUUGGGACUACGAUUCCCAUCAUCCCUGACCACUGGUCCUGUUAGCUAGGGAUCAUGGGAGUUGUAGUCCCAAAACAUCUGGAGGGCUGAGGUUGCCUAUGCCUGCUCUAACCACUACACCGCACUGGCUUCCCAUCUGGCCUAGGAGACCCCUACCAUCUUGUGGGUCCUUGUAGCUUACAGCAUGCAACUAACAGUCUCCCCUGUACCUUACGUGGGCUGCAUAAUGGUUACAAAAUACAAGUACUAGCGGAUAUAAUGCAUACAUACCAAGUCCCUUCUCUUCUUUGCCCCCAUCCCCAACAGCCUGCCUGCAUAUGGCCUUGGCUGGCUCAGUGCCAUUCUUUGCAGGCACCUUUAAUGCAUGAUGACAGCCCUAUCGGAGGCAGGUUAAGCUGGUUACGAAGUCUCGUUUCCAUGCCAUUUGGAACCAAAUAGCUGCUUUGCGGAAACUUUGUUGCCCAGAGGGUCUUUCCGCCUGUCUCAGCAGCCUGCUUCUUUCAAAGCGGGAGCUGUGCAUGGGAAUUCCGGCUGCUUCUCCAUCUUGGCAGAUGCAUAAUUACUCCUAUUUGAGUUUUGCAUUAUAAUGCCUCCUUGCAACCAGUGGUCAAUUAUCAACACUUGCGCUUCUCUUGAAUUAACUCGGUGCCUAAAUGUUACAGCUCUGAGGGUUUCCGUCCCCCACGAUACGCUGGUGUGUGUGUUUGUGUGUGUUUGCUCUUUCCUCUGCCACUCAGGGCGACUUUCCUUUUCCUCCCAUGUGGGUGGAAGCAGGCUUUGAAUCCCAGAAUCCAAUUAAGACCUCCCUGCGGGCCGGCAGGCCUCUCGCCUUCUCUGUUUUCCUUUUGUUGCAUGCCUGUAGUGUAACAAGCAGCAGAAUGGCUGUUCCCACAGCUCAGAAUAUGAUUAUUUAUUAAGUGCUUCCAGCCAGCAAGAUGAAUAUAUUACUCUCCGACAAAGAAGAUUGGGUAAUUGAAAAUGUAUAUUUUGCCAUGAUACUGAGUUGUUUUUUUUAAUAGCAGACUAACAUGGCUGCAGUGGUCCCUCACCAUCAUAAACAUCAGACCCCAAGAGAUUUUAUUGCAAUGUUCUCAAAGUAAGAAUUACUGAAGAUGCUAGUAUUUGAUCAACAUAAUAGAAUUUUAGAUCAGUUGAGGCACACAGGGCAGGAUUUGCCUAACGAUCCCCAUCUGAAAGGCUUGCACAGAUGGGAAGAUUGGAAGAGUGUCAUGUUGAACUUCACCCAUAGUGUUUUCUUGGCUCAUUCAGAUUUGUGUGGGUAGUGUUACUGUGCUUAUCAUAUCAAUAUUCCUUGUAGGUGGGUAUGUUGGAAAUGUGGCUUAUUAGCCCCGUGAAUUGCUUACUUGAUCCGUAAAGGUCUCUGGGAUACCUUUUUCUUAAGAGGGUGAUCACCCAACAAGCUAGAACAGGGGUGGCUAACCUGGUGCCUUCUUGAGCUUUUCAGAUUGCAUUUCCCAUCACCCCGUGACCAUAGGUCAUGCUGGCUAGGCCUGAUGGGAUUUGGAGUCCAACAGCCUUUGGGGGGUACCAUGUUGUCUGUCCCUGGCCUAGGCAAAAAAAUACUUGGGGAUUCUUCAAUAUGUGUGCUCAUUUCUUGAUUAUCUCCUAAGAUCAUGGGUGUCUCGCAUAUGACAAUGAGCCUUCACAAAGCAAAUCCUAAAGAUCCAGUGUCAUCUUAUACACAAUCCUUCAUAUUGAGGAUAGUUUAGCCAUUCAGUUGCCAGGCACCAAAUGCUAACAAAUCAGUACGUGCUCAUGCAUGUGUGGAACACCUUUCACAGAGAAGCAAAGGGCAGAAUGUAGAAAGGCAGUGUUUCAAAGCUGUCCUAAAUGUAUUUUUAAAUUGUUGUCAUCUGCCCUGAGACAGCAUGCUGAAAAUCUACAAAUAAAACUGAAACACAGUGAUGAAAUACAACUAUUCUAUAUUAUUUUCAUUUUAUUGAGCACUUGUAUAGCCCACCUUUCCUUCAAAGAAUGUAAGUGGAUAUACAGGGUUCUCCUCUUCUCGAUUUUGUCCUCACAACAACCCUGUGGUCAGACUGAGAGACUGUGACUGGCCCAAGGGUGCCCAGUGAGCUUUCUGGCUCAAUUUUGAAAGUCUGGAUAUAGAAUUGCAUAUGAUGAAAGCUGAAGCCAAGUGCCAGUGACCCACAGCAAGAGAUACAUGGCACCUCUUUUGACCCCAGAGUUCCACUGGGUCGCACACACAUGUACAUUACAUGGUGUAUGUUAAGGUGCAUCAAAGAUGACCAGACAGUUUCAGCUACAAGGCUUUUGGUGAAGGGCACCUGACAUAAUAGAAAGAUGAUGCUCAACUGAAUUCUCUUGGUAAAGCAAGUCACAGCAAUGGAAAAACCAUUAUCCUCCCUCCUAUUGCUUUUCAAUAUUUUCUGUAAGUGGAUAUGCAACAAGCCCUCACCUGCUUACAUCAAAGGCAUCCAACACCUUUUCUCUCUGAAAUUGUAUGUCCUCUAUUCCUUGAUAGCAUGGGGCUGGGUUCAGAACUUCAUUUCUUCCAAAACUGCAUGCCUCCACUUCAGGGGCUUUCAGCUCACGAUUGCAAGGCAGACGCAAUUCUGUUUGAUAAUUUGCCAGAAGCCCUAACGUCUGGUCUGUUUUGCAAAGACCAGCUCACAUUCUGAUAGAUGGUGUCAAAAUAAUGGCUGCUAUUUCCUGCUCUUGAGACCCAGCACUUCAGAACUCUAUAGAGAACCACGGGACUCUGCACAAUUAGCGUUCCAGCUUGUUCCAAGUCACUGCAGUUUAACUGAACUCCAUGAAGCUGACAGCGUAGCCCAGAAGAGUGCAUUAUUUCUGAAAUGUUGGGAAACAACUCUGCUCAUAAUGUCGGAAGCCGCAGCAGCUGCAGUUGCCAAGAGACUGAAACAAACAAACAAAAAAGAAUUGUUUUUACGUAUGUCCAAUUUAGUGUUGACUCUUAUAGCAAGCAGUAAGAUGUCUGAGGAAAAGAGUCUCUAGAGUAUCAGCUAUUUUUGUAGAGGUGUUGUUUGCUGGUAGUCUCAAUUUCUCCCUAAAAAUAAAAUAAAAUUCUGGUACUGAGGCAAUUAUGUUACUCAAUAAAUCCACGUAGCUUGAAGCAUGCUUAAUCUAAUGCAUGCUUAGUAGACCCCCCCUUCAAUUUGGACAAUUGUGUUCAAUAGAAAGGGGUUUGGGGCCGUUGAAGCUCCCACAUGCAGUAGACCCUCAGGGUCUUUUCCAACUCUACAUUUCUCUGAUUCUAUGAGUGAAGCUAGCUGAAUGUUGACUUACUUAAUUGAAUUAUACAGUGUGUGCAUCCCAUUUCUCUAUGAGUUUGGGUGUUUCGGGGGGAGUUAUUCUGUCUGGAGAAGUGUGUGCAAACUGAGUAUGUUGAAUUUCAAAUUGUAAGGUUCUUGGUGUUGGUUCUCUUGUACUCUUUAAAGUGUUGUGCACAUUGAUGUUGCUAUAUAAAUAACGAAUAAAAUCAGACAAUGACCACUUCGACAGGAAUAUUUUGCCCGGUGUGCCGCUACCCAGUUUUGGAAGUGAACUUGUGGUUGAUGAUGCAUGUAUGCUGCAGGGCACAGUGUGGACUCUAGAGAGUCAGCCUGGGUGGAUCAGCACCAUGGACAGUGCUCUCUGCCGUUGCUCCUUCCAACUUUCCAUUUUUGAACUGCAAUCUAAAAAUGGAUUUUGGAAAUGGCAAUAGGAGCCAGUAUCUUUCCCAGAGUGAAUGAACUUCUUGGCUGUAAUGAGUUAAGCAGUUGCCUAGGAUGUUUCUUAUUGCAAAUGUUUGUGGCCACCCUCCCUUCUUGUGGCAACGGCCACUUGAUGAUAUAUAGCAACGCUGUGAUGGCCUGGGAAUCUGAUUCAGAAUCUGAACCUGAGGAGUCCCAGCCUGCACAGGAGUCCCCGCCUCCAGGGCCGGCUGAGCCGGGGCAGGGGCUUGAAUCUGAAGGGCCUGCACCUGUGCCAGAUCCUCAGGUGCAGACACCAGAUGUAUGCACUCUGGCUCCGGAGGUGAUUGAGGACCCAUUGCCGGCAGGUGCGCCUCUCCCAGCCCUGUCAGGGGAAGGUGAAGCUGCCCCUGGGUCCAGUAACCCUCCAGCCUCUCCUGAGCUGCAGAGGCUCAGGGCAGAGAGGCAGAGGGAACUGGGUUAUCUCAGGAGGAGUGCUCGCCUUAAGGCCAGGAGCAGCGGGUCACCUGUGGGCCGGGACCGCCCCUGGCCUCAGAGGCGAUAAAGGCCAGCCAGCCCAGUCCCAGCUUGCGGGAGCAACGACGUUGGAAAUCUGUUUCUGCCAGCACCCAGACCUGUUUUUCCAGAGUUCCCAACCACGCCCGGCUUCUUGCUUUGAACCCCGCUUCGCCCUUGGUGGACAGUCUCCAGACCCUCGGCCCAGGACCAGACUCUGACCACGCCUCACGGUAACCCCCCCCCCGGGACCAGCACAAAUGCCUUUAUACAAAAGUUCAUGAUGCCUGAAUGAAUCUUCUUCUUUGGCGAUCCCUCGUAGCUGAGUAUGAUUGUUUUCCAUAAACACGGUUUUAACAAUCAGUCCGUAAGUGACUGUGGAGGCCAGUUCUGUAUCCAAACGUCCUUCCACAGUGGGGACAUAGGUUUCUGGGUGGGAGUUGAUAACAGUGAGGGUUUGCCAAGCGUGUCUUCCUCUAAGUGCAUUUCUCCCUUUUGUCCUGAGUUUGAGCAUCUUCAAAGUCCAUGACACCUUUGGUUAAAGGCUGUUCUCUAAUUGGCGCGCACAGGCAAGUGUUUCCCAAUUGUUGGUGUUUAUACUACAUUUUUAAAGAUUUGCCUUGAGGCAGUCUUUAAACCUCUUUUGUUGACCACCAGCAUUACGCUUUCCAUUUUUAAGUUCGGAAUAGAGUAGUUGCUUUGGAAGACGAUCAUCAGGCAUCCGCACAGCAUGAUCAGUCCAGUGAAGUUGAGGUUGAAGAAUCAUUGCUUCGACACUGGUGAUCUUUGCUUCUUCCAGUAUACUGGCAUUAGUUUGGCUGUCUUCCCAAGAGAUGUGUAAAAAAUUUUGGAGACACCGUUGAUGGAAUCUUUCAAGGAGUUGGAGAUGGCGUUUAUAAGUGGUCCAUGUUUCACAAGCAUAUAGUAAGGUUGGUAGUACAAUAGCUUUGUAAACAAGCAUUUUGGUUUCCCUGCGAAUGUCUUGGUCCUCAAACACUCUGCACUUCAGUCGGGAGAAAGCUGCAUUCACAGAGCUCAGGCAAUGCUGGAUUUCGGUAUCAAUGUCAUCCCUUGUGGAAAGGUAGGAGAAGUGAUCAACAUUUUCCAACGUUACACCACUGAGUUGGAUUUGUGGCACUGCAGAGGGGUUAUUUUGUACUUGUUAGUGCAGCACUUUGGUUUUUUGGAUGUUGAGCAAUAGGCCAAGCUGUUCAUAAGCUUCUGCAAAUGUAUUUAGGAUGGCUUGGAGGUCAUACUCUGAGAAUUCACACAUUACGUUGUCAUCAGCAUACUGAAGCUCUAUGACUGAUGCCUGAAUGAAUACACUAAAUCUGGAGAUGAAGGGGAAGACUACAUAUUAUGACUAGUAAAGGAGAUGCCAGUGUUUGCCAUAACAAAAGGGUAAAUUGUGGUGGUGAUGUGCGCAUCUUUAUCACAACCAACCAGCCAUGUACUUGCAUCUGGAAACAUUGGUGUUUCUCAAACGAACAGUAACAUGGCUCAGUAUGAAAGUAUAUGAGAAGGAAUUUUCAAAUGACCAUCUUAAGGCACUGACUUCAUUUAUUAGCAUUGAUGAAACUAACUUGUGAAUCUGAUGCACUGUGUGAGGGUUCUGUCAGUGCUACCAAUAUGUUGGUAGCGACUUGCUAGUCCUUCAUGGUGCUAUUUAAAUGUCAGUGGAAGGAGAGAAGAAAUGAUACAAACUGAAUAAAAAUACGUGAAGAGGCACGUGGGAGAGGGGGAAAUAGAAAAUAAAAGAAGUUUCUGCCUCUGGAUCAGAAAAUUCUGCCUAAAAGGAGGGGAUGAGUCACGAUACUGAUAGAACCAAUGUCUGUACUUGAAGCUGAGCUAUGGGACUCCUUGCCACAGGGAAUUAGAUAGCCAUACCUAAUUGCUCUUCCCACCCACCACCACUUUGUGAUUGGCUUUGCUUCCCGUAUGUUAUGGCUGGUGGGAUGUGUUGAUUUUUAGCCCCCUCAAGAGGGUCUUGAGGGUAGAAAGUUUGAUGUAGCCCAUUGUGAGCCAGAUGGGUCAGUGGUAUAAGGCAACAUCGGAUGUUCCUAUGACAAACUUAAUGGCAAUUUAUAAAUGCUUUAAAAAUGCCUGUGUGCUAGAUAUGCAUGGCAAAAGAUGUAAAUCCCUUACUAUUUUUAUGGCAUCUGAAAUACCAAACACUCUUACAAUACUGCUGUUUCACAAUCUAAUUCUGAAUGUCUCCAUAAGGGGGCCUUUGAGCCUUGCCUCCUUUCCCCAGGCUGCCUGAAACCUAAAAUGAUACCCAUGUCCCUGUCUGCUUGGCUCUGAUGAUGCUGUGUGUCCUCUGAACCUAUUCCUCAGGCACUCAGUUUUCACUCAUUGGAGGAGGAGCCCUAAUGAUUCACUGUGUAAUAGCUUGAUUUAUUGUGACUUCAUACUGCUGGGCAGGACAUGCAUGCAGAAUUGCAAUCUGUAGAAGAAAACAUUUGCCCAGCUUUAAUUUGCCCAUAGACACGUAGGUGUGUGCAUUAUGCUAUUGUGUGAUUUAAAAUAGAAGCUUACUUUAUUUUCCCAUACAUGUUCAGUCUUGAUACCUAUAGACAAUGUUACAAGAUAACACUGCAAUAAAUGUAUCUAGCCAAGAAUAGAAGUUCUCAAAAGGGCACUUCCUAGAAAUCAAGGGUUUUCAUAAACACACCAUAAGAAUUGAUUACUUAUUUAUCAUAGGUGUGCUUCUGUUCAGUUUAAGCAAUGGUUUAUUUUAGCUGCUUGGGUGACAAAAAGCCAGCUGUAUGGAUUUUUUUCCCUCCCAAGGACUCUGCAUUUGAGUUGCUGACAGCAAUUGCAUUUCUAGGAGCUGUUUUGCUUUUGAACUGUCUUCCAUCUCUUUCUCCUUUGGGCCAGAUCUGUGCUGUUUGCAGAGAAAUUAUAGGAGGAAAAACCCUCCAGCUUGGAAUGAGGGGGUGGAACCACAGUAUAAUCAAAUUAGUACAUGUGAUAACCUUAAGAUGUGUAUCUUUGCAGUUGACUAUAAGAUUGAAUGUGGCACAUCAUAGCAAUCUUUGCUCAUUAAUAAAGCAGUUAUGAAAUUAGAGGCAACAGUGAUGAAGGAUUUUACUUUGCUUUUCCUGUACUGCAACCCUGCAGGCACUGGAUAGAUAACGGGAUUCUCCAAAAUAUCACAGACAUGGAAAAUAGAUUGGAUGCACCUUCUUGCAUAGAUGAUGCGUGAUACAUGCUGUGACCUGCAUGAAGUCCAGUUCUUUAGCUGUUGCAGAAACCAUGCAUUAACAACACAGGAAUGACCCAACCAAAGCUAAGCACAUCACUGAUUUCAGUGGAGUAGUUAAACACAAGUUCCAAGCAUUCCAUUUUGUAUAUGACUCAGAUGCUAAAGUUUGGCUGCAUUGAGUCUAUUCCAUAUGGAAUUACAAAGAUUUGGCUAGGAUUUCGUGCUUUGUACCCAAGGCCUUCUCAGUUGUAGUCUAUUUACUUUCAUCUAGCACAGUUGCUUGUUCCCCCUCCUCCAGUUCCUUCUGCUUAAUACAAACAACUUGGUUAUAUAAAUACUCAUAUAAACUUCAUUGCUGUUCUUGAACAACUUCUUCUUCUUCUUCUUCUUCUUCUUUUACAAAUGCAUGAACUGUACACUCAGAUGCCUAGUCUUCAUUUCCUACUUAAUCGGCAACAGUGGGUGUGUGAGUUAGAGAACUGGAGAAAAAGAACCGUUUCCAAACAAUGGAAGAAUUUUGAAUGUCUGUCACUUUGUCUGUGUUCCAUAUUCUGUUUUGAUAAAGUGCUUGUAUGGGAGGAACUUAACAGGGCCGGCAUUCUCACAUACUUUUAAGAUGUGCGGUGCUUUAAUUUGCCCAUAGACACGUAGGUGUGUGCAUUAUGCUAUUGUGUGAUUUAAAAUAGAAGCUUACUUUAUUUUCCCAUACAUGUUCAGUCUUGAUACCUAUAGACAAUGUUACAAGACAACACUGCAAUAAAUGUAUCUAGCCAAGAAUAGAAGUUCUCAAAAGGGCACUUCCUAGAAAUCAAGGGUUUUCAUAAACACACCAUAAGAAUUCUAGGAAGCGCAGGUAAUAUUCAAAGUACAUUAACCCUGGAUUUCUGUUAAAAAUGCUCAAGGCAACUUACAACACAAUUAAACAUUUAUUUUAAAAAUACCAAUAAAACCUAAUGCACAGAUAGAUGGAGGAACCAAAACUUGCUGUGAGGUUGAAACUCAACAGCUCAACAGUGCAGUUGCCUGGUGAUGGUGACAGAAGGUCUUCAUAUAGCAAUCGUAUGCCAUCAAAGAACUUGUGUGGUUACUGCUAUGAGACAUGGAGUAAGUUUUUUGCGUUAUCUUUGGGCAGAGAUGGCCAGUGCCAGCGGUGUUGUUGGACUCCAGUGCCCAUCAGCCCAGCCCAAAUGGUCAAAAGCCAAGAAUAAUGGGCACUGUAGGAAGUUGGGAGGGUCAUGUUGAUGCAUGCCUCUUGGAAGAAAUAUUAUCCAGUCCAGUUCCAGUAAGGAUUCAGGCCUUGGAUAGCUUUAGUCCUGAUGUAUAGCUUUUAUUGGGAGAGGGAAAGAGUGAGUGUGAGCGUGUUGAUUCUGUUUUGAUACCGUUGACCAUGGAUUUUUCCUGGAGUGGAUCAGUGGCAUGGGAGUUGCAGGCCCCGUGUUGCUGUGGUUCUGCUCCUAUCUUCAGGGAACCAGAGCAUUUGGCAAUGCUUGGUCAACCCCAUGGCUUUUUGACUGUGAGAUUCAGGAAGGUUCCAGUGCUGUUCAACAGCUACAUUGAAGCCAUUGGGAGUGGCCAGUUGGGAAUUUGGAGCAAGGCGUCAUCAGUAUGCUGAUGACAUCUCUCUGUGCCAAUUGAGGUACGUGCCAGUUCUGAGCCCAGUGCCUGGAUGAAGUGGUAGGCUGAAAGGGAGGCAAGAAUUGGAAGCUGAAUCCUAGCACAAUUGAGAUCUUGUGGGUGGGAAGAUCUCAAGUUUGUUUUCUGACACAUACAAAGCUUGCUGGCAGUGAGAGAGGGUUCUCGGCUAAAAAGUGAGGUUUUUAAAGACAACUUCUUUUGUUUUAGUGGUGCCAGUUACCAUCUUGCUGCAAACUCACUGUGAAACCCUUUGUUCAGAUUAUCCCAAGGCAGUGUUAAUCUGAACAUUAAAAAAACAGCUUGUGCACAAUCUCUAACCUCUCCUUGCUUGACUGAACUGAGAUAAAUGGCUUUGAAACAUUGAUGCCUUGUUCUUUCUGAGGUAUUAUCAGUAAAAUGCCUGGCUUUUUUCUUCUUCUUCUUCAAAAAUAAAUUCUAUUCUGCAUCAGUAUUGCAAAACCACGUAUACAGCACAAGAUUGCUUCUAUGUUUCUAUACCCAAUGGAUAAAUAUUUUGUUUUGUUUUAAAUGGGGCCAUGGUGUAAGUCAGCUUUCUAUCUUGGUUGGCUGAAAGCAGAAUUUAUUUUCCAAAAUGAAGGCUGUCUAUUGUUUCUUUAUCCCAUUCUGUUUCUAUGCCAUUCUAAAGUAAUGGCAGUAGGAACGACCAUGAACAGCUCACUUGUAUGAAUUUAGAAAAUCUGAAACAUUUUAUUAGUCAGACUGUCUGACUAAUAAAAAGUUUGAAGAAAAAUGAGCUAAUAGUAUUCCCUACACAUACACCAGAAAUUGGGAGCAUGUGCAUGUUCCAUAUUGGGAAUAAGUUAUGCAGGUUCACCUUCUCCUGGUAUUACAUGAGACUUCCACAUCCCCGAAUGUUCAAAGGUGAUAGGUUUAUAAUUUUCUCUUUGCCUAUCCUGGGCCUAAAGUUUGCUAUUCUGGUCCAAUUGCAUGAAUAAGCCACCUGGGACGGUAUUUGAGCUGCAGAUGAAAAAUGCCGCUUUUGUGAACUUGCAUGUGCUGCUUGAGAUGAAGGAAUAGCAGAGAAUCAGAUGCGAUGGAAAGAAGGGAGUGACAGCAGAUGGUUUCAGGAGCCUCUCUACAUCUGGGAGGUAUGUGAUGCAUGUGCAUCAGCUGCGCACAACUUGUGCACCUGUGUAGAGUCCCAAGAUGCUACCAACAUUAUGCCUACGCCAAUUCCGCAGCCGUGGCCAUUUGUUGUUGCUCAUAGAGCUGUGCAUGCUCAAAUACAGAGUGGUCAAAGCUACACAGGGAGCGUAAACUUGGAAGUUCCACAUCACUCUUCCUUUCUUUUCCAAUAGCCCUUAAACCUGCAGAACAGAUUACAGCGAGAGCUUAUCUGUCCCUGUUUUCAUAGAAUAGAAUAGAAUCAUAGAAUAGAAUCAUAGAGUUGGAAGAGACCACAAGGGCCAUCGAGUCCAACCCCCUGCCAAGCAGGAAACACCAUCAGAGCACUCCUGACAUAUGGUUGUCAAGCCUCUGCUUAAAGACCUCCAAAGAAGGAGACUCCACCACACUCCUUGGCAGCAAAUUCCACUGUCGAACAGCUCUUACUGUCAGGAAGUUCUUCCUAAUGUUUAGGUGGAAUCUUCUUUCUUGUAGUUUGGAUCCAUUGCUCCGUGUCCGCUUCUCUGGAGCAGCAGAAAACAACCUUUCUCCCUCCUCUAUGUGACAUCCUUUUAUAUAUUUGAACAUGGCUAUCAUAUCACCCCUUAACCUCCUCUUCUCCAGGCUAAACAUGCCCAGCUCUCUUAGCUGUUCCUCAUAAGGCAUCGUUUCCAGGCCUUUGACCAUUUUGGUUGCCCUCCUCUGGACACGUUCCAGUUUGUCAGUGUCCUUCUUGAACUGUGGUGCCCAGAACUGGACACAGUACUCCAGGUGAGGUCUGACCAGAGCAGAAUACAGUGGCACUAUUACUUCCCUUGAUCUAGAUGCUAUACUCCUAUUGAUGCAGCCCAGAACUGCAUUGGCUUUUUAGCUGCCGCGUCACACUGUUGGCUCAUGUCAAGUUUGUGGUCAACCAAGACUCCUAGAUCCUUUUCACAUGUACUGCUCUCAAGCCAGGUGUCCCCAUCUUGUAUUUGUGCCUCUCAUUUUUUUGCCCAAGUGCAAUACUUUACAUUUCUCCCUGUUAAAAUUCAUCUUGUUUGUUUUGGCCCAGUUCUCUAAUCUGUCAAGGUCGUUUUGAAGUGUGAUCCUGUCCUCUGGGGUGUUAGCCACCCCUCCCAGUUUGGUGUCAUCUGCAAAUUUGAUCAGGAUGCCCUUGAGUUCAUCAUCCAAGUCGUUGAUAAAGAUGUUGAAUAAGACCGGGCCCAAGACAGAACCCUGUGGCACCCCACUAGUCACUCUUCUCCAGGAUGAAGAGGAACCAUUGAUGAGCACCCUUUGGGUUCGGUCAGCCAGCCAGUUACAAAUCCACUGAGUGGUAGCAUAGUCAAGACCACAUUUUACCAGCUUCUUUACAAGAAUAUCAUGAGGCACCUUGUCAAAUGCCUUGCUGAAAUCAAGGUAGGCUACAUCCACUGCGUUUUGCAGAUCUAGAGUCUACUGAAGAACCAAGGGACCGUUUUCUUCUUUCUUGUGUGUAUACAUGCUGAUGUACAGUGACACACCACAUUGUCUUAAGGUUUGGAAACCAGAAGUUUCAGCAAGGCAGUUGUGAGUCAAGGACCCUCCACCCGCUUAGGAUAAAUAAGACACAAGACACAUGUAUUUUAGGUUAAUGGGCUAAAUAAGGCCACAACUUUAUUGAUUAUAGUAUGUGAGAGGUAUUGUCUUAGGCAUUGGAUCAACAAUCAACAAUAUGACCCCACCCCGUGCAGCAGGGAGUCGUUUAAAGGUUAACACCCAGUGGGAGGAGCUUGUUGAUACAAAUACAACUGGAAGCUUCCCCUGAUGUCACCGGUGGUCUAGCCACCAGCGGAGCAUCGGACAGGAUCCACAACCUCCGGAUUCCUUUAACGGAAUACCCAACAAGGGGAGGGGUAGGUGAUGGCCACGACCUGCCCUCCAACACGCGACAGAUAUUCCAAUGCCUAACCACCAAUACCUGAAAAGUUGUGACGAUUUGUUACCAGGUAGGCGAAAAACCAAGAGGCUUGUGCCAAUUUGCCAAAUGGAUAAAAAUUCCUACCAGGUCCCCUGGUCAACCAGGGCAACCAACCCUGUUCCAUAGCAAGGUCAAAAGGCAAGAAUUAUGACCUGGGGAGGGUGGGCGGGUGAUCUGAAGGUACCAGGCAGCAGAGUGAAGACACAAGGCUGCGGCGUCUGCUUGACUGCAGCUCAACCCUGCCCUAUUGGCUGGCCUGAUGGGUGGGGCGCAGCAGCCAGGACAGUGAUACAGGGGGCCGACUAUGCCCCGCUGCUGACGUGGGACUGGUUCCCGCUCACAACACCUCCCCUCUGUGAGGAGGAGAGGCCUUGCACAGUAUCAGACGUCUUCUGCCAACACACUCCUCCUCCUUGGUCCUUGCACUCUCCAGGGUCUCUUUGCAUAUCUUCCAUUCACCUGUAGCAGCAUCACAUCAGCCCCAAAGGACUGCCUGUUCUUUCUGACUCUCUGGCUUUCCCCAGAUUUAUAGGGCUGUCCAGGAGGAUCUGGGUGGAAAUUUUAACCCCAUCUUUCUUGGCCGUUUGCAGCUGCCUUACCUUUGCUGAUUGUAAGAGGUGGGUGAGGGGAUUCGCUCCCAUUUUGUGCCCUUGCUGGCCUCAGCUAUGCUAUAUUUGCUAGAACACACCCAUGGAAAUGGCAUUACCUGGCACACUUUUUUUAGGACAUGCCAGGAAGAUGCUGUGGGAUUGGGAAGAACUAGAACCACCUGGCUCUUUUUAAAAGUCAUAAUCACGAUGAUUUCAAAAUGCCAGCAGGAAAGCUGUUCGAGGUAAAUCGUGAGCUGACUCGUCUUGUUUAUAAGGAUGUCUAGGAAGAAAAAUAAGGCAUUGCUGUGUAAGAAGAUAUUGUCUGUCUUGAGUCGAGUUGCUGGGGAAGAGGAAAAGGCUUGAAGAGAACGCAUGAGCGGCUCGCUCGGUUCGCCCUUCUAUAAAUAAUUAAGAUACACCAACCUUCCAGAGGGUAUAAAUAAAACAGUGUCACUGUGUAUGUGAUCUAUGAGACACCCAGGAAAAUGGGUCACCAAAUCAAUGAAAUAUGACAGACUGUUCUCACUCAAUUUGGAAAGCAUUCUAGCAGCUCUGCAGCUAAUUAGUUGCCGUUAUUUUAGUUAAUUUCAGUCGCAUAAGGACUUCACGUGAUGCACACGUUCUGUAAACCUUGGCCAUAAGAGUCAGUCUGUGUACCUUUUGCUUAAUAUUUAUAAAAUCCAAGUCUAAAAACAGUCUAUCCUUCAAGCCCUGCACUUACAUGGUCCACUGCGGCUGGAUCUAGACGCAUUAAAAAAACGUUUGAGGAAAACGCGUUGUAAACCUCAUCAUGGGAAAUCAUGUUGCCCAAAGAUGGAACUCCACAGUGCCAUCUGGUGUCACAGUUUUAUAACACAUUUAAAUUGUGUGGUUUUUUGUGUGUUUUUUUAAACUAAUGUAGCUGAGCCCCCAGGUUCAGUAUUUGAUCCACCUGAGAAGGAAUUUCUGAACUCUUGACGCAUUCCUACAUUCUGUCUUGAUUUCUGGCUUGCUCUGCUGUACUCUGUGGUUCUGGCUCCAUGUUCUUGACUGCUGACAUUUCACGUCUCCUAGUUCCCGACUCCUGUGACCUGACGUGAUAAUCCAGGCAGGAGAUAGAUUAAGAGCUCUUAAAAUAUACAUGUAGGUAAACCCUAGGGAUUUAAGGGUCAAUUUUAAUUUCAUUUUUUUUAAAAAAAUUAAAAUUAUAUUUACAACCUGCUUUUCUUAACUGAAGGUAGCCCCUAAGCAGUAAAUGCUGUAAUGUCAAAAAUAAAAGCAGACAAUAUGUAACAGUACGUGAUAACCAGGAAGCAAUUUAGUGGGUUCACAUGUUGCUCAUGAUGCUAAUUUUCUUUCCAUGUAGAUUUUGCAAAACAUUCUUCAGAAAUGGAAUGUUCAAACGUGAAUUUCUUUUCGCAGUGAGGGAAGAGGAGUCUUGGUAGAAACUUGAAAGAGUCAGUCAGAUUCUGUUUCCCUUUUUAAACAAUUUCCACCGCUAGGAAGCUUGCAAGCGAAACGUAUUUUCCUGAAAAUAUGACGGUGGUUUAUUUUGUUUCUGUUUGCACAAGCUGGCUUCCAACUGUGUGCAUUGUCUGUUUCUCUAAAUGCAGUAUUAUGACCUCUGAUACAUAGUGAACUGGUAGCUCAGCGUAAAGAUCUAAAGGUCAGAAACAGGUCAGAGUUUUCAAGCUCCUCAACCUCAAUCGCAUCCGUUUAAGUCCGUGGCUGCCUCUUAAACGCUUGCAGCCAUCUCUUCCUGUGCUUAAUCUUAGUAGCAUGAAAUGAUUAGAAAGCUAUUGUCAUUCAUUGGGAUGCUGCAUAUACGUUGCCAUAUUGUCAGAUAUAUUAAACUUAGUAAAUGUAUACUGCAUGCGCACAUUCAAUAGGAUUUUGUCCACAUUCAUAUCAUUUAUGAAGAAAGCUUAAUAGCAAAAGGCAAACCUUUAAAAUGAGGAAGGAGGGGAGCCAGAAAGCUGUGGUUUGAAUUUCUCCAUCUUAAUGUUCACUUUUGAAACAGGUGAUGUUUUAACUGAUGUGUUUGACUUGUGGAACAAUGCAAGUUUUGCUUUUUCUCUCACUCGCUGAUAAUGUAUGGAGUAAAUUCCAUUGUUGAGAGCAGCGGUAGAUUUUGCAGCAUAAUUUGUGGGCCUGCCCAGCUCUCCAAGGCUUCUUUAUUUCAGGCUCCCAGACUCAAGUAGAUGAGGUUAAGCUGCCCCAUGGCAUGAGAUGGAAAUUGGGUUUGCAUAUUCUCUGAAGCGGCUUUUGGCAAUGAAAAGAAUUCCCUACUGGGUGCAAUGGGGGAUUUCCCCUUAUUGCACAUAGCAACUUUAGAGGAAGGGUUUUCCUCAGGAUCCAUGCUAUGGUUAAAGUAACUCACUCACCGCACCAUAACCAUCAAUUCCCACCCUUACCAGAUGCUAUUUGCAUUGUUUAAAACCUGCAUGACAAAAGGGAAGGAACGUUUUAAUCUUAUAUCUCGCUUGUUCUAUAUACUUUCUGGUUCAGGACUGUAAACCUCCCUUUUGAUCCACAAUCUCUACAUAUAAAAAGGCUACCAAUGAGAAUCGUAUAGAAUUGUUUACAAAAUUGCACUUAACUAUGGGCGAAGAUGACUGAAAGUUCAUGCUUUCCUUUUUGGUCCUGUGAGUUAUAGUGGAAUUAACUCUCCAGUAGUGCAAAUGAUUAAGUGGAUACAGAAGAUACUGCCAGAGAAGUGUGCAAAGCACACUUUAUGAUUAUUUAAUUCAACUGAGACACAGAUGGUUAGAUUUGUUGUGCUGUAUACAAAGCACGCAUAGCUCUUAAAAGGGCUAGCUCAUCAUCAUCACCAUCUCAUUUAUUCGUCAUGUAACCAAGAUCAGAAUCACACUCUGCUUCAAAGGACAGCAUUCUAGACCAAAUCCUCUUCAGCCUUCAGCUGAGUUUAUCAGUUGUAAUGUCAAGUGCAAUAGACUCGAAAGGGUGAGUGUAUUUUUAAUCAAGCAAAGGCCGCUGAUACAGACUUGAAGGAAUUGAUGCAGAUGCAUUAAAAAGACAACAGGAAAGACUACAAAGCAACUUCCCAAGUAUAGAAGUACUUGGAUAUGAAGCCAACCUCUUAACAUGCCACAGAUCCUUUGAUCAUUUGUUGUAUGGACAUUUCCUCCAGUCAAAGUGAGAAUAGGACUGUUUGCCUAUGUGAAUAACCCCAAGGUGAAAUUGCUGACCUGCAUCACACCAAAUUAACAGUCUCUGAAACCACCUUAGGAGCCCAAGUUAUGUAUACAGAACCUGAGAGGUCUAUGAGUGAUCCACCUGCAGAACAGAAGGAGCCCAUCACGUGUGCAGGAGAUUUUCCUCAGGACCAUUGCAGAAGAGGAAAUGGUUGAACUUCCCCUCCAGGCCUUCUGCAGUGGCAUGUUUUCUCUCCACCCCUCUCUGUUUAAAAGCAAAGAUGCAUGUUUAAUGCAGAGAAGCAUUUUAAUGUUAUGUCAUGUUUGGCCCUAUAUAUUUAUUUUUCAGGAUUUCAUGCAUCCCUUUUCUAUAAGAGAUAUAAUGCUAAAUUAUUAAACAUGUUACCUCCCACAAGAAUGCAAACUGUUCUAUAUUUUGGAAAGUUGUUUGGCCAUUCACCUGUUCUCUUUGAAUUCAGACAUCUCUUAAGGUACUGACACAAAAUUUGGCACAAAAGUUCCUAAGAUUGAGGAGCAGUUUUUCCAUGUAUGUUUGGGUGCCAUUGAAUCCCAUUAGAAUUACAAUUUCACACCAGACAUUUUUCAAAACUACACUGUUUUGGACACAUCUGAAGAUAUUGUAACUGCUAUGCCCCCUCUGGAGGAAUCCUCUUGAGAGAAGUACCUGCUGCUCCACAAAGUAAGUGUUAUGAAGGAGUGGGUUGCACAUGGAGAUGGAGAAGGGGAUUUGGGAUCUCCAGGGGUUAUGACACCCCUGAAAGAACACCACUUAACUUCCACUUCUUAAUUCCUGUGCAUGCUCAGAUAUAAUUUAUCACAUUGUGGUAUUUUGGGAUUUGACAAAUGGUAGGUUUCUGGGUCCGGCCUUGGUGCAAGUCAAUGCAGCAUUGCAUUUUAUGAAGAAGAAUUUUAGAAGUUCUUACAGCUGGAGUUUGGCAUUGGAGAGCACUUGCUAAAUGGAACUAAGAAUCUUGAAGCUCCUAGAACUAGAAUGUGUUUGCAUUGCAGUGCCGUCCAUUAUUCCAUAAUGAACCAUAAUGGCAGUGGUCCAUGUUCCCAUUAUAUGUUCCUGAGAGCUUCUGAGUUUAGAGUAGUUUGCCAGAGUUUUUCGAAGCUGAGCUUUCAAACAGUUGCAAACAGUUCCAAGAAAUGAUGGCUUGCUCCUGUCUCCUCUAUAGAGCAGUUUCAUUAAGCUCUCGCCAUUUGACUGUCAGCCGUAUAAGGAGCAUUUCAGGAGCUGUGCUAUUCUCAUUGCUGCUCAAGAUACCCAAACUUUAUUCUGUGUCGUUGCUGCUACUCUCUGAGCCACAAAUUAUUUAGAAGGAAUCAUUCUGCUGCCAGCCUUUGUUACAUCAAGCAGGACUCAGCUCUUAUUAGCAUUUUCCACUAGUAAAAAUAAUAAUCCCUGAAGCUAUGGUGAUUCACUCACUUGUUACCUUUAAGAUCCCAGCUGAUAAUUAGUCUAAUAGAAGUGUUUGGAUGUCAAGGGAUCAGGGGUCACAAGUGGAAUUGCUUGGUAAAGCCUGUGCAGAAUGUCAAACCACCAUUGACAAUAUGAGGAGCAGCUAAAAAAAUUAAUGAGCAAGAAAUGUGUUCUAGUGUAAUCUAUGUUUAGCUAGUAUUGGUCUCCACUUCUCAAAUGGUGUCCAGUGAGAUGUUCCAUAACAACUACCUGUUCAUUAGUGAGCUACGUGAAUUCAGAAAGAGUUGCGUGGUCAUUUUCCUCUUUUCCAGCCGGUUGCACAGCAGUGAUAGCAAUGUUUGUUUUGGAAUGUAGCAUGGGUAGAAUAGUUAGUCAUGAAGAGAACUAUACGCUGCUGCUAUGGUGCUUGAUUAGAUCAGCACCAGCUGCCAAUGGACAGCGUCCAACAUUCACUUGGGAGAUCAGAGCCUGCUAUUCUUCUGCAAAUGAAGCUCUUUUAUUUUUAUUAUUUUCUGCUAAUGUGUCCUAUUGGGAGGGGGAAAUGAUGUUCCUUCAAUAUUUAAAGGCUUAGUCCUUUCUCAGAGGCAUCAGCCUGGUAUAUGAAAUGGAAAUGGGGGAUUGCUACAGCUGUUGGCCUCCAACUUUCAGCAGUCUCAGCCUUUUGGCCAAGUUUGCUGAUGGCUCUGGAUGAGUCUCACUUUUGGCUGUUAGGUGUAAAAGUAGGCAAGAGCUUUACUAAAUAUAAUUAACACAGAGAAAAAGAACGGAGGGUGUGCAGGUACAGAAGUUCAAUACCCCAAAGUAGAAUUGCACAGAAAAACCAGCCUGGCUCAAUAGCCACAAAGCCCCCUCUCCAAUUUCAAGACAGAUAAUAAUUUUAUUAUUUAUACCCUGUUGUUUGAAGGAAUGCAAGUGGCGCUGUGGGUUAAACCACAGAGCCUAGGACUUGCUGAUCAGAAGGUCGGUGGUUCGAAUCCCCGUUACGGGGUGAGCUCCCGUUGCUCGAUCCCUGCUCCUGCCAACCUAGCAGUUCGAAAGCACGUCAAAGUGCAAGUAGACAAAUAGGUACCGCUCCAGUGGGAAGGUAAACGGCGUUUCCGUGCGCUGCUCUGGUUCGCUGACCAUUAGGUCCAGUCGUGACCGACUCCGGGGUUGCGGCGCUCAUCUCGCUUUACUGGCCGAGGGAGCCGGCGUACAGCUUCCGGGUCAUGUGGCCAGCAUGACUUAGCCGCUUCUGGCGAACCAGAGCAGCUCACGGAAACGGCGUUUACCUUCCCGCUGGAGUGGUACCUAUUUAUCUACUUGCACUUUGACGUGCUUUUGAACUGCUAGGUGGGCAGGAGCAGGGACCGAGCAAUGGGAGCUCACCCCGUCGCGGGAUUCGAACCGCUGACCUUCUGAUCUGUGGUUUAGACCACAGCGCUACCCCGACCCCAAGUCAACCCUGUACAGACCUUAUAGAGGCUGAUUUCUUGCUUGAAAUCUUACAAUGCCUACUAAGCUACACUUGCAGUCAUGAGAGCCUCAAGCCAGCCUGGCCCUGAGCCCAGAAAUGAGGCACCAGAAAGUGCCACCUCCUUCCUUCUCCCACAAUUGCUGCCCAACCUGCAGGCUAUGCGGCAAGGGAGAGGUGUUCCUCUUAGCCAGUGGUUUCUGUGCUUAAACUAGAAUUUGCACAAUGCUUCUUGCAUUGUGCAUCAUUAUCCCAUUUACACUCAUUUUGGCACCCUGUAAAUCUGGACUGCUUUGCAAUACCGGUGCCAAUAGAAAGUACAAGCUCUGGUUGUGCUUUGCUCCCUGUUGAGUUUCCCACAUGCUAUUCCGGUGGGGGUGAUGCUAUCUUGAUUGUGUGUGGGGACUGCAAUAAUAAUAAUAAUAAUAAUAAUUUAUUAAUUAUACCCCGCCCAUCUGGCUGAAUUUCCCCCAGCCACUCUUGGCGGCUCCCAAUCGAGUGUUAAAAACAAUACAGCAUUAAAUAUUAAAAGCCUCCCUAAAUGGGGCUGCCUUCAGGUGUCUUUUAAAAAUAGUAUAGGUGUUUAUUUCCUUGACAUUUGGUGGGAGGGCAUUCCACAGGGCGGGCGCCACUACUGAGAAGGCCCUCUGUCUGGUUCCCUGUAACCUCACUUCUCGCAAUGAGGGAACCGCCAGAAGGCCCUCAGAGGAGGACCUCAGUGUCCGGGUAGAACGAUGGGGGUGGAGACGAUCCUUCAGGAAUACUGGGCCGAGGCUGUUCAGGGGCCCUCGCCUGUUUUAACGUUUGCCGGCAAUUCACUUGUGACAGAAAUACUGCGGCAAUAAAACAUAAAUUUUAAACAAGGAAAUCCAAGCAACAACAUAUAUACAAAUUCGAAUACAUUUUUGCAUUUGCUCCUAUCAAGUAGCUUUUACAGAAUCAUAGCUCUAUUUUGUGGCUUGCAUUUUUUUUUUCCAAAAGAAAGAAAGAAAAGCUUGACUUAUCCUAUGUUCAGCUAUCUGAUUUCCAGUAGCCACUAUACUUUUUGUCCAAAUAUAUGUCUCCCCACCCCAAGGUAGUUAAUUACACAGGGGUGCUUUUAUGCUUUAUAAUUUUCUAAUGCUCUAUAAUUGAAUUCCCACUGAAGCUUUGCAGAAAGUCAAAUUAAUUGUUGGCAUAAUGAAAAAUGUGUUAAAUAUAAAGGAAGGUGCAGUGUACCAAAACAUGUUUAUUAAAUGCCUCGGUUUUGAGCGCUGUGGAAAUGCUAAAGGAUGAUGUGAAUCACAAGAAAAAAAGAACAGUAAGAGGGGAAUAUGUGCAGGUCGAACAAUGUAUCUCCCCCUGUGUGUUCCUAUGUAUGGAAUCCUGGUAUUGCUUGAGCAAGUAAUCCAUGAAUAGAGACCAAUGUGAUUACUACUGCCAUAUCGUAGUGUUGACUUUGUCUUUACUCGUAGCUUCCCAGAAAACCUGAAGUUUAUUUAACAGAUAGUACCUGUACUUCUGGAAAAUAGAAGGGGAAGAAAUUGAGGCAGUGAGAGAUAUUUCUUUCUUGGGCUCCAUGAGCACUGCAGAUGGUGCAUGAAAUUAAAAGAUGCUUGCUUCUUGGGAGAAAAGCAAUGACAAACCUAGACAGCAUCUUAAAAAGCAGAGACAUCACCUUGCCGACAAAGGUCCGUAUAGUUAAAGCCAUGGUUUUCCCAGUAGUGGUGUAUGGAAGUGAGAGCUGGACCAUAAAGAAGGCUGAUCGCCGAAGAAUUGAUGCUUUUGAAUUAUGGUGCUGGAGGAGACUCUUGAGAGUCCCAUGGACUGCAAGAAGAUCAAACCUAUCCAUUCUUAAGGAAAUCAGCCCUGGGUGCUCACUGGAAGGACAGACCCUGAAACUGUGGCUCCAGUACUUUGGCCACCUCAUGAGAAGAGAAAACUCCCUGGAAAAGACCCUGAUGUUGGGAAGGAUUGAGGGCACAAGGAGAAGGGGACAACAGAGGACAAGAUGGUUGGACAGUGUUCUCGAAGCUACCAGCAUGAGUUUGACCAAACUGCGGGAGGCAGUGGAAGACAGGAGUGCCUGGCAUGCUGUGGUCCAUGGAGUCACGAAAAGUCGGACAUGACUAAACGAGUAAACAGCAGCAACCUGUACUUCUGCUCUGGUGUCGCAGACCCUGCAUGAUAACUGCCCUGUAGCUAGCUGUCAGGGGUUCUGGGACAGAGGCACAGGGUAGGCAGGAGAUGGAGAGCGAUGGGGAGGAAUCCCAGGACAGCGAGGAAGAGGAUGACAAUGACUCAAGAGAUUCCAUGAGUCUUUCCAGCGAAUCAGAGGAUUCCCAGAAGGGGGCGCCGGUGGUCAAGCCCAGGGGAGCCCCAGGGGGGACGUGUCAGGAGCAGGGGGCCAGCUGGGCAUCCCAAAGUGGCAGCUGGGUGUCAGGACCAGCCUCCCCGCCAGAGUGCAGCGAGGGGGUGGAAGUUUCAGUGUGUCAGGGAAGCGGCUCCGGCAGUAGAGAAAGGAGGGAGGUCGGAGCAAGCCAUCCUCCCGGAAGGGAGGGAGCAGUGAAGGGAGUAGUGUAGCUGUUGAAAGGAAGGUUAGAGGCUGGGCGCGCGCCAAGUUCAAAUGUAGAGGCGCGCGGAAGUACAGGGAGCCCGGAGGAGGGGCCAGGUCCCAAAGCCCCCAGGAGGGGGGAAGAGCAGUCUGAUUCCGCGUCAGAGGAAUCCAGGAGGGGCGAAACCCCAGCGGGCAGAAGGACCCUGCGGAAAAGGAAAGAGAGAAAGAGGUGGAGCAGCGCAAGUCUCUUAAAUUGGUGCAGGGAGGGACGGAUUCAGAGGGGACUUCAGCGGUCUAAGCGUAGCAGACGUAGGGCUGCGCGCCUAGGAUGUCAAGCAAACAAUGAACUGCAAUAAACACUUUUGUAUAUAAGAAGACAUAGGCGUUGGUCUUUUGUGAGCUGAGACUUGAGGCAGCCCUGACACUAGCUAUCAGAGUGGGACACCCAUCACAGAAUUGUGGAGUUGGAAGAGACCGUUGAGGAAGGGGGAGUAACAAAGUUGAACCAUGAUUGACAAAGCUGAAGCAUCAGUGGGGACAGGAUCUGGGGACCCACCCACGGUAUCAUUGCUGGUUCCCAUGGUAUUAUUGCUGGUUCAGACAGUCUGGUAGUCCCAAAUCAGCAUCCUCGUUCAUUAAAUUCCCAUUCCUGCAGGUACAAAGAAAUGGGCUAAAACCAGUUCUACUUAUCGUGAAAUUCCCAUGCUAAACACAGCAUGACAGCUGUGUUUUAUGUAUUAUGGUCACAACGUGCUUAAGUUAAGCCUCCUUCCUUUGGGGCUUAGCUAUUGCUUGUUUAGGGAUUGUAUGAUGCUGACAGCCGUUUUGUCCUGCAAAUGGUGUCAAUAUAUAGGAAUUGGUUUUGAUUCAAAAGCUGAACAGGCUUGAUUGGCCUUGUAAACUGCCUAGAGAGGGGAGUGACUGACAGAGCCACAUUUUAGCUGUUGUGUGUGCCCUUUGUAAGAAUGAAGUAUGACUGUUAAAAUAAAUAAAUACAUGACCUAUUCAGGUUGAGUUCAAAGGUCAGCUGAGAUCAAAACGAUCAAGUCACACAUAACAGGCCUAGAUUUCCUGCUUGAAGUAGAUUUGUAGGCAGAGAACUAACUUCCAUGAAAUGAAAUCUUACAGAUGAAUGCUGCCACAUAGAACUGACAAUCAAAAUGAAAAAGGGAGCUUGACCUGCAUCCCAGUUAACAUUUACAACAAAUCCAGCAUGUUGUUAUACAACAGAAGGUUGUAUCUGCCAAGCAAAUAAAACUGCAUAUUAACACUCCUACCACAACCAGAAAAGAGGUGAGGAGAGGGGAGCGAUAUCUCUGUUCAUGAAUUUAAUGCAACGGGUUUUUACUAUAUGAGCUUGGUGGCUAACUGCAAUUUGAUUUGUUCUCCAAUUAAAGAUGCACAUUCGUUAAAUAUAUGCAAAUAAAAUAGUUUAUUUGUUUUAAUAGAUGAUGCAUGUGACGAGCCUCUUGUGUGUCAAUGAGACCAAAGACAGAAGCUUCUUCUAAGAUGCUACUAGCAAGGAUUUGUAUUUUAAAACAGAGGCAAUAUUUUUUUAAUUGAUCAAAAGGUUUCAAAUUAAUUUUAAUUGACUAAAUUCUGCAGCUCUAGUAAAAAACAAACAUUAAAGCCCUUUGGUGUCUUCUGCUGAACUGAACCAAGUUACACACUACACUUAUGGGAUUACUCUGGAAUGAAUUGGAGUAAAGUGGUUUAAAGAUGCAAUUAUAGAGACAAUUAAUGAUUGGGGCUAUCAGGGAGAUGGUAGGAUAUAUAAGGCACAGGAUGCAUUACAUAGGGAAACAAGAGUUAUAUCCUGUUGGGUCCUGUACCCAAAUUCUUAGGCUGGUGCCCGGCAGGCUUUCUGGCAAACCUUAAAAAGAUUAUGUCCAAAGUAUGGCUGCUACAUACAUAUGGCAAUUUGUGUGUGUUGCAGAGCAUUGGACUAGGUGUCCCUUCCAAUUCUACAAUUCUAUGGAAAAUGUAGGGUAAGAUCUGUUGUCUGUACAGAGCAGGGUAGAAGGCUCUGUUUUUAGGUGGCAGAAGUGAAGCGAACUCCAUUUCUGCAACAACUGGAUGGUUUCUGCAUUGCAUGGCAGUUAAGGGGCAGGGUUUGCUGUACAACAACAACAACAACAACAACAAUAACAAUAAUAAUAAUUUAUUAUUUAUACCCCGCCCAUCUGGCUGGGUUUCUCCAGCCACUCUGGGCGGCUUCCAACAAAAUAUUAAAAUACAAUAGUGCGUCAAACAUUAAAAGCUUCCCUAAACAGGGCUGCCUUCAGAUGUCUUCUGAAAGUCUGGUAGUUGUUUUUCUCUUUGACAUCUGUUGGGAGGGCGUUCCACAGGGCUGGUGCCAUUACUGAGGAGGCCCUCUGCCUGAUUCCCUGUAACUUGGCUUCUCGCAGUGAGGGAACCGCCAGAAGGCCCUUGGAGCCAGACCUCAAUGUCCAGGAGGAACGAUGGGGGUGGAGACGCUCCUUUAGGUCUACUGGACUGAGGCCGUUUCGGGCUUUAAAGGUCAGCCCCAACACUUUGAAUUGUGCCCAGAAAUGCGCUGGGAGCCAAUGUAGAUCUUUCAAGACCGGUGUUAUGUGCAAAUGCUGACUAUAAAGCUCUCUGAGGUAGCAGCUUUCCAGUCUCUACAUCCCCAGCCUAGAAUGCUCCAGAUGUUUUGGUGCAACAGAUCAGUACAGUAGACUUACUGUUCUGGAAGGCAUGUGAAAGUUAUUCCUUCUUACCUCAUGCACGCCCGCCACUCAUUGCAUAGCAGCCUUCCGCAACAUAAUGUCCUCCAAAUGUCUUGGACCACAGCUCUCGCCAUCCUUGACCUCUGGCCAAGCUGGCUGGGGCUGAUGGGAAUUUGAGUCCAACAAAACCGAGCAGCAUCUUGCUGGGAAAAACUCUUCUGCAUUGAUUACAGAAUCGAUGCCUGUUGCUGCCUCCACUGCACACGAAGUCAGUCUUGCUAUGUUUAGCACCUGCUCAAGCCAGGGCCUAUGUGGGGACGAGGUAUGGAGAACUUUUGUAUUUUAAUUUCAUUUAAUAAUUGUGUUGGCCAUCAUCUAAAACAGUGUUAUCCUCUCUGUGGCUUACAACGUACCAAUAACAUUGCAUACCCUCCAACGUUUCUCUAACCUUUAAAGCCUUAUAUGGCCUAGGAUGCUCGUACCUAUGGGACCGCCUCUCCUGGUAUGUCCCAUGGAGGACCUUACAGUCUUCAAAUAAAAACAUCUUGGAGAUCCUGGGCCACAGGGAGGUUAGGCUGGCCUCAAUCAGAGCCAGGGCUUUUUCGGCCAUGGAUCCGAUCUGGUGGGACGCUCUGUCACAAGAGACUAGGGCCCUGUGGGACCUGACAUCUUUCCGCAGGGCCUGCAAGACAGAGCUGUUCCACCAGGCCUUUGGCCAAGGCACAGUCUGACCUCCCCUCUCCUUCUGUAAUCCUCAUAGAACUCUAGCCCAAUGGUUGCCAUUAAUUUGAUUCUGAACUGAUUUUAGAAUGUAUUUCAAUUAAUUGACUGUGAUUUUAUGUAAACUGCUAUUUUUACUGUUGUUAGCCGCUCUGAGCCCAGCUUUGGCUGGGGAGGGCGGAAUAUAAACAAAAUAUUAUUAAUGAAAGUAGGGACAUCCUAAGGAAAAAUGGGGCAUUCUGGGAUCAAAUCAGAAACCGGGACGGCUUCUGUAAAUCCAGGACUGUCCCUGCAAAAUAGGGACACUUGGAGGGUCUGGGACACCAUGUUGACUGCCCUUGCUCUAAAGGAUGUCACUCUGAGCUUCCAUCUUUGUAGCAUGAAUAUCUGUAAGCCAAAUGGCGAUUUUUAUUUUGGUGUAUUCCCUCAUUAGGAACAGUUCAGACAGAAACACCCAAGGACAUUGGACCCUGGAUCUCCUGCUUCCUGCUAAAAACAACAACAACCCAAAACCUUAAAAAACUUGCUUGCAGGGUUGGUGAGAGAUCCCUUGUGAUCUCGUGGUCACCAUGUUGGACUAGAAGCUGGGAGACCAGGACUGAAAUCCUCACUUAGCCAUGAAACUCACUGGGUGCCCUUGGACCUCUUCUCAGGCCAGCUUCCCUCACAGGGUUAUUGUAAUGAUAUUAUGCAGAAAGGAGAACCCAGUAUGACUCCUUGAACUUCUUGGAGAAAAGAUGGCAUAUACAAGCAGUAAUAAAACAAUACAGCGCUGUGGUGGCAAUAGCAGAAGAUGCCUUGCAUAACGAAUCUCCAUAUUUAUUGCUGCUGCUCCAGGGAGGCUAGCAGGAUCUGUGUGGGCGGCACAGCAGUUGUUAUGGCAAAACAGCAGCCGUAGCUCCAAACCCCAGUUUGAUAAAGGCCUAGAGGCCACAUGCCCACAUAAUGUAAGACAGCCGAGAGUUUCAAACUGCAGACUCUAGGACCCAGACCCAGGCAUCUUGCUCUUUGCAACACUGUCCUCCUAAUUGGACCAUCUUCGCUUGGUGAAUAAGCAGUUCCUCACAUCUCCAGACUCUCUCAAAAGCAAGCAUGGAAAGCAAAUUAGCCUACAUAUCCUCAACGUGUAAAAAUACAGUGUUUGUGCGGGGGGCGGGGGAGAACGAGGCUGAAAGUGUAGGCUUUUAGAGAUGGUUUGUCUUCUUCUGAAAAAUCUAUCAUGCUUCUGCAGGUGACAGAUCCUUUCACAGCAUGCGGUUUUGCUUGUAAGCAGGGCUUCAGAAAUUGUGCACAAUUUGUAUGGCAUGUGAAAGAUAAGAGCGAAAGAGAUUUAUUUUUUUCCAAAUAUAUUGUCAGUCAGUUUAUUUAGAGUUCUGAGUGCUGGUUAGCAGGCACAAGAGAGCCUUUCUGGCAGCAGUUUGGAAAUUUCUUCCUGUGUGUGCUUUAAGUGUUUAACUGGCUAUAAGGCUUUAAAAACUUUUCAGGUCACUUAUUAUGCUGGCUUGAUUAGCAUACUUCCAGGGGCAUCUUAUCCAAGUCUGCAUCUGUAUUGAACUAUAUUUAUUAUUAUAUUUAAUAGUAUCAUAUAUUUAUUAUAAUAUUUAAUAAUAUAUCUUCUAUUCUAUUUCUACUACUGCUACUACUACCACUACUACUAUAUUUAACUGUUUUAUAGGUGGAAUUAUUUUUAAAUGCUUAUAUUGUUUUUAUAUAUGGAAUUGUUUUCUAUAUGGAACUUUUUUUAAAAAAAUAGUUUUUACACUUGUUUUAUAGUUGUCACUAUUUCAUCAGUUUGAGAAUGUGUGUUCUGUUGUUGCAACUCACACUGGGACUUUCUGGUAAAGGGAGGUUCAGAAAUCUAAUAUAAAUAAAUGGUUGUAGGGGAAAUCUGGCUGCCCCACAAACAUGGCAGACUAUUGAAAACUUAAGUCCUGUCUCAUUUAUCCCCCCCACCAUGGACGUUGAAAGGUUGAAAGAUUUCACCAGUCCUCCAAGGACUGUGGUUUCCUUUUCCUUCUGAUCUGCUCCCAACCCCUACACAAUGUGCCCCCAACGUUCUGUCGGGAAUUUCAGCCCAGCCCAGCUUGUGAGCACCCUCUGAUUCACUGGGAAGUAUAAUGCUGGUUCACCAAGUUUUAUUCAUUCAUUCAUUGUUGCAUUUAUAUACCACUGUCUUCCUCCCAUGAGUUCAAGGUGGUAUACUUGACUCGCCUCACUUAGUCCCCACAGCAACCCCAAGAUGCAGAGACUGGCUCAAGGUCACUCUGUGAACUUUGACCAGGGUCCAGUGGGGAUCUGAACCCGCGUCUCCCAGCUCCUGGCUCUUAAUGGCUGUGUAUAUGCCACCUUAUUUUCUAGCUCUAACCAACACUGGACAAAACUGAAUAGUAACUGGACUUUCAGGAAGAGAUUCCUGUUGAAUUUUUAGACUGCUCACACCUCACUUUUCUUCUGUUUUGUUGCUAGGCAACCUUGACUUUCCUGGUUGUGACAGUGAAUACCAACUGCUGUUUUGCUUGAUUCUUCCUCUCUCCUCUCUCUCUCCUCCCUUUUUUAACCGAGGAAGCUGUCUGUGGCAUAAUGUCAGAUGCUCUUUUCCACAUAUCAAGAUUUACAAAGCCAAACUGCGCUCAGGGGUUUUGUUCCCCCCAGUUUUUAACAAUUGAAAUAUGCACUCGUGUUGGUUUUUUUAAUAAAGUGUUUGCAUUCUUAGUACGUAAAACAGAAAUUUCCAGACAGAUAUUUCAAGAUUGGAUGACAGGCAAUGUGAAAAUGAUUUUGCGCCUUGGACGCAUUCACAUUUUACAUUUUUUUAGGUGUGCACAGGAAUAUCAUGUGGCAGAUUACACUCAUUGUAUGUUGCUGUCAACCUCCUUUCAAAGAAAUCCUCUGACAGGAUUUCCUCUUUCCCUCAUAAAUAUUGUGUGGCUAUUGCCUAAUUCUGAAUAUUUUUGAUUUAGUAAAAUGUCAAGCCACUGGGUGGAAUCCAAUGUAGUGCUAAGGCAAUUGGCCCAUCAAUGCCACGAUGUUUGCUUGCACAAUGUAACGCUCUCCUUCUACACACUCCCUAAGGUUUUCCUCAACUCUGGGUGACGCCCAGUUUUGGAUGAACAGACUAUCCCUUGCACUCCUUCUCCUCUGCCACUCCCUGUAUGCCUCAAAAAUCUUGUCUGGAGCACAUUUUGGGGGUAUGAAGAGGGAAUGAAAGGAAGGAGAAGUUCGGCUUUGGAAGCAGAAAUGGGUCAUACAACCCUGUGGGGGGGAAAAGGUAAAGGCAAAGGACCCCUGGAUGGUUAAGUUCAGUCAAAGGUAACUAUGGGGGUGCAGCGCUCAUCUCGCUUUCAGGCCAAGGGAGCCGGCGUUUGUCCACAGACAGCUUUCUGGGUCACGUGACCAGCAAGACUAAACCGCUUCUGGUGCAACAGGACAUGGUGACGGAAACCAGAGCGUACAGAAACUGUUGAGAAUUCUGUUCCACCUUAAGGAACAGACAUGUGGAAUUGUUGCAUGUCACAUGUCUGUUUACAUUCCAGCACAGUAUGCUGGGAACUUCUGUUUGUGUAUAGCUUUUGCUUUUGCUGUUCUCUCCGAGAUGACAUGAGAGAGAGACGACAUGUUUCUUUGUUCUGAUUUAUGUUUAAUAAAUCUGUAGCUGUAGCAUGACUUACGCCUCACGCCUACUUCUGUGUGCGGACCACACUCUGCUAAUUGCGUGCCCUGGUUUUUGAAGUUCGGGUCGCUGAUUUACGUCAGAGCACGGGCCAAUGGAAGGAGAUGUCUGAGCUGGGCUUGCCAGCUGGCCUCCCGACCCCUCUGCAUGUUGACAGAAAUGCCAUUUACCUUCCCGCCGCAGCGGUACCUAUUUAUCUACUUGCACUGGUGUGCUUUCGAAGUGCUAGGUUGGCAGGAGCUGGGACAGAGCAAUGGGAGCUCACCCCGUCACAGGGAUUUGAACUGCCAGUGUUUUUAACAGCAUGCCCAAGGUGGUUUAGACCACAGAGCCACCUGCGUCCCUGUGGGUAUCACUGGAUGACACCCUCUAAAUUGCCAAAGAGUGUGCUGUUCCAUAAGGGAUGCUAUGCUUGGUGCAGAUAUAUAGCAUGGCUUUCUUUUGAAGUACUCUUACACCAAAAUAGAUUGCCUGCAUUUUGAUGAUGUCCUACUGGUUUAGUGGCUCAGUGCGUCUGGCUGGUAACCAGAAGGUUGGUGGUCUAAGGCCAUGCAGGGAUGGCGAAGGGCAGGGUUCCUGCAUUGCCGGAGGUUGGAGUAGAUGACCCUUUGGGUCCCUUCCAGUUCUAUGAUCUAUGAUUUUAGGUUGAUUAGAUACAGUUUCAAGCACCUGGUGGAACUAUUUGAAGAAGCCAGGCUGACAUCUGAUGCUUUGUGACUGCAAGAAUUAUGCCUGGCUCACUGGGAGAGAGAUCAUGGCCAAGCCUAUUAGAACACAUUGUGAGUAAAUCUGUCAAGUAAUUUGCAUUGCAUUAUCUGGCUUGUAAACAAUUUCCAUCUUCUUGACUGUUAGGCUUAUAUUGAAUGAGGACUGGGAGCAAAUCCUGGGAGCAAAGGACUGAUGGGCAAGGUAUUAUGGGAUGGAUGUUUGCACAAAUAUCUUCUGUGUAUUUAUACAGGCGAUUUUUGGCAGACACCAUUCCAUUGGGCCCCAAUUUACUAAACGCUCCGGUGUAUAAUGAUGAAUAAGGCAAACAAUUAUUCACACCAUUACUAGCAGCACAUGUUAGUACUAUGCUGAAUUUUUGUGAGGGCCAAAACUUUGCUGCAAAAGUUGCUAUUCUGCUUCGGAAAUAUUCAUGAAUCCUUGCUCCUACCCUUCCACAUUAUAAGGCUUUCUCUUCUCUUUAACCUCUUUACUGCCAUUGUUGUCCUACUUUUAGGGAGCAAUAUUAAAAUGUCAAUACAAUUCAAUAUUUCCCCCCAUUAAGUAAAUAUUCCUUGGUCAGAGAAGCAUUGACUGUUGCCCCCAUGAGAACAGUUAAAGACAACCUAAAAAUGUGUUUGUGUGGAGUCAACCUAGAAUAACUGAAAUCACAUUUAAGGAUUAAUUAAUGGCCAUGAGCACUACCAGACAACACAUUUAUAAAUCAAGGAAUCAAUAUAUAGACCAUGUCUCCUGCAUUUUCCGCCCUGGCUGGAUUUUCCUUUAGUUCCUAGGUUGUAUAGUCAUGACACUGAAAAUGUCAUAGCAGCCACAUUCAAACAGAGUUCUGCACUUCAACAUCUGCCUGAUCCAGCCCAUCUAACUGGAUUGAACCAUCUAACCUGAGUUGCAGGAUUAUACAGGUGCAAAAGACUCAAUUCUCUAUUCCUUCCCCACUCUAAGACGUUCAAAUUAAUAAUUGCACCAGGCCCUUUCGUACAGUGUGCAGAGGCAAUCAACAGGCAUUGACAGCCAGUCAUGAGAUCCUGCUGAGUGUUACAAUAUGGAACUUUUGUGUUAGUCACACUGUGGGGAGGAAAACCAUGGGUGCGCAAAAAUUGUCUGUAGGUUAAUUAAGUCUUUUCAUUUGGUUCAAGAACACUCAUGAUCAUCCCAGAAUAGCUGUAACCACAGAAUUGGGUAUUAUUCUCUCAGAUCAGAGCCCCUAGAGUUGGGGGGGGGAGUAUGUAUCACCUUUCUUUAAUCACUGCAUGUGCAUUGGGACAUAAUUGGGCUGGAGGUUAUUAAAAGUUCCCACUUUUCAAUUCUUAGCUCUCAGUGGUGAAAGAACAAGAAGAAAAACCCUACCCAUCCAGCGCUUAGUUUCUGCCAGAGGAGUUUGCUUAACAGAGGCUGGUGGCCUUAAGGUCUCUCUGGAGAUCUCAUAACCGUAACAAGUAACCAGCACAUGUUUCAUGUUUGCCACGAGAGCUUAUUUGCUAGCUUGGGACGUCUGUUUAUCGAAAUAAAAUAUAUUGUGUUUUGCGGAAAGAACCGUAGAAUUACUACAACUUCAUUCUCCCUGACAUGUUUUGUGAUUACUUUAAUAUCAAGCAGUAAUCCUGUAUUUGGAAGGAUUUAUCCAGAACAAGCACAAGCAGAACUCGCUUCACUUUGGAUCCUGAAUUACCGUAUUUUUUGCUCUAUAAGACUCAUUUUUUCCCUCCUAAAAAGUAAGGGGAAAUGUGUGUGCGUCUUAUGGAGCGAAUGCAGGCUGCACAGCUAUCCCAGAAGCCAGAACAGCAAGAGGGAUUGCUGCUUUCACUGCGUAGCGAUCCCUCUUGCUGUUCUGGCUUCUGAGAUUCAGAAUAUUUUUUUUUCUUGUUUUCCUCCUCCAAAAACUCGGUGCGUCUUGUGGUCUGGUGCGUCUUAUAGAGCGAAAAAUACGGUACCUACAGUCUAUUUUAUUUUUUUAAGCCUUUGAGAGUGCUUGAUAGAAAAUCUCUGUUAAGAAAUGCAGAUUCUGGCCCAGGACACUUUUCUGUCCAGACAAAAGUGUUGUUUGCUGCCGUUCUUAGUGUUGUUAUGCCCUAAUUGUUAUGCCCCCACAUGCAGCUGCUGGGUGACCUUGGGCCAGUCACACUUCUUUGAAGUCUCUCAGCCCCACUCACCUCACAGAGUGUUUGUUAUGGGGGAGGAAGGGAAAGGAGAAUGUUAGCCGCUUUGAGACUCCUGAAGGGGAGUGAAAGGCAGAAUAUCAAGUCCAAACUCUAAUUAAAUAUUACGUUGCAAAAAUAAUAGGGAUGGGUGGGUGGAAAGCAGGUGGGGAAUGAGAAGAGAUAGGAGCUAAAAAGCUCUGGGGGAGGAAAACAUUGACAUAUCCAGAGAAGCUCCAGUUUGGCAGUGGCCAGCUAAUGCACUCUAGGGCAGUCUUCCUUAACCUGGUGCCCUCCCAUGAUUCGGACUACAACUCCCAUCAUUCCUGGCAAUUUGCCAUCUUGCUUGUGGCUGAUGGGAGUUGUAGUCCAAAACAUCUGGCAGGUUGACUACAGCUGCAAUGGGGCGCGGCUUCUCCCAACAGCUGAUAACUAAUUCCCCUAUCACACUAACAACUCUUUAUGUGUUUGUAUACGUCUCUUUACUUCUGGAAAGAGGCAUUUAAAAUUAGCACUAAAAUUGCCUGGACAUGACUUUGCUAUCCUUCCUUGCCUUCCUCCCCACCCCAGUAUCCUUAUGUUUGAGUUGAGAAGAUUGGGAUUACUUUGCCAUUUUGCUUAUCCUUAGAAAAAACACCACACAACCCAACUAAUCCUGGAUUUUGCUGUGAAGUGAUUUCAACCACUGCUUUUUCCUGCACCUUGAAAUAGUUACAGCUUCAUCUCCAUUGAGGCUCAGUGCAGUGGAACUUACAUAAUGCUCUGGCAGCAUUUUUAAAUAAAUGACAAUGUAGCAUGUUUUGAGAAUUUCAAGUCCACAGGAGCUCAGAGAUGUCUCUGCUGCAUUUGGCUUUAAUUGGACAGCAAACCAAAAAGACACUGAGCUCUCCAGUUGUGUGCAGGUUGAAGUUGCCUCGCAUGUAAGUCAUUUUAAGGAAAUAGCACCAGCAUGUUGUUGGUACUUGCGAGGGCUCUCCCACCCCGUGGAGAUGGCAACAUUGACCCUUAGAGUGAAAUCUAACUCCUUGAGUUUGCAAGCUUCACAGAAUAACACGCUUUCCAGAACGCAAGUCACAGAAUUGGAGACAAUUAACCAAAACAAUAAUAAAUAAUAAUAAAUUUUUAUUUAUACCCCACCCUUCCCGGUUCAGAAACCGGGCUCAGGGCGGCUAACAACAAAUUUUAACAAGCAGCAUAAAAUACAGUAUAAAAACAUGAAUAACAAUAAAAUUCAAAGUUCAGAAAUCAAUUUGGGGGAAAUCCAUCUAAUAAGCAUUAGAUAAUCACCAGGGCUAGCUGGCUGAAUUGGUCCUACUUGGGCCAGUGAGGAGGCCAGGGGAGAAUUAGCUGUGGGGUCUCAGAGCGGGUAAUCUUCAUAAAAGGGGAAGGGGAGGAAAGAGAAGGGAAAUAAAAGAUCAGGCUGAAUUCAAAGUAAAGGCCAGGCGGAAUAGCUCUGUCUUACAGGCCUAACGGAAGGAGGUUAAAUCUUGAAGGGCCCUAGUCUCAUGGGACAGAGCAUUCCACCAGGUUGGAGCCAUCACUGAGAAGGCCUUGGCCCUGGUGGAGGAUAAUAUAACUUCCUUAGGGCCCGGGACCUCUAAACUAUGGUUAUUCAUGGACCUUAAGCAAGCAUUGUGUUUAUGUGUGUGUGUUUUUUGAAGAAAUGCUAUGCAAUGGUUUAAAUGCAAAGCAUAUUUAUGUGAUUAAUUGCAACACAUCCCAGCUGGAUGGCAUUAACAUGGUAAGCUGAUCUCACUCUGGCAAAUGUGGACAGCCACCACAUGUGCUACUCUUGAGCUAGGAAACACAGACUGCUUGCAUGUUGUUAGCUUGGUGGCAUACAGUGCUGAGCAUGAAAAGGAGUAAAGGUAUUAGUUUAAAAAAAUCACAAAAGAAACAUAGGAAAUGAUCUUCUAUAUGUGUACGUAAGGCCUAACUUCUUAUGUGUAUUAAGUAAAAAAUAUAGAAUGUGUGUGGGAAGAGCGAGCAAACUGGGGAAACAUGCAGAAAAAAAACCCAUGGUUAUCACUGGUCUCUGGUGGGUUGGUCUUGCUAUCUAGUCCCAGUUAUGCAGACAGCUAUACAUUGUCACAAGAAUAAUGCUGUAGUCCUUCUAGCUAACUGAGAUAAUGGCCCACAAUGUCCCUGUCAGUACAAUUCUUUGCAUGUUUGCUCUGAAGCAAGCCCAGCCAUGUUCAAUGUAGUAAGUUUGGUUAAAACUAGAAGCAAAUCUCAUAAUUUGUCAUUUAAAUGUAGCAAGACAUUUGUUUUGUUUGUCAUUUAAACAAGUGAUUUAAAAGCUGCAGCAGAUGGCCAUGCAAACCACUUGAGACUGACCACACAGAAAGAUCCAUUGGAUUCCUGAUGGGAGGAGUGCCACUAGUGUCUUAAUUCUGCCCUGAAACCAGCAGCUUCUUUUAUUCAAAAAUAGCCCCUUCUUCCCACAUUUCCAAUUGGCUCUCUUCUUUUUUUUAUGGUGAUGCCUAGCAGAGCUUUGGUAUGAUGUCGUACUUCCUUAAUAGCUUCUGUUCUUUGCAUAUUUAAUCUGGGCUAAUUUUAGGAGCUACUUCUCAGCGAAAUUCCAGUUUAGAAUUAGCUUAAUGCAGGAAGUCAGAUUAAUGAGCCUGAAGUUAGCAAAUAGCUCUGCCUUCACAGAGAGCUAGUAGAAGCUGCAAGGGUGGAUUCAUACAUAAUUUGAAGCCAUCAAGGGAAGAAAUGGACUUGAAGUAGCUUUGUUGGCAAGGUGAACAUAAUUGCAAACCACAUGACAUUAUGCAGAUUUCUGUGUGGUUCUGUGCCUAGGGAGUUCUGCUAGUGGCAUGGUUGCCAUAGAAAAGAAAACAUCUGAAGGACUGUUCAGAUGGUCUAAACUGGAGGGCGUAGGGCAGAGGAUAUGGUACAAAACGGCUAUGUCUGAUUAACCACACACAUCUGUUCUGCGUGUAGUUUGUGGGCACAUAGGCUGUGUACAUGCUGUUGGGGAUGGAUUCUCCCACCCUCAAUCUUCUGACUGUGCAUAUAUAAUAGCAGGAAAAAGGUAAAGGACCCUUGGACGGUUAAGACCAGUCAAAGGCGACUAUGGGGUUGCGGCGCUCAUCUCACUUUCAGGCUGAGGGAGACGGCGUUGGUCCACAGGCAGUUUUCUGGGUCAUGUGGCCAGCAUGACUAAACCGCUUCUGGCGCAACGGGACACUGUGACAGAAACCAGAGCACACGGAAACGCUGUUUACCUUCCUGCCCCAGUGGUACCUAUUUAUCUGCUUGCAGGCUUUCGAACUGCUAGGUUGGCAGGAGCUGGGACCGAGCAACAGGAGCUCACCCCGUCGCGGGGAUUCAAACUGCCGACCUUUCUGAUCGGCAAGCCCAAGAGGCUCAGUGGUUUAGACCGCAGCGCCACCCCUGUCCCUAUAUGUAAUAGCACUGCCAUACACACACUGUUUAACAAAUGUACAGACCGUUUGGGUGGUAGUGUGAAUGCACGUCAUUCCCUUCUACAUGCAUAGAGACACAUUUCCCUUAUUAUAUGGGAACAGAGUUAUUAUUAUUAUUAUUAUUAUUAUUACUAUUCUAUGCAGAAGCUGCAUUACAGUGGUACCUCAGGUUACAUACAGUUCAGGUUACAUACGCUUCAGGUUACAGACUCCGCUAACCCAGAAUUAGUGCUUCAGGUUAAGAACUUUGCUUCAGGAUGAGAACAGAAAUCGUGCUCCUGCGGUGCGGCGGCAGCAGGAGGCCCCAUUAGCUAAAGUGGUGCUUCAGGUUAAGAACAGUUUCAGGUUAAGUACGGACCUCCUGAACGAAUUAAGUACCUCAGGUUGAGGUACCACUGUAUUUGCAAAUGAACUAAUUCUGUAGUUGAGGCUGAACAUCUGGCAUGUGCCACAGCCGCAGGCAGAUGAGCAGUGCCGUGUAUGGGGCCCAUCAUGAAAUCAGUCGUAACCAUGUGACAGGUUGUUUCUAAGGGCUCAGCCACACUUCUGCUUCAACAAAGGGCUCGGCCGACAACGACAAGAACCCGGCAACAGUAAUCAAAUCAAUCAGGCUAACCUGACUCAAAAACACCCACCCACCCCACUCACACAUGAAAACAAAGUUCACCACAGCCAAUCACAACCAACCAACCAACCACAUCCUUGUCCAACCCCAACCUCUCUCACCCCCAAAGGAAUACAAGUGAAUAGUAAAGAGAACCCACACAAGAGAUGCUGACACAAAACCCCACACAUACAAUAAGUAGACGAAUAGAAGCAUUGCCACCCGACCCCACCCCCACUCACCAUGGCUCCCUCCACCUCUUUCCCCUUUUCUUCCUAAUGUAACACUAAUGUCUCACAACAAAUGAAACUGAUCUGUAGAAAUUGCAACUUGAGACAUUGCACGUACUGUACUUUUGUAAACCAAGAAAUCCUUAAUAAAAAUACGUUAAAAAACCCCAAAAAAACCCCAAAGGGUUCAGCCACGCUUCCGCUUCUCCAAUGCCUAGAAAGCUUGGCUCUGAGCCAUUCUCCACCAGUCUCACGCUUUCUAGGAAGAGGUCUGAGCAGUUGUAUGUUUGCUCUGUAACUUUUCCCUGAAAAAUAAGCUCUUUACUUCUGAAUCGGAACAAAUAAUUCAUGGAAAACCCCAUUGCCACUUGGUCCUAUUCAGCAAUAUGUGGUGGAUUUCCCCGGGGGAAAGCAGUGGGGUAUAGGGAGGUAUGGAGGAGCCCAAAGUCAUCCCAUUAGUUCAAGGACUUCCUUCUGCACAACAGGGCUUCCUCUCCCCAAAUAUGCUUUGGACAGUUGGGAGAACCCCAGAAAAGAUUUGCUUGGGGAAGGUCAUGAGAAGGAAAGGAAGCCCCAUUGCACAGGGGGAAGACUUUGCACUAAUGGGACAAUUUUGUCCUAAGUGUUACAGGUUUGGGUGGCACCAUUUUUCGGUGGAACUGAUCUUGAAGUCUGGUUCAAAUGCUAAGCUUCCUGCAGCAAAGGGAUGAGGAUCUGAUGGAUGGGUAUAGACAUGAUUGUUUGUUUAGUCGUUUAGUCAUGUCCGACUCUUCGGGACCCCAUGGACCAGAGCACGCCAGGCACUCCUGUCUUCCACUGCUGGUAGCUUCGAGAACACUGUCCAACCAUCUUGUCCUCUGUCGUCCCCAUCUCCUUGUGUCCUCCAUCUUUCUCAACAUCAGGGUCUUUUCCAGGGAGUCUUCUCUUCUCAUGAGGUGGCCAAAGUCUUGGAGCCUCAGCUUCACAAUCUGUCCUUCCAGUGAGCACUCAGGGAUGAUUUCCUUAAGAAUGGAUAGGCUCGAUCUUACUGCAGUCCGUGGGACUCUCAAGAGUCUCCUCCAGCACCAUAAUUCAAAAGCAUCAAUUCUUCGGCGAUCAGCCUUCUUGAUGGUCCAGCUCUCACUUCCAUACAUCACUACUGGGAAAACCAUAGCUUUAACUAUACGGACCUUUGUUGGCAAGGUGAUGUCUCUGCUUUUUAAGAUGCAGUCUAGGUUUGUCACUGCUUUUCUAAAGUUAUGUUAAGAGAACCAAUGUGGUGUAAGCCUAGACUUGGAGACCCACUGGGUGACCUUGCUUUUCUCAUGCUCCCUCAGCUUAAUCUACCUCAGAGAGCUGUUGUAAGGAUUAAAUAGGGAGAAGAGAUCUGUGUGUGCCGCCGUGAGCUCCUUGAAGGAAAGGUGGGACAUGAACCUCCCCCAAAGUCUUCUGUAUAUGACCUCCCCCCCCCCUUCCAUAACAGCAAGUUUGUUGUUCGCUUGCUUCUGUUUAGAUGAUAGCACUGCAGACUACAAAUGCCUGGCAGUGAUCAGUAACAAUGCUGGAGAUUCUGUGAGUCACAGUACAUCAUCAGCCUCCAGCCAUCUCUGCAAAGAGCGCCAGAGUUCUGUGAGUAGCAGUGACCUUUACUCCCUGUUAUUUGGGGGACCAAAAAUCCAGAUCAGAAGCAAGAAUAUAAGAGUGCUUGUGAUAUGUCUGAUCCUAGCCGAGGAUAUUGAACUGCUGGCAGAAGCUUCAGCUGCAUCACUUACUGUCACUGUAACAUCUCUCUGGAUAAAAUAUGGAGGAAAGGGAGAAGCACAUAUGCCAACUUAAACUCUUUGCUGGGCAGGUGGGACAUUUCUUUUUCAUUUAUUUCAAUUGGACAUUUUGUAUACAGUCAUACUUUGGAAGUCAAAUGGAAUCCAUUCCGGAAGUCUGUUCGACUUCCAAAACGUUCAAAAACCAAAUUGCGACUUCUGAUCAACUGCAGGAAGCUCCUGCAGCCAAUCAGAAGCUGCGGAAGCCCCGUCAGAUGUUCGGGUUCCAAAAGAAUGUUCACAAACUGGAACACUCACGUCUGGGUUUGCGGCAUUCAGGAGCAAAACGUCUGAGUUCCAGGACGUUCGGAAUCCAAGGUCCGACUGUACUGCUUAAUUAUGUUGAUCUCUUAGCAGUGUAGAAAAAAAAUCACUACAAUUAAAAUAAAAGCCAGGUAAAAUUAUAAACUCAGAAUCCAGUUAAAAUUCCUGCUAGAUUUUUUUUUAAAGGAUUCAGUAGGCAAUGGAAGUUCAGUGGGGAGAGGGCUUGUCUGACCUCAGCUACAAGGGAGUUUCAUAAAAUUAGGCCCACAUUUCUGGUGGUGGGAAAAUAGGAAAGACUAGGAUGAGAGAUGUGUUAUAAACAAACCCCAGCAAGAGCCCUGCUGCCCCAAGGGUUGUUGCUGGGGUGAGUUUCCGCUUGGGAGCAAAAGGAGUUCUCCAUUUGCUUGCAUAGGUAAAGACACAGAUCUAAAUGCAAAACAAACCAUUUCAAUGUUGGUAAGAACAUAAGAGUCUUAAUCUCAGGGCUGUUGGGCAAAAUGAUUCCUCCUCUCCAGAGUUUUCCCCAAGCAAUCGGAGACUACGCCUGUGAGAAACCAACAUCUCCUCCUCCCUUUUCAUGCCUCUUCUGGUUCUGGGAGACCAGGGGAGAGGGGAGCUUGUCACAGCAGGAGGGCGAGAGAUACCCGUGCCUCUUCACCAGUCUGACUCAAUUCUGCCUCUUGGCCUUCCUCCUCCCCUGCUUCAGCUUCUGCCUCUGAUUCUGGACUCUGCCACAGACUCUCCCAGCUCACUAACCCCUGUUACUUCUUUCCUGGUCUUCUCCCUCUGACCCCUUAUUGUUGUCCCACCACCAAUCCCUGGGCUCUGAGCCUCCUUCCUUUGGUGGUUCCUCAGCUGGUCCCUGCCACCAUUCUUCUGAAUCCAACCAGCCCAUGACAUCUGGCAAUCCAUCUCAAAAUGUAAACAAGGGUAUCUAGAGGUCAGCUUUCACAAUGCAGAGUCAAUGUGAAAGGAGACAUUGGGCACACAAUUCUGAACUUUGGGUUAAUGCAUCCUGUGUUGUGUUUCACAUUGCAUUGCAUAUUUUGACUGAAAUGGAAUCACAACUGUGCAUGGCUACUCCAAACACAAUAUAUGCCAUCGUUGGCAUCGUUUACCAAAUUAAUUUGCCUUGGAAGCAUCAGCCAAAUGAAUAAUGGUCACAGAUCAAACAUAGCACCAGACAUACUGUUUUCCCAGCUGUAAUGUUCCAGCUGUAGAUAUAGCUUUGCUAGUCAAGGGUACUGAAUUAAGCAUGAUGCCAUUGACACAGCUAGCUUGCUCAAGAAAAAUGAAACCUUUAAUUUGUAGAGCUGUGGCUUAUUAGGAAAGAAGCAUCACACAGAGUUAGUAUUAGUAGAAAAUUAAAUGAACUGUGGGAUGCAAACUAGUUUUAAUCUAUCUUGCAAUUUAAAGGAUCUUCCAAAUCUGGUCAUGGGGAAAAAUUCUCAAUCACAAAAGCAAUUCUACAAAAAGUUAUCUAACUCCUCGGCUCAGUAGAGCUUUAUUCCUUUAUAAAAGGAAUAAAAUAAAGAUGCUGAUUUGUUGAUAUUAGCAAACAGUAUUUAGUUCCUGUCUAUGUCAGAUAAACAUGAAAUUUCAGAACUGCAGCUGAGAACUGCAGAUAAAGAGAACACAGGUUGGGACUCAAGAAAUUCAUGUGGGAUCUCUUUCAGUUGCAGCUUAUUGGUUUUUAACCCAGUUGUAGCCAAGCUGUGGAACUCCACAUGGGGCUGAACUAUAGCUCUCACCAUUCCUGACCAUUGGCCAUGCUGGCUGAGAUUGAUGGGAAUUAUAGGAUAACAGGAUAACAAGCUCCAUUUUUAUGUCUUUAUAUAUUACAUCUAUAUAUUACCUUCCUCCCAAGGUAUCCAGGGUGGUUUACAAUUUUAAAUAUUUGAAGAAAGGCUAUGAAAUAUUCCCAGACCAAUUUCAGGAGCUAAUAGCAUGAGCUCCCUAGUUUGGGCUUCUCUUAACCAAACAGGUCUAAUCAGUGACUUUGGUACAGGAAAUACUUGUGAGAUUGGCUGCUCAGAACAUUGUUAGUAUCUGGUUAAGAACAUAGCAACAUUCAUCAAGAAGAAGGAAUAAACCAAAAUCACAGCCAUAAUAUCACUUCGAGAAUAUGAUGUUAAUUUGCACAAACGUUCUCCUACAUUGUGCCUAUAUAUUGGGGUUGUUUCCCUCCCCCCCCCCCCGAUGAUGAUAUAUGGUAUUCAGCUAGGUUUUAUUUAGAGUAGACCCAUUGAAAUCAGUGAACAUGAACAUGAUAGGCAUUUCGCUAGCAAAUAAAUAUUGGCCAGAGCAUGAUGCAUCUUUUCUACUCACGAUGAGUAGUGUACUGGUUUGUCAGCAAUCCUUCUGGAUAGGCUGAGAUGUCACAUUACAAAAACAAAAAAAACAAAACUACCCAACAUUAUGCACAUGGAGAUGGAAUGACUCAUGAUUCAAGGCGAAGCUGGAGUGCUGUGUGUGCUCAGCAUAAUUCUGAUAGCUUAGGGAUAUUUGAAGGAAGGUGUUUAUUGGCUUCCCGUGGUUUGUUGAUUGAUUGGGUUUUUGUGUGUGCAAAUAAAUAACAUUAAACUGCAAGAUAAAUGAAUAAAAAUGCAUUUAUUCCAUCUGUCUGUCUCCUUGCAUUAACUAUUAUAACUUUGAAUCUUCUCUGCUGCCUUUGAUAGAGUCAAACCAAACUUUGAAUAAAGUUUAGAAUACUGUACUGCGCUGAAAUUAUUCAUAUUAGUGAGAAGUUCAUGCUAGCGAUUUCUGCAGCAAUACAACAAAGGCACAUCACAGUAUUGGGGGCGGUGGCCAGGGGAUCCUGUGUAUUUGCUGCUUAUAAAUGGUCCGUGUGUGUUGAUUCUGCAGCUACCUAGGAUCUGACAAUGGACUUUAAGACUGGAAUAAAAUCUGUCAUUUACCUUAAAGAUGUGAAGGCUAGGAUCCUAGGACUGGGCUAUUGCAGUAGCUUUAAAUAUACUAGGAAUGAAAAAAAUGAGUAUCUCUAUAUUAAGGUGAAUACCAAAGGAUUCUCCAACUACCUACCAGGAUAGAAUAGUUGACUGCAACUACUAACUAAAACAUACAAACAAACAAACAAACAAACAAACAAACAAAAACAAACAUACAGGCUAUUCUUGAACACCUUAUGCAAUCUGCAAUGGUUUCAAGUGCUCUCCUGUUCAGUUCUGCCCUUGAGCAGUUAAUCUAUUGUGUUUCCUAGACAUGCUCUCUCUCUGAAGAUGCUUGGAGAUAAUGCACAACCUAAUUUUACGUGCCUGUUUCAAAAUAAAAUACAGCCUCCUUUUUAAAUAGUAAGACUGUGUACACUCCAUGCAUUUAAAGCAUUUUCCUCCUUCCCAGGAAUCCAGCUCAUCACAGAACUACAAUUUCUAGCACCCUUAACAAACUACCAUUCCCAAGAUUCGGGGCGGGGGGGGAUAAUGAUGCUUAAAUUUAUGAUGUGUAUGCAACCUAGGUGAGAGCCUAAAUGCAGGUGGUAGAUCUCAGACAACUGCCUUUCCUCAAAGGUGUUACAUUGAGGCCGCACAUGUAUUACUGUGAUUGCUUGAUUAAAUAUGUGCAUUUUUGUAGCCAUCAGUGUCACAUCAAAGCAGAGAGUGUGGCAACAUUUGAAAUUUCAGAAGUGGCUGUGUCUGCUCUUCCUCCUUCCCCUGGAAGCCUAUACAGUGGUAUCUUGGGUUAAGAACUUAAUUCAUUCUGGAAGUCUGUUCUUAACCUGAAACUGUUCUUAACCUGAAGCACCACUUUAGCUAAUGGGGUCUCCCGCUGCUGCUGCCGUGUCUCCGCCACGCGAUUUCUGUUCUCAUCCUGAAGCAAAGUUCUUAACCCGAGGUACUAUUUCUGGGUUAGUGGAGUCUGUAACCUGAACCAUCUGUAACCUGAGGUACCACUGUAUUUGUAGAAACCUUCACCUACCUAAAUUGCAAACAGCAGCAACGAGAAAUUUCAAAAGUUCUACAUGUUCAGAAUGAUCUUACCAAGCCUUGUAGCCCUGAAAUAUAGGUGGAGACACAGGCUGAGAAACUGCUCAUAAUUCUCUGUUAGCAUCACCACCUAAGAUGACUUGACCAGCCUCCACAGCAGUUCAUACCCAGGGAGAGCAUGCUUGCAUGUGAGGAAUGGUGCGUUCUGGUUAAGUUCAGCUAUCAGGAUAUCUGCUACCAGCUGGUGAGAGCAAGUGAUAACUUGUCAGCCAGAUGAUCAGGGAUGCUAAAGCCGGCUUUCUGAGCAGAAAUUUGGCAGUGGGGGGGAGGGGGAGACACACAAAAACAAAAGCUGCUCCUAAGGUCCGCAUAAAACAAUUGCACAAAUACUUCCAUAAUGCAAACGAAGCAUCCUUGUUCUUCCGAAUGUUCCCUUUCUGCGUUAUCACUUGAACUGUUGCUGACUUGGCAUUAUGCUACGCUAUGCAAAUCUCUUCCCCCUGAAAUUAGCAACAUUGAUUUACUUUUAGGAUGUGCCGUGUGUCCCUGGCUGACAUCAUUUGUCCUGCGGCGUUGCUGACCUUGUGCACGGCAGAUCUGCUGUAUCGUGAGGGACUUUCACACCGCUGCUCUUUCUGUCCUCCCACGCAGACGUUGCCUUUUGGUCCCCGGUGGAUGUGUAGCUUUUAGGUGGAAUGCAAUAGCACUGCAGCAGAGACUCUGCAGCGGUGGGCUGGAAGAAUACGCAGCAGAGCCGUUGCUGCCAAACUAGGUACCGGCUAUGGCUCAGAUCCUUUGCUCUUGUUCUUUGCUGCCUGAGUCACAGGAAUGUACUAGAUCGUGCAGCCUUAAACUGUUGAGCAAGGCUAGAAGGAAUCUUAUGUUAAAAGUUGUGGUUUUUUAAAAAAGAAAUCACCACCAGAUAAACUGAAAUCAAAUGCUAAUUCCAAACAAGGGGAACUUGGGUCUUCCAGUUCAAUCAAUCAAUCAAUCAAUCAAUCUUUAUUACGGUCCAGAGACCCAACAAAUCGUUACAAAGCAAUGCACAAUUCAGACAGCCUACCUCCAGGUUAAACAAGCAUUUUGUUCAGACUUAAAGAUAGGCAUCAUUGGUUCUUGCAACCACCGAUAAAAACUUCGCCAUUGCUAAUGUUCUAGCGUUUGUCCGGUCUUCCAAUAGGAACCUGACAUAGUGAGCCUCUGCUUUUCCUGGGAAAGGUACCAGCAAGGGUAAUAUCAGUUCAGCCCUGGCUUGCUCAUAUUUCGCAUAGUGCAGCAAAAUAUGUUUUAUAGAAUCGAUGUCUUGAGCACACGAGCAAAGUCUGUCCUGGUAGGGAACUCCUCUCAACCUGCCACCUAACACUGCAGAAGGAAAGACGUGUAGUCUGGCUUUGGUGAAUAACCUUCGAUAAUUUGGUGCUGUCAGGUUUUUAAUGUAAGGUGUUAACUUAAAGACAUGCCCAUAUUGUACUCCUACUGCCAGCGGACUACAGACUGCGUGUGAUCGAGAUCGCAAGUCACUGUGUGUAUUAUCCCAUAAUCUUUGCUUUAACGUCUUUAGGGCACCUUCAUAACCCAGGUAAUAAAGUUGGGGGGGUGACAGACCAAUAGAGGUGGCUUUUCUAGCCAUGGUUUUCUGCCAUUUGCUGACAAACUCCUCAUUGGUCAGGUGUUGGUACAAACCCUUCCCUAGAUCAAAUACUGAAAUCCUGAGCCAAUGUUUUAGGGCAGCCCACCAUGCUUUAGUUGAAAUUGGGCAUUCACCAGCUUCUAACAGAAGUAUGGAGUUGGGGACACAGUUACGUACCUUGGGUCUUCCGGAUGUUGCUGUAUUCCAUCAGCCCAGAAGCAUGACCACUGGCCAGUGAUGGUUAGAGUUGUAAUUUGGCAACAUCUCGAAGACCAAACGUUCCCUUCCUACGUGCUGCUUUAUCAUACUUGCCCUCUAUGUGGUCUAAAAGUGGAAACCUUCACAAGUUAAACAAUGGAUGUUCUUUAUUGCUGGGUGUCCAUUGAGACAAACCUCAAAUUCCUUGGGGCCAGCAUUAACUUCAGGGGGUCCUGAACCAGAGAAACUUGAUAUGUGAGAGUAUGGGCAGAUCUAUACCACAUCUUUGAAGCACAUCUAAGGCACAGUUAAAAACAUGGCUUCCUCCUUAGAAUCCUGGGAGCUGUAGUUUGUCAAGAUUGCUGAUAAUGAUAGAAUCAUAGAAUUGUAGAGUUAGAAGGGAGCCUGAGGAUCAUCUAGUCCAACCCCGGCAAUGCAGGAAUCUCAACAAAAGCAUCCCUGGCAGAUGGCCAAGGAAGGAAGAGUCCACAACUUCCCAAGGGAGACCGUUCCACUGUCUCUUACUGUCAGAAAGUUCUUCCUGAAGUGAAAUUUAGUUGGAAUCUCUUUUCUUGUAACUCCACGCCAUUGGUUUGAAUCCUGCCCUCCAGAGCAGCUCUGUGAGGGUAGUUCCGUGAGAGUGAAACUACAGGAUUCUUUGGGGAAAGUGAUGUCUUUUUAAUGUGCAUUGGAUCUGCUUUACAUGUUUGGUGUGGAUCUGUGCUGGCUGUGGUGGAGGAAAAUUACAAGCUCCUCCAGAUCUAGAGCAGAUAAGAAGUUUUCCAUUUCUUUAGUUAUUGGUGGUGGUAGGGUACUCAAAUAAGACAUUGCGCGGGGGCCUGUUUCCUACAUUACUUGACAGCAGUCUUGGAAAUGUCAUGCCACUGGGAGCCAUAGUUCAUCUUGGUUUUCUUUUUUGUUUUUGUUUUUGCGGGUGUACCUGCAUGGUGUAUGCAGAUAUUAUUGCUGCAUUAAAAUGUACAAACUAUUGUUAGGGUGGCAUAUUAAAGAUGAAGAAGUUAAGACGGUUAUGAUUAAAUGGGCUAAAGAUUUUGGUUAUAAUAUUCAAUUAGGAAUGUGGGAAAGAUGAUGGACAAAAACUAUUAAUUUUACUGUAUGUAUGGCACUUAAGGAAAAUUUCAUGAAGAUGAUCUAUAGGUGGUAUUUGACACCGACCAAACUUGCUUAAAUGUAUAGGACCCAAGAUAAGGUUUGCUGGAAAUGUAAGGAAAAGGAAGGGACUUUAUAUCACAUGUGGUGGACUUGUACUAAGAUCAAAGCCUACUGGGAUAUGAUACAUAAUGAAUUGAAAAAGGUAUUUAAAAACACUUUUAGUUAAAAAAAAAAAAAACCCCAGAGGCUUUUCUAUUGGGUAUAAUAGGAGAUGAAAUUCCCCAAAAGGACUUAAAUAUAUUUAUGUAUGCAGACCAAGAUGAUUGAAUAUGCAGAAUUGGCGAAGCUGACAGGGGAAAUCCGAAAGCAGUGUGAUGAACUGUUUGAAAAGGACUGGAGUAAAUUCUUGCAAUAUAUGAAGGAACAUUGUAAACAUUUCAAAACGUUUGCAGGAUUGAUUUAAAAUAUUUUGUAACGUUACGAUUAGAUACCUCUUUACAAAUAUUUGAAUUGAUUUAUAAGCAUAGAAAGAAGCUAAAUAGGGUAAUAGAGAAAUGCUAAUAGAGAAAUGCUAAGAUUAGUAUUUAUAGAAGCCGGGGAAUGGGGGGGGGGGGAGUCGAUGCUCUGAUUGAGCAAAGAUGUAUGUGAUGAUAAAAUUUUAUUUUGAUUGUAAUUUAAAAAAGAGAAAAAUUGAUAAAUAUUAUUUUAAAAUUACAUUUUCAAGGUGUACACACAAAAAAAAUCUAGAAUGACAACUUAAAAAACAACAUUUGAAAUGGCUUCAAAAAAGAAGGCAGCAAAUAAAUGUGAGAACCCUGAAUUGUUCAAAAUAGAAGAUGUGCAGUUAAGAUCUUUACAAAACAGAAGGCAGAUUUCUGUAUUUAUUUAUUUUUAAAAAGCAACUUGCAAUUACGCACUAUCCUGGCAUUAUUAAAAGAAGCAUGAAAAUGUUCACUUGAACUGCUCUUUGAGGACAGGUACUCUAACUAGGGUGAGAGGAUGAUACUGAAACCACGUUAUAUUUGAUCCCCUCUUUUGUCAUAGGAGUAGCGAUAGAUUAGUUACGGUCACCUUCAUGUGUUAAAAGUCCUUGGGAUGCCAUUCCCUUCAUCGGUCUCCUCUUUAGUUGCCGAGGUACUUAGACCAACACUGUGUUUUAAAAUAAGUAAAUAAAUGAUAAACCACUGAAGUUGUCAAGGAUGUUGCUUCAGGGUUGAUGUGACCAAGCGUUGGUUACUCUGGCUGUGCUCCAAGUUUAAUAAAGAACAUUUAGUUUUCAAUUCUCCUGUACGAUAUUGCAGGACUCUUUUCUCUCCCUGCCCUCCGAUUCUCCCUUCAGUAGAUUGCCAACCAUUCCAAUUCUUGCCUGGUUUGUUCUUGGUUAGUAUGGGAAAUAGAAGGAACAAGAUGCUGGUCAGUUGGGGAUGGCCUGCAGUGGGGCUGGUCAGCUAUUUUCUGCCACUUGGGAUGCAAAGAUGCUAGGUAGACAACCCCUACACUGUGCUGCCCACAAGAAGCUUCCCUUUCUUCCUCCUGCAGUACUACAGAUGACAAUGAGGUUUAUAGAUUCAGGUAGGUAGCUGCGUUGGUCUGACACAGUCGAAAUAAAUAAAAAAAUUGUCCAGUAGCACCUUAGGUAAAGGUAAAGGGACCCCUGACCAUUAGGUCCAGUCGUGACCGACUCUGGGGUUGCGGCGCUUAUCUCGCUCUAUAGGCCAAGGGAGCCAGCGUACGGCAUCCGGGUCAUGUGGCCAGCAUGACUAAGCCGCUUCUGGCAAACCAGAGCAGCACACGGAAACGCCAUUUACCUUCCCGCCGGAGCGGUACCUAUUUAUCUGUUUGCACUUUGAUGUGCUUUCGAACUGCUAGGUGGGCAGGAGCAGGGACCGAGCAACAGGAGCUCACCCAGUCAUGGGGAUUCGAACCGCCGAUCUUCUGAUCAGCAAGUCCUAGGCUCUGUGGUUUAACCCACAGCGCCACCUGCGUCCCUAGUAGCACCUUAGAGAUCAAGUAAGUUUGUUCUGGGUCUAAGCUUUCGUGUGCAUGCACACCUCUUCAGAUACACUGAAACAGAAGUCACCAGGCCCUUAUAUAUAGUGGGAGGGUGGGGUUUUUCUUAGAAGUGUAGUAGGAGAUGGGUGAUUGACUUAAUGGGUAUGGUAAACCUGUUGAUGACUGUUAACGAAUGCAAUUAGUCCUACAGGAAAAACAGUAGGCAACGGAUUUACCAUACCCAUUGACUCAAUCACCCAUCUCCUGCAGUGGUACCUCGGGUUACAUACGCUUCAGGUUACAGACUCCGCUAACCCAGAAAUAGUACUUCAGGUUAAGAACUUUGCUUCAGGAUGAGAACAGAAAUCGUGCUCUGGCGGCGCGGCGGCAGUGGGAGGCCCCAUUAGCUAAAGUGGUAUCUCAGGUUAAGAACAGUUUCAGGUUAAGAAUGGACCUCCAGAACGAAUUAAGUUCUUAACCCGAGAUACCACUGUACUACCCUUCUGAGAAAAACCCCACCGCACCCUCCCACUAAAUAUAAGGGUCUGGGGACUUCUGUUUCAAUGCACAGUGGUACCUCGGGUUAAGUACUUAAUUUGUUCCGGAGGUCCAUACUUAACCUGAAACUGUUCUUAACCUGAAGCACCACUUUAGCUAAUGGGGCCUCCUGCUGCCGCCACGCCGCCAGAGCACGAUUUCUGUUCUCAUCCUGAAGCAAAGUUUUCUGGGUUAGCGGAGUCUGUAACCUGAAACGUAUGUAACCUGUAUCGUAUGUAACCCGAGGUACCGCUGUAUCUGAAGAGGUGUGCAUGCACACAAAAGCUUAUGCCCAGAACAAACAUAGUUGGUCUCUAAGGUGUUACUGGACAAUUUAUUUAUUUAUUUCGUGAGGUUUAUGUUUAUUCAGACAUGGGGCACUCCAGAUCCAAACAGCCUUAAAUUCAUCCCGGGGAAACUGGUGCUGGUAUCUAGAACUGUAGAAUUCUCCUCUCCAUCUGCCACAUAUUGCUCACCCUUAGCAAGACAGGUCUUCAGGGCUGAAGGAAUUGAAAGCACCUUCUUCUUUGCAACAGGCCUUGCCACAGUCGCAAAGAAAAGCGAAGAUGUGGAUUGGCAUUUAAUAAAGCCAUAUAUUUAUGCAACUAUUAUGCUUAACAUCAAGCACCAGCCAGCCAACCCUGACUGUAAAAACCCAUUCUCACGGCGUCUUAAUUUCUCACACUCUGAUUUCAAGCAGAGCUUUUGUCACCUAGCGGUGGUCUCAUUUAGCUUUUCAAUUUCAAUAUGAGAGAUAAAGCCGAGCAAUAAGAAAUCAUUUGUAUUCCUUCUAGGCAAUUGCGUGGCAAAUGUCACCCAUUAGCGUAGAGGAUUAACACUGUUCUCUCUGUGUGUAUUUCUAUUUGCAAGAGUGAGAAAAAACACAAUGCUAAAUGGACAGGUGCAUAUGGAUAUGGAUAUGGAUAUGGAUAUGGGAUGGUACAAGGAUGGGAAAACCUUUUGCGGUCAGAAAGACCACAAAGGUGGGUGGAACAAUAGAGGAACUCUUACCUUUAUACAGUAGGGUUUACGCGAACUGUGCAAAAAUCAGACGUUCCUACAACAGAUCUCUCCAUCCUCCAUUCAGGCCUGUUUCCAGGCACAAUUCAAAGCGCUGGUUAUGCCUUAUAAAGCCCUUUACAGGUUUAGGUCCAAGCUAUCUGAAAGACCAUAUUCUCCCUUAUGAACUUGCCCAGGUUCUGAGAUCUUUGUGGGAGGCACUUCUCUCACCCUGCCACCUUCACAGAUGCGCUUGGUAGGGAUGCAGGACAGGGCCUUCUUGCGCGGUGCUCCCAGACUUCGGAACUCUCUCCCUGGAGAAGCCAGACUGGCUCCCUCCUUGCUGUCCUUCCACUGGCAGGUGAAGACUUUCUUAUUCCAACAGACUUUGGGGAGCUGGCUGCUUUCAGUGAAAGGGCUGGUGCCAUGCUGGGUUUUAUUAUAAUUAUUUGUAUGUUUUUGAGGGGGAGGGGGGAGAUGAGGAGGAGGCAGAGAUUUAACAGAAUCAUUUUUUAAAAUCAUUGCAUUAUUUCUACGUUUUUAGCUGUUAUUAUUUUAUCUGUAACUUGCACUGAGUCCAUGUCAGGGAACAAGGCUGAGGAGUAGUAGGAGUGAUGAUGAUGAUGAUAAUAAUAAUAGACAUCAGGGGAAGGGGUUAUGUAUAUUGUUAAAUAUAAUCCAUUUCAUUGGUAAAAAGAAUAGAUUACAUGGGAAAGUAGCUGGAAUUGACACCCGCAGGAUUAAUUUUUCAUUUCUAGCUAUUGCAAAUAGUUGUUUCGACUGAGAUGCAUUAUAACAAUGCUAAAUCCUGCUCUUAACCUUGACUUUCGGUUUCCAUGUGCAAAGCAUUCUGCAAACUAAACCGGUAGCACUUGAAACAGGAAAGAAAACAUGGGAAUAGCCAUCAUUUAAAGCACUGCAAUCUUUCUUAACCAAGAAAAGUUUUAACAGUCUCCAAUUUUGAAUAUCCUGUUUUAUUGGGGGGGGGGUCAAAGUUUUGCCUCUUAAGCUGUUUCAAAUCAUAAUAAUCAGUUCUAAACAUUUUUAGCUGCAAUUUAAGGUUUGAUAAGAGAGAUGCUUAGCCACAAUGUUUCUGACUUGGCAAAUAAAUCUCUAAGCCAGUAGCCAAUUCAGUAUGUUUCUGACAGGACAUCUCUCAAAUUACUGAAAGAAGCAGCAUACCAGCUCCAACAAUAUUUAACAUUGACUGUAACACGUCUCACUUUCAGAUUAGUACGUCCUGAUUCUGCAAAUGUUUCUAUAACUAUUCUGGAAAGAAGAGCUGAUAGUGAACACCCUUGAUUUAUUCCCCUGUGCAGCCAGACUUGAGGUGAAUAUAGCUGGGCAAUAACUGCUGAAAAAAACCUGUCUCCAAAGUAAUCUUAGAAGGAAGUUCCAUUCAAACUGCUCAAAAGCUUGAAGAUGUCUAAUUGGAUUAGAAGGAUUUAGGAUUUAGUUUGGGGGCACCAUGGUAGACCACAUUCAGUGCCCUCCUGACUGAAUGGCUGGAUGGGCAUAAAGAACAUUAUUUACGCAUUUUCAGAAUGAACUGAUUAAAUCUUGUUAGUCAUCAUUAUCAAGAAAAUGGUUUUCUCACUUAACGUUGCUGCCAAAAAAGAUCUAUACAUCAUGAUUUAUCAACGUGAACAGGCUGUACAAGUUCAUUGAUUGAGGGUCCUUAUCUGGUUUGGGUGCAACAACGUGUCUGGAUUGCUUCCAAGAAGCAGGAAUAACACUUCCAUCCAGGAUAGAAUUAAGCAGAAGUGAAAGAUGAGGGACUCAGAUAUCUGCUAAAUGUCCGUAAACUCUUAAGUUAGACCAUCAUUACUCAGUAUUUACCAUUUUAAGGUGUGGGGGGGUUGUUGUUUUUUGGAAAAAUUCAGCAUCAACUUCUUCAGCUAAAAUGGUCUGAUUCAGAUCACCUUGAUGCUCUGCUUUUAGAGCCAUUCUGGUCCAGCUCCAUGUCAUCAAGUGAUAUAAUUAGAUUGUCUAAAGAAGCCCAGUAUAUAGUAUCGCCCGCUUUGGAAGUCUUCCUUGAAAUCCAUUGUGAGUGUGGAUUUCAUGCAUAGAAUGCCUUUUGAAACCUCUAAAGCUAUGGUCUCGUGCUCUUUUCCUUGCCUUGCAUAAAUCCUUUACAGGAAGAUAUUCUGACUCUGUUGAUUAUUAAGCCUGAUGGUAACAAAAGUGUAUUUCUGGCUUGCAAACAAAAUCAUGAUGCUUAAGAACAAACACCGUCACCGAUCCUGGCACAAUUGCACUAGCUGCCAAUUAGGUUCCAGGUGUGAUUCAAAGUGCUGGUGUGGAUUUAUAAAGCCUUACAUGGCUCAGGACCUCAAUACCUUAAGGAUGGCCUCUCCUCAUAUGAACUGACCUGGACCUGAACUGACUUGUCACCUGAGGCCCUUCUCUAUGUCCCUCCCUCCCAGAGAGGUUUGGAGGGUGGCAACAAGAGAACGGGGCCUUUUCUGCGGUGGCUCUCCAGUUGUGGAAUUCUCACCCCAGAGAGGCUCACCUGGCACCAUCAUUACAUGUCUUUAGGUGCCAGGCAAAAACUUUCCUCUUUACCCAGGCCUAUGGCUAUUAAAUAACCUACAGCCUGUGAAAGUGUGGGGGAGAGGACUGCUGUUAUAAUAAGUACUUUAUUAUUAGGCUGGCUGUCAGUAUGCUUUGGUCAUGUUCUGUAAUGUGUUUUUAAAGUUGUUCACCACCCUGGGAGCUUUUGAUAAAUGGUGGCAUAUAAAUGGAAUUAAUAAUAAUUUUAAAACAUCACUCCAUCCUUAUUUCCUUUAAGGAAAGGCAUUCUACGCUGGGAAUUAAAGUCUCAUAUCAAAGUUCCUUCUGGCUUAUCAGUUUCACCUGGAUUUAUCUUGUUUUGCUUUUCUUUGUCUGCAGAAAGUGAGUGAGAAGGUUGGUGGAGCAGAAGGAACCAAGCUAGAUGAGGAUUUCAAGGAAAUGGAAAGGGUAAGUCUGAAAGACUGCUAUUACAUCGUUCAUAUUAUUUCAGCAAUGCCUGAUAUUAAAGCACUGUUGCAAUUAGGGCCAAAAUGUAUAGUUGAUUAAUCAUUUGGAACAAUUGAUUAAAAACCUUUUGAAUGUUAUUUUAAAAAUGUGCCUCUGAUUAAUUGAUUGCACGGGCAGCAGAUUUCAAGGGGCAGAUUUCAUUUUUUGAAAAGUUUGUUUUAAGUACAAGCUUUUACAAAGCCACAAAUGACAGGCACCAUUUUAGCUGGGGAGGGUAUCUCUUUUAAGAUGGUGCUUGUUGUGAUUUGUGUGUGCUCCAUCUGGAAACCAACUCUGAUUUUUAAUAAUAAUAAUAAUAAUAAUAAUAAUAAUAAUAAUAAUAAUAAUAUUUGUAUCCCGCCCAUAUGGCUGGGUUUCCCCAGCCACUCUGGGUGGCUUUCAACAAAGAUUAAAAAUACAUUAAAAUGUCACACAUUAAAAACUUCCCUGAACAGGGCUGCCUUCAGAUGUCUUCUAAAUGUCAGGUAGUUGUUUAUCUCUUUGACAUCUGGUGGGAGGGCAUUGCACUGGGUGUGCACCACCACCGAGAAGGCCCUCUGCUUGGUUCCCUGUAGCUUUGCUUCUUGCAGUGAGGGAACCGCCAGAAGGCCCUCAGCGCUGGACCUCAGUGUCCGGGCAGAACGAUGGGGGUGGAGACGCUCCUUCAGGUCUACUGGGCCGAGGCCAUUUAGGGCUUUAAAGGUCAACACCAACACUUUGAAUUGUUCUUGGAAACGUACUGGGAGCCAAUGAUAGUUGACUUCAGAAUGAUAGUUGACUUCAUUUUUUUUGUUAUUAACAUUUAUACACCCCCUCCCCAUGUUCUUCCCACCUCCUCACAACAAACCCAUGAGGGAGGUCAGACUGAGAGACUGUGCUUGUUCCAGUGAGCUGCGUCGCCGAGUGUGGAUUUCAACCAUUGCAAGGAGGAAAACCAAGACCUACUUAACCUGGGACUUAACCCCAUUGAAUUCAAAAGGACUUAACCUCGGAACAGGCAUGCAUAGGACUGCAUUGCUAGUAAUUCAGGCAGCAAUCUCGUACCUACCUAGGGAUAAGCUCCAUUGAAAUGAAUGGAACAUAUAUAGAGGUUUUAAACCCCUACUACUAAUUGACGCUGAUGGCUUUGAUCAAAUGUUGGACCUAGUUACGAUAAAACAAUUAGCACACUGUGUAGGAAAUCAGGGAUUCAAAGGACACCCGGUGUCUUAUUACCACUGAAUUCGGAAGAGACUAUUACUUUUAUCUUGUCAUAUGCCGCCAUAUCACAGCUGAAUAAAAGGAUUAAGAAAGCGAACUCCCGUGCCCCAAUCUGGCAGGAGAGAUUGAAUAUUUCGCAUGGCCUCUGGUCUUUCUUUCAUACCCAUUGCAGUUGCCAAUAUAAAUGUGGAUGGUACACAUUCCCAUCCACAACAUGAUGCUGAUCUGAGCCCCAUUGAAAGAGCUGGAUGCUACUUUUGAUGUGAACGGACGACGUCUGGAUUGGAGCCCAAUUUUCAGCAGCUACAACAACGACCACUUAUUUUGCCUUCCAAUGAAAUUUGUGUUGAUCUACUUUUGCUUUGUGCUUUAAGCCCAUGACUCAUUAGGGAAAAUGGAUAAAGGCAGAGAAUUGAAUGAACCUAAAAGCGGAAGAUGGGCAGCCAGAUGAAAGCUAGAUCCUUGCAUAUGCUUGUUCUAUUUUCUUUGGACAUGUACAAGCUGUUUUAAUGAUUGGUGGGCUGUUGAGUGUUCACUGCAGUAAAGGAAGAUUACUAGGUCUGUGUUUGCUCUGAUGAACACCUGUGCCAGAAACAUGGAAGGGAGGAGGAAGUGGCAAAGGCAACGAGACAUCUAUAAAUGCUUCCUCCUGCAAAGGAACAAGCAGGCCAGGUGCGCUUGGGCUGUACCACUGGGUUGUCCCAAUAUUCUAACAGAAUGACACCAACUGUUCCUAAUAAAAGGGUUGCUUGUUCAUGAUCACAAGGAGGCAGGUUUUGCCUGUGUCUUGCAGUGGUGAUUUUGGAGACCUGCUUCCAGGGCCUGUCAUUAUCCCCUUCCAGUCAUUCAAAGCAUUGUGGGAGGGUGGCAUCACAGUAGCAGUGAGGAAAUUCUGGAGCAGAAGGCAAGGAAAAUAUUCCGGGGAGAGGGGUGGAAGAGGGAUAAUUUCAUGUCCCUUGGUGUGAUACUGGAGCUCCCCAUCUAGGUCCAACUUAAAAAAAGAAUGAAAAUAUUCAAUAGUUUGUUAAAAAUAUAUAUACCUGUUUCCUUAAAACUAUAUAACAGAUUAGGGAUGCGGGUGGCACUGUGGGUUAAACCACAGAGCCUAGGGCUUGCCGAUCUCUGAUCAGCAGUUCGAAUCCCCAUGAUGGGGUGAGCUCCCGUUGCUCGGUCCCAGCUCCUGCCAACCUAGCAGUUCAAAAGCAUGUCAAAGUGCAAGUAGAUCAAUAGGUACCGCUCUGGUGGGAAGGUAAACGGCGUUUCAGUGCGCUGCUCUGGUUCGCCAGAAGCGGCUUAGUCAUGCUGGCCACAUGACCCGGAAGCUGUACGCCAGCUCCCUCAGCCAAUAAAGCAAGAUAAGCGCUGCAACUCCAGAGUCGGCCACGACUGGACCUAUGGUCAGGGGUCCCUUUACUUUUACCUUUACAUAACAGAUUUGCACAUAUGAUAGAGGAGAACAGAGGAGGCUCUGAAAACCCUAAAUGCAACUGUUAUUCCAGGCCCAAAGAUGUGAUGUUGAAUGUAUGGUUGCAUCUCAUGUACACAUUUUCAGAAUGCAAAUAGCAGCUUCAGGUGGGGAGGGACAAAUGACUGAUAACUGACAGAAUUUCAGCAGGCAGGGAAGAGAAGUUUAACCCUUUCCACCCCUGCUGUGCUCCUGUUGGAAAUUACUCCUUGAAUUGAGAGGAAAGGCCCCAUUGGGAAGCUUCAUAGUAAUGUUGAAAAUGUUGAACUUCUUAAAUUAAGGGCAGUACUUGUCCUGAUUGAAACAGGUAAGUGGCCAAGAAUAUGCAGCAAGCCAAAAAUUUCCUCCUUGCUCCCAUUCAUUCUUUGUAGAGCCAAUGUGGUUAAGAGUAUGAUACUGUGAAGACCUAGAUUCAAUUCUCCACUCAGUCAUGAACCUGGGAUCAGUUAUUGUCUCUCAGCCUAACCCACCUCACCAAAUUGUUGUAAGGUUAAAAUGGGUGACACAGAACCACAUGCAGACCGCUCUGAGCUGUACGGAGGAAGGAUAGGAUAUACCAUAUUUUUUGCUCUAUAAGACACCCCAGACCACAAGACGGACCUAGUUUUUGGAGGAGGAAAACAAGAAAAAAAGUAUUCUGAAUCUCAGAAGCCAGAACAGCAAGAGGGAUCGCUGCGCAGUGAAAGCAAUCCCUCUUGCUGUUCUGGCUUCUGUGAUAGCUGUGCAGCCUGCAUUCGCUCCAUAAGACGCACACACAUUUCCCCUUACUUUUUAGGAGGGAAAAAGUAAGUCUUAUAGAGCAAAAAAUACGGUAAUUGCAAUAAAUCAAUGGAAAGGCCAUUGCAUUCAAGAAUCUGCAUUUCAGACCUGGUGUUGUUAGAUCUGCUACUUCCUGGGCUUCCUUCACUGCCUUUAUUAUUCCAGCCUUUUGAUUUUAUGUUGCUCUGAGACCUCAAUUAGGCCAGUACUUCACUGUGCUAAGCAUUGUAAUGACACAUAAUAAACUUUAAUUAUUCCCCGGCCCUCAAAGUGCUUACUGUCGUAUAAACAACAAAGCAGGUGGGUGAACAAAUGAAAUGAGGGCAUGGAAAGGAGAUUAACAAUAUAAGCAGGUAUCUGUUGUGUACAUAACAAUGCAGAUGUACUUGAAAAGAAUGGGGUAGAUAUUUGGUCAAGGAUGGUAGCUGAGCAAGUGCAGGAGGACUAUUUUCAGGUUUCUGCAUAAGCCAUUGAAAGUUGGCCAUGUUCUGCUGGGUUUGGGAGCACGGACGGUCCUAUUGUUCUGCAGAGUGAUGUGGCCACCUCAUGCAAUAGUUUGGCAGAGGUGCUGAAAGACAGAGCUUUAUGUGUGCCACAUGACCUGCUCUGCAGCCUCUAAGCCAGCCUCCUACUUUGCGGGGCAGUGGAGGCACUGUCUCAUUGCUCGUUCUUCCAGUUAAGAUUCCACUGCAUGUCUGAUGAGCUUCCAUUUGUGGAAUGAGGAAGGGAUGCCAUUUUGGCCUCAAGGUGCCACAUGUCUUUAGUGUAUCCACACUGAACCUUAUCAAGUGUUUUAAUACCAGUGAAUGGGGCUGAAUAAUCUCCAGAACUCUCCCCCUGCUUCAAAAUGUGACUCAGUUUCCCAGCUAUCGCAUUGUUUACCAUAAUGGUUCCAUUUUAGGAGAUACAUUGUAAAAUAUUCAGAGUAGAAUAUUGAGAAUAUCUAGAGCCCAGAAGACUGGUAAUAGCUUAUUGAGCCUUAGCUUCUCUGAAAGGAAGGCUUGAGUCAUAUGUUCACCUCUCAAUGAGGCAUAACAUACAUAGAAGCCUCCCAGAGCCUGUAGAUGACUCUCUGUCUUGACAUCUUUGAUGCCUGACACUCAAAGUCGGAGAUCCCCCUUGUGCUCUCGGUGAGUAAAGGGCUUCAGCUGCUCACUAACCAACUAAUAGGUGCCUUGCUUUUAUUUUUAAGGAUGGAAGUAGACAAUUGCUCCCCAGUUUUCCUUUCUUGUCCUGUCUGACAUUGGUUGCUUUUCCCUACUCUUCUCCUUCCCAACUGCAGGCAGGAGAUGUCAACAAAAGAGGGAACAAGGAAGGAAAACAGUCAGGGAGUGACUUCCUUGAUCUUCUCUGCAAGAAAAAGCAAGGUACUGCCAGAGGAUGAGUGAGUAGCAGCUCUCGCCCUCCCAGAAACUGGGGCCAGGUGAAAUCUGGAAGCGGGCUCACCUGUGCCAGGUGUCUGUAGUGGCUAUCAGAACCAGUGGUUUCUAUAGGCUCUUGAAGGUUUCUGUCCCUGUUCUGGCUCAUUAAGGAGGUUGUUGCAUGAGGCAGAGUCUGCGGCAUUAUAGAUUUUCUAUCAUGGCAGGCAUAGGAUUUUGCCACAUACCCAGUAACAUGUUAGGGGAGAACAGCAGUGUGUUGGGUCUGUUAAUCUGUAGUUGCUAUUGACACAACUAGCACAUUUGUGUCAUCUACCACAUAUAAUGAAGAAUGAUGGAAGAAUAAGUACAGAAAACCAAAAGUAUUGGAUUAUCCAUCCUCAUUGGGUGUUUCCUCUCUCCCUUUUAUAUCUUCUUCUUCGUCUUCUAAUUGCAGAAAGUAGAUGUCACCAGCAGGGCUGUGAUGGAAAUAAUGGCCAGGACAACAGAAUACCUUCAACCUAACCCAGGUAAUUUUCCUUCUUUGGGAAUCAGAGUGCAUGUUGAUUAAAAGUUCACUCACUUUAUUCCAGUGCUGCUUCAGAUGGGCUUUUAUCGAAAAACAGCAGCAGAGUAGGAAAUGAUGUGUAGGAGAGAUAUUCUCUGUGCAAAGUAUGACGUAUAUAGAUGGUUUUAAGAGCUUUGUCAUUACUGAUGCAUGGGCACUGAAUCUAAGGUGAGGAAUUCACUAGCCUUUGUUGCCAUACUUCUUGAAUGUACAUCAGUGCAAGGAACAUCCUAAUGUACACAGAAGGCUGUUCUGCUUUCCCCUUUUCAGCAGAGUCUCACUUCCUCAAGUUGAUCAGAAUCUCAACAUUCAGGGCUCCUUUGUACAGUGAAAAGAAAAGACACCCGACACUAUCAUAUCCUGAACCCCCUUUGCCUUAGUUCUUAAGAUGCUCUUGUAUGAGUGGUAGGUGCUUCAGCUAGGACAAGAGGAGCCUGGUAUUUGUCAGUUCUCUCUUCCUCCUUAAGUGCCUUGUGCCCAAUGCCUUCCUCUUCCCCAAGACUUGGGGAUGGAUUUUGAGGGCUACAGAGGAGGCGGUAGAGCCCUGCCAUGUCAGCAAAAUUCUGCUCCAUAAGGAGAAUGGAUGUUAGGAACCAAGCCAUUGCCUACUCCACCAGGGCCAGGGCCUUCUCAGUGAUGGCUCCGACCUGGUGGAAUGCUCUGUCCCAUGAGACCAGGGCCCUGCAGGAUUGAACUUCCUUCUGCAGGGCCUGUAAGACAGAGCUAUUCCCCCUGGCUUUCAAUUUGAACUUAGCCUGAUCUUUUAUUCCCCUUCCUUCCCUCCCCCUGGGAUCCCACAGCUAAUUCUCCCCUGGUCUCCUCGCUGGCCCAAAACUAAUUUAGCCAGCUAGCCCUGGUGAUCACCUAAUGUUUAUUGGAUGGAUUUCCCCCCUAAAUUGAUUGCUGAAUUUGGAAUUUGUUGUUAUUCACAUUUUAUACUGUAUUUUAAGCUGUUUUUUGUUGCAUCAAUUAAGUGUUUUAAAUUUGUUGUUAGCCACCCUGAGCCCGGUUUUCUGAACUGGGAAGGGCGGGUGUCAGGGAACUGCCAUCAGUACUGGAGGGAGAGCGCAAAAGCCAGAGGGAUUCCAGAGAGCAUCCAGGGAUCGGGAGAAGCAGCCCAUCUUCUGGGGAAGAGAAUCAGCGUAGCACCAGUGGAGAAGGGGGGCAGGUGGGGGAAGUGGCGAGGUGGUCCCAUGACUCCUUUCCUGGGACCAGCGGGGAGAGUAGGGGUCCUCCGUUGCCCACGCCCUCCCUGCACAGAAGGCUUUCGCGCAGAGAGGGUAGGUGGAGACUAGGCGUCAAAGAGCUUCUUUGCUGGAAGAAGUUUAAGAAACGCCCACUCACGGAUUCUGCCAGCGACUGAGUCAGCCAUGGGUGAGUGGCGGUCCGGACAGAUAAGGUUCACUUUGGCAGCCCAGCCAGGUGUUUGCACCCAGCCAGGGAGAUAGGUGCCUGCUUACGCACGAGCAACCCCUUAGAAACCAUUACAGUGGGGUAUAAAUAAAAAUUUAUUAUUAUUUAUUAUUAUUAUUACUCUGACUGUCAACGCCUGUCUACUUCUCAGCAUGCUGUAAAGACAAAGGAAGAAUCUGCUGGGUCAGGCCAAUGUCCAGUCUAGUCCAGCCUCCUGUUCCCACAAUGGCAGACGAAAUGCCUGCAAGCUGGUCAUCAGUUCAACAGCACUCUGGCCACCUGUGAUUCCCAGAAAAUGAGUAUUUGGAGCUGCCCUUGAGACUGACCCAGAAACUCCAGCGGGUUCAGAAUGCCAUGGCGAGACUCCUUACGGGGUCCUCGCUGCAGGAUCACAUUCACCCUGUGCUAUACCAGCUGCACUGGCUCCCGGUGGAGUACAGGGUCAGGUUUAAGGUGCUGGUUUUAACCAUUAAAGCCCUAUAUGGCCUAGGACCCUCGUACCUACGGGACCGCCUCUCCUGGUAUGCCCCACAGAGGAACUUAUGGUCUUCAAACAAAAACAUCUUGGAGGUCCCAGGCCACAGAGAGGUUAGGCUGGCCUCAACCAGAGCCAGGGCUUUUUCGGCUGUGGCCCCAAUCUGGUGGAACGCUCUGUCACAAGAGACUAGGGCCCUGCGGGACUUGACAUCUUUCCGUAGGGCCUGCAAGAAAGAGCUGUUCCACCAGGCCUUUGGCCAAGGCACAGCCUAACCCCCUCCUUUGGUAAUUCUUCACAGAACUGUAGCCCAAUGGUUGCCAUCAAUUUGAUUUGAACUGAUUUUAUAAUGAAUUGAUUUUAGAAUGCUGUGUUAUUUUACUGUUGUUAGCCGCUCUGAGCCUGACUUCGGCUGGGGAGGGUGGGAUAUAAAUAAAUUUUUAUUUAUUUAUUUAUUUAUUUAUUUAUUUAUUUAUUUAUUAUAAUGCAUCUGGCAGCAUCGGUAGAGCAUAGCCACUGUGACUAGUAGCCAUGGAUAAAAUGUCAGGGAUGGAAUCUGGGGUUUUGUGUGUGCUGUUGGUCUGCCUGUAUCUCUCACUGCAUGUUUAUCACUAUGUGCAGAUGUGGUAGGGAGACAAUGCUGAGUCUGGUUUCUUGGUGUGUUUGUGGAUUGUACACUGUGUUCGUACACAUGCAUUUAGAAGAUGGGAAAUACUUCUCAGAAAUAGGUAAUGGUUUUUGUCCUUCAUGGUGGAAGAAGCCUGAGAAGGUAUGGUCUCACUAGUUAUAGUCUGCAGAGUCAUUCUGUGCGUAAUAGCUGUGCUUACAGGUGAAGCCUAACUGCAUCGUGUCCCUAGGCUACUGAAUACACCCACUUCUGUUCCAGUCAGUGCUCUUGAAUUGUGCCAGCUGCUAAAUGAGGCAAGAAGCUCUGACGUCCUGUUGAAAACACUUUAGAUUCAAAGGGCAAACCGCAGGUUGAAAAUCUUAAGCAACAUAGUCUCCUCACAUCCUGGUAUUGACCCAGAACUCUGAUGUGUAUUGAAUUAAAACAUUGCUUAUUUGCAAGGUGUUGACAUCUGAUUCCAUAUCAGAGCGUUUGGUAAAAAUGGAAUGGAUGGAAAUCAAACUUUGAAAUAUUUCUUGGCUAUGCAAGUGAUGUUGGUUCUUUUCAGUUGUUACCAACAUGCAUUGAGUUUCAGACAGUGGGGUGUCUGAAAAGGGGAUCCUGGGCACAUACAGUGUAUGCAUAUAGGCACUGCGUGUAUUCUGGAUCUCUCAUGGUGCAGACUUCCAGUCAGAUUAAGCACCUGUGGAAAGGGGCAGGGGCACUGGGGAGUGGCAAUGUCUAGUUUUGGACAGACUUCUUCAUGAAAAUAAACACCAUUUCCACCCCAGCCUUCAUCUGAAGACUGCAAGGGGGUUGUGCAACAGUUUCACUGUUUUGUUGUUCCCCGGCUCAAGGUUCCAAGAGGACUGGAAAGGAUUUAGUGAGCCCGGAAAGGAUUUGCAGCGGAACAAACAGAAUGCAAUGGCGCAAACCGUUACUUGCCAUCCUCCACUCCACCGGUAUCAUUAUAGUGUUCUGUUUCCCACUCUGAGCAACAGAAUUCUGAUGAUUUCCCCUGCCAUCUCGUGGGUUUGGUUGCGAUAUAUACGUUAUGUGUUAUUGAGCAAUUUGUGCUGCAGAGGCACCACAGCCAAAACACAUUUUCGUAGAUGAGUCACCGAGAUAAGGUUUGCUUCCUAUGAUAGGUUUUGUACUCUGAGACAGAUACCCAGCUACAAAAUGUAUGCGUCAUGCAUCCACAACGGAGGAAUUGUGUGCAUGCAUAAAUUACUCCAGGUCCCUUUACAGUUCAUGUGAGUGUGGCUUCAUAUCUCUCCCGGUUGCAGCUGGCAUAUAUUUUAAGGCGGGGAAACACAUAUCCAUGCUCCUCUCAUUCCUGAUGUGAUAUGAGGAUCUUUUGUGCACUCAGAAAGUCUCUUGAGCUACAGCUUCCUUGGAACCAUGUAGAAAGAGUAAGUGGGUUAAGCUUAUUACGACUGUCUGCUGUCCAGUGUGCUGAUAGUUGUAGUGCCAGGCAUUGGGGGUGGGAAAGCAGGCAGUCUGCUCACUUAAUACAGAGCUUUAGAGGAAAGAAGGAAGCAAACAGUUCUGUCUCUCUUCCCUGCUGCCCAAGGCACCCAUUUAGGCAGAAGAAUCAUAGAAAGAGAACCUUUCUAUGAUAUGAGUUUUUGCUGUUGUUACUGAUAUUAACUGAUAUUACAGUGGUACCUCAGGUUACAGACGCUUCAGGUUACAGACUCCGCUAACCCAGAAAUAGUACCUCGGGUUAAGAACUUUGCUUCAGGAUGAAAACAGAAAUUACGGGGCGGCAGCGGGAGGCCCCAUUAGCUAAAGCGGCACCUCAGGUUAAGAACAGUUUCAGAUUAAGAACGGACCUCCAGAACGAAUUAAGUUCUUAACCUGAGGUACCACUGUACUGAUAUUAACUUUUUGUAUCUUUAUUUUUGUGUGGAAAUUGUUCAGUUUGGCUGUGUAGAUCUUAAUCAUGUGUUUUAUUUGUUUUUAUGACUACUUUGGGAUGCGGGUGGCGCUGUGUGUUAAACCACAGAGCCUAGGACUUGCUGAUCAGAAGGUCAGCAGUUUGGAUCCCCAUGACGGGGUGAGCUGCCGUUGCUCGUUCCCUGCUCCUGCCAACCUAGCAGUUCGAAAGCACGUCAAAGUGCAAGUAGAUAAAUAUGUACCGCUCUGGCGGGAAGGUAAACGGUGUUUCUGUGUGCUGCUCUGGUUCGCCAGAAGCGGCUUAGUCAUGCUGGCCACAUGACCUGGAAGCUGUACGCUAGCUCCCUUGGCCAAUAAAGCGAGAUGAGCGCCGCAACCCCAGAGUCGGCCACGACUGGACCUAACGGUCAGGAGUCCCUUUACCUUUACUUUAUGACUACUUUGCUAUGUUUGUGAUCAUGUAAAUCUUUUCAUAUUGUAAGCCGCCUUGAGCAUUGUUUUAACUGAGGAAAGGUGGCAUACAAAUAAAAAAUGAUGAUCAUGAUCAUGAACCUACUCAAGUGACGCUGGCACAAAACCCCCACACAUGCACUAAGUAAAAUAACAUAAGCUUUACCACCCCACCACCCCUCUGUCUCCCAUCCCCUCCUCUUUUCUUACCAACCCUAUACUGCAUUUGACACCAAUGUCUCUCAACAAAUGUAACUGAGCUGUAGAAAACACAACCUGAAGAAAGAGACAACACAUGUACUUUUGUAAAUAAUAAUAAAAUAAUAAAAUUUUAUUUAUAUCCCACCCUCCCCAACCAAAGCCGGGCUCAGAGCGGCUAACAACAGUAAAAGUAACACAGUUUGCCUAAAAUCACAAUCAAUUAAUUGAAAUACAUUCUAAAAUCAAUUCAAUUCUAAAAUCAAUUCAGAGUCAAGUUAAUGGCAACCACUGGGCUAGAGUUCUAUGAGGAUUACAGAAGGAGAGAGGGGGGUCAGACUGUGGCAAAUCUUGGAGGAAAUGGAGUUUCACCAUGGCUGAAGAACUCACUGGGAGAACUCUUUUUAAAAUUAUUAUUCUGUCUUUGGUCCUGUAUUGUCACCUUUUCUUGGGCUAAUUAGCUUGUUUGCUUGCUUGCAGCUUCCAGAGCUAGACUCAACAUGCUCAACACUAUGUCCAAAAUUAGAGGCCAGGAGAAAGGACCAGGUUACCAACAGGCGGAGGCCCUGUUAGCAGAUGCGAUGCUGAAGUUUGGAAAAGAACUUGGAGAUGAAUGCAACUUUGGUAAUGUUUUUUUUUUUUUUUUUUAUCCUCACUGUAAGAUACCUCUGGCUGGACGGACCUUCUCGGGGUUAGGCCUCCCGAGGUGACACAAAAAUGGCAAAACCUGAUUAUGCCAUAUUUUAUUUAUUUAAACAAAUUUAUGCCUUGCUUUUUGAGAGAGGUUCCCCACAAAGUGGCUCAUAACAAGAUUUAAAAUCACAACAUACCACACAUUUAUUCGGGCAGAUUUUUCCCAUGUGGGAGGGCAAGGACUAAGCACAUGCAGAGAACCCUCGUUCAAAAUGUGUAGCUGCAGCCACAAUUUGCUUUGAAUCUCUGCAUCUGGUUUGCCAAAUUGUUCUUUUAUGAAUUAAAUGUUCAUAACUGGACCUUUGUAGAAUAGUUUGUAUCAGACACAAGCUCCCAGUACAAAAAUUCAACAACACGCCAUAUGUAGGGUUGCCAUAUUUCAAAAAGUAAAAACCAGGACACCCCAAAAGUUUUUGAGCUUUUUUAAAGAGAACCCUAAAGUUGUUGAGCCAAAACAUGCAAUUUUUCAAUUGACUUGCCUAAGAUCCAGGACAAAGCGGAUAUUCCUCCCGGAUGUCAAUUCCGCUUAUUUUCUGACAGUUAAACAUUUGGGGCUGUUGCACACAAAGGCUAACUAUUCAGAAUAUACACACUGUUGGGCAUAGUAGCAUCCCUUGGGCUCAUGUAAUUUUCUCCAGCAUGCACAGAUAACCUUCAGUCUGAACCAGGGCUUACAGGCAUGAGUGCUUUUAAUAGUAGAUCUUGCUUGCAUGAGAUGUCCACUGAAAAGGGAUGUCCUGAUCCUGUGAGCAUUGUCUACUCACAUAAGCAUAGAUAGAUAGAUAGAUAGAUUAGAUAGAUAGAUAUAGGCUUUCUCACAUCCUGCCAUGCUUAUAAGCUUUUGUUUCUAAUCUUCUUAGCUGCACUAGAGCCUGAUUUCCACACUAGAAGUGUGGAAAACUAUUGGUUUUUACAAAUAAACAAAUUAAUGGCUGGUAUUCCCCAGGCUGGGUCUGAAUGAGGCCAACAUAGCAGACAACCAAAGGUCAUCUGGGAGGGAGUUGCAUGAUUAUGUGCCAUGAUACAGAAGUUCUGUUGCCUAGAAUGCCUUUAGUGAUAUUCAACAUUAGUUGUACAUUAGAAUGAUUGAAAUCAGUGGAUUAAAUCCAGCGGUUUCAGUGGGUCUAUUUGUGUAUGAUUAAUGCUGGUUUUCACCCCUGUGUUUUUGAUUCCUGAGAAAUUACUGAGCUUAGGAACCGUGCUAAGAAUUUUAUUUCUGUAUGGAACUUCUCAAUACUUGCCCUGCUCUAUGCUGAUGUGGAAGUACAGUCUUUGCUUCUUUGUCAAGAUUAAGUAGACUCUUCCAUUUCUUCAGGCCCAGCUCUCGGUGACGUUGGGGAAGCAAUGAGGGAACUUUCUGAGGUGAAGGAUUCUUUGGACAUUGAUGUGAAACAGAAUUUUAUUGAUCCCCUUCAAAACCUUCAUGACAAAGAUCUGAGGGAAAUACAGGUAAUUUGCUGAGAAAUUAACUGGCCGUUGCAAGAUACACAGCAGAACCAUUGCUCUGUAGCUCCUCCUUUCUCUUUCACAUAAUACAAAGUGCCAGGAUAGAGAAGCACAUGCACUGGCGGGAGACCUGUUUGGAUCUGUUGGUGUGCUUGCACUGUAUUCACCUUACCUCUGCCCUGCUCCAUAUCUGUAAUUUAAUUGUGUGUAUGUGUACGUACACACACACACACAAUAUUUUCUAUCUAUCUAUCCUAUGUAUGUAUCUAUCUAUCAUCUAUCAUCUACGGCCUAGGACCCUCGUACCUACGAGACCGCCUCUCCCGGUAUGCCCCACGGAGAGCCUCAGAGUCCAUAAAUAGCAACACCCUAGAGGUCCGGGGCCCUAAGGAAGUUAGAUUAGCUUCAACCAGAGCCAGGGCCUUUUCAACUCUGGCUCCGGCCUGGUGGAACGCUCUGCCUCAUGGGACCAGGGCCCUGCAGGAUCUGAUUUCUUUCCGCAGGGCCUGUAAGACAGAGUUGUUCUGCCUGGCCUUUAGCUUGGAGUCAAUUUGAUUCCCUCCUGCUCUUUCUUUUUUCUUUCUCCUCCUGUGAUGAGGCUGCAUUUUAAUAUUUUAAUGUUUCAAUAUUUUAAUGUUGUAUUUUAAUCCUGUUUUUAAGUUGUAUUCAUUCAACUUGUUUUUAUUAUUGCUUGUUAGCCGCCCUGAGCCCAGCCUUGGCUGGGGAGGGCAGGGUAUAAAUAAAAAUUAUUAUUAUUAUUAUUAUUACUAUCUAUCUAUCAUCUAUCUAUAUCACAUAUCUCUAUCUUAGAAGAAGUAGUUGUUAAAUGGUGGUCAUACCAAUAUAUAACAUUGCUCAGCUCAUUUUAACUCUGCAAUCCUAUGUAUGUUUAUUCAGAAGUGAAUCUUCAACGGGAUGACUCCCAGGUAAGUGCAUAGCAUUGCAGCCGUGGUCUGGAUCCAACCCUUUAUGCAGCGCAGCUCAGGGAGAAUGUAAUUAAAAAUGGAAACAAGGAUUCCAAGAAUAGAAAUCACUCCCAGCAGCAAGUUCCUACUCCAAAGUCAAAACUAAAAGAACGUUCCCUGGUGGCCGGUGUUGCGGUCCUCAUCUAUAAUAAUAAUAAUAAUAAUUUAUUACGGCCGUAGGCCCAUACAGAUAAAAACAAGACAUAAAUAACAGCCUGUGCACAUGGGAAAAAAACAGCCGCUAAAACACUACUAUAACAAUAAGCUACUAUAAGAUGGAAUGGCAUACUACGCCUUAAUUAGCUUGUGGUGCUCCUUGGCGACGCUUUUGGGUAAGGACAGCGACCAGGAACCUAGCCACUUUCAGGGUCGUAUGGGCAUCCUUAUCCUGCAAGAUUUGGGCAAGGUGGAAUUUUGGUGGAGUACCCUCUAAUUUCUGUAUGAUUGAUCCCAACAAGUUUGCCCGUGGCACCUUAAAUAAGGGGCAAGUGAACAUAAUGUGCUGAAGCGACUCCGGCAUCUCCUUAUCACAUUCGCACAUGGCGGAGGUUUGGCCCUUUGAGAAUCUAUGUCUCAGGACAUUGGAGGGAAAAACAUUAAACCUCGCUUUGGUGAAGGCCAGCCUAUGGGCAACAGUCGAAAGGGAGGAGAGGUAUGAUGGAACGCAAUAAGUUAAAGUGAUACCAAUGUUCUGGGGCGAACAAACACCUCCCCCCAGCAUAUAAUUUUGCUGUAAAUCGAUGUCAUCCAGUCUUUGGCGGAUCAGUCUUUGAGCAGUGAUUUGAUCUAGUUUUAGGGAAUCUAAGGGAGAGAUUCCAUAGCUCAGGAGUUUGGCAUGAAUUCUACUGGUCCAAAGGCUGGGGAUUCAUCUCGCCAUAAGCAUUGGGCAAGGUAAUGGUCUGGUAAUCUAUGCCACAAUGAUAACCAAUAAUUGAAGACUUGCUUCCACAGGCAGGUUUCUAAGGAUGCGAUCCUCAAUUCUAAACGCAUGGCUGCGUUGCUUACGCACAGGGGAGCAUUAGGAGCCGACGUAGGAAUUGGUUUUGCAAAGUCUCAAGAGGAGCAAGGUCUGUCAUCACGACCCAGAGCGGGGCAGCAUAAGCAAGCACGGGAACCACUUUUGCCUUGAACACCUUUAGGGCCGAGGAACAUGCAAAGCUCCAUCCGAAAAGAAAAAUCGGAGGAGCGCAUAUGACAGAGUUUUGGCCUUAUUAAGUAGGUGUUGAAUAUGUGCUUUCCACCCCAAAUUGUAUUGAAAAAUAACUCCUAGGUAUUGAAAUUUUAGGACUUGCUCUAUUUUUGCUCCACCAAGCUUCCAUCUCAUCUACACAAUAGCAUCUUCCCCAGCAGCCUGAGAAUUGUAGUUCUGUUCAGACACUGGUGUUUGGAUACAGGCUCACUCAGAGCUCUAAUGGCUUACUGGAGAGCGCUAGAAAAAAUGUUUUAUUUGUAAAAUUAUUAUUUUUAUUUUAGAUAUUCCUAAACUGUCCUUUAAUUUAGUGGGCUGUAAGUACACCUUAGGCAAAUGAAAGGUUGUUUAUAUCACAGCUUUCUAAAAAACAACAACAACACAACCCCAUGCACAGAUUAAAAACAAAGAAACCCAAAGAGCAAUAGGAAAGCAACAGCAGCAGAAGAAGACGCCAGUCAUGGUACCAUCUCUUAACUUUCUGCCAAUUUUUUUUUUAAGGCUAAUAAGCUCCCUAGAAUUGGGCAGGUGAAGUAGCUUGGCAGGAUUGCCUCCAUAAUUGUGGCCCAUAUCCACCAUUUUUGCUAGCAGAUGGCAGGGUUUAAAGGUUGCGCAGCAAAGAAAUUCAAUGCAGCAGUUGCGCUAGUGGAAGUUUGUUGUGCAACAGCCAAUGUUUAUUGUGCAAUUUGUUUCACAGCAAUGCUUGGUAAAGUACUUAUGUUUUCCCUUGUCCAACAAUGUUUCGCCAGCGCAACAAGAACAUCACUAAUCAACUUUAACUUUGUGCUACAUUGGAUGCACUCUCAGCUCCCUCUGCAGUGAAGUCUUGUGCAGUACUGCUUUCUUCAAGGACUGCAAAUUUGAUGGAAUUUCCUGUCAGUAUAAACGCCUACUUAUUGUUUUAAUUGUGGUAGGAGGGUAGCCAUUGAAAUGCUGUACAAUCAACAAAAUAAAACAAGGGCGAUCUCGGAGUACCACUUUUCCUGAUGAUCUCUAGAGCCUGGAAAGGCAACAUUCUUUUUUUUUUUUUUUUUUUUUUUGCAAGUAAAUUUUUAUUCAGAAUUUGUAUAAAGAAAAGAAAAAAGAACUAACAAAUACAAAAAUAAACAUUUUAACAUAAAUUAUUCAUCCUAUUUUCAUACUUUACAAAAAGAAAGCAUAUGUUCAUACAAAAAUAAUAAUAUAACCAUUAGGCUCUCCUUAGCCUUUGACUUCCCUUCACCCUUUUGGUAAGUAUCAAAUAAGUCCCGGGUUGCGUAAUUAGUUUAUUAAAGUUUAUAGUUAUUAGCUGAUAAAGUUUUUCUAAUACCGCCAGUUCCUCCUAUAUAUCCGUUCCAAUAUAUUUCCAAAACUUACUCCAAUUUUUUGAAAUUUCUGGUCGUCUUGGUCUCGUAUUCUGCCUGUUAAUCUAUCUAGCUCGGCAUAGUUGAUCAUUUUGACCUGCCAGUCACUUAUGUUAGGAAUAGUUUCUAUUUUCCAGUUUUGUGCCAGCAUAAUUCUUGCGGCUGUGGUGGCAUAGAGAAAUAUUUUUUUAUCUUCAUUUUUUAUUUCCUUACCCAUUAUUCCCAGCAAAAAGGCCUCAGGUCUCUUGGGAAAAGUGUAUUUAAAAACUUUUUUAAGUUCAUUAUAAAUUGCUUCCCAAAAAACCCUCACCUGGAAAGGCAACAUUCUUGUGAUAAACAUAGUUUCUGAUGUAGUUGGUAGUUGUCAAAAUUCAAGGAAGCAGUGUGUGGUCCUUGAAUAAAUAAGGAUGUAAUUAAGAUGCACAGCUGGUCUUGAAUUCACUGUGAAGCUUUCCCAUCCACUACAGUGUUAUGUCUGGAGUUGGCAUUCUAGAAUAAUAGGCAGGGAGGAUUCUAGAAGGCAGCAUCUGAUUGGCAGUGGAGCCGUCCAAUCCGGCUCCAGAAGGGAAGUUUGAACUAACCUAUCAGGUGUGACCUAGGGUGUGGUUACAGGAUAUAUAGCCUGGGUCUGGGAGGGACUACAAGCCAGGCUACACCCUGACUGUUUUUAUCUGGCUACCCUGAAAUAAACUGAUGGCCUUUCUCUGAGUAUAUUUCAUACAGUGAGACAAAAAUUAGGUUGCAAGCUAAAAUUGCUUGUGUUUUUUUUUAAAGUUGCAUAUUUAGGCAAAUAAUGUUAUAUUAAAAAUAUGACUGUGUGGUUCUCCUAUUCUAUGUAUUUCAGCCUUCACUCACUCUGAUAGGCUAGUUUCACAUCUAAACAGCUACCAACUAUGACUUCUGCCCUUUAUCUGCAAUAUGAGUAGCAUACGGUCUUGAUUCUACAGCAGAAUCUGUGGGUACUUAGUCAACUCAUUCCAUAUAAGUUUGAAUGCAUAGUCUUUAUUUAGUCCACUGUGUUUGUAAGGCAGAGGCGAUGACUUGCAGAAACUCUCUCCACCCUUCCCCCCCUCUUCAGCAUCACCUUAAAAAAUUGGAGGGCAGACGCCUGGAUUUCGAUUACAAGAAGAAAAGGCAAGGCAAAAUCCCAGAUGAAGAACUCCGUGCGGCUCUGGAGAAGUUUGAUGAGUCAAAGGAAGUUGCUGAGUUGAGCAUGUUUAAUCUGCUAGAAAUGGAUGUGAGCAAAUCUCUUAUCUCCUUGGAAUGUGUUGUAGUAUUGACAUGUUUGCUGGCAGUUUAAUGACUUUUUAAAUGAGUAGAAAAACAAAACAAAAGAACUGAGUUUUGUGUUCAUGUUUCCUAGACUCUCUUCCAUGGAUAUGCAUCAUCGUAUUUCUUAAAACAACAGAGCUAGCAUGCACAAUAAUAAUGUUUUAUUUGUGUGCAAGCUAGUCUGUGUAUGGACUCUUAACAUAAGAAGCACCUUGCUGCCCCAGGCCAACAUCUAUCUAGCCCUCAUUCCAGAACCCAACUGGAAUCGAAUGAUUCUUACUCAGAAAAUGCCCAGUACUGAUCGAUCAGUCUGCCACUGGUAUACCAAUGGUUCUGCCCAUUUCCUGCUGAAGUGAGCUCCUAACACAAGUCUACAUACGUUUAUGUUCACUUUGGCUUUCCAGUCCAAUACAGAUAGUACUUUAUUCACCGUUUCUUGCAUGUUGGAGUGUUAGUGCCUUUACGAAAGCUCUUUGAAUAAGCUGCACGACGAUACGUUUUCAAUAUCUCCCUUUUUCAGAUCGAGCAAGUGAGCCAGCUAUCUGCCCUUGUACAAGCCCAGCUGGAGUACCACAGGCAAGCCACACAGAUCCUCCAGCAAGUUAGUUCCAAGUUGGAAGAGAGGUAACUAAAUAUUUCUGAUGUUCUUAAAAAAGGGGGGAGGGGAAUCUGAGGCUUAAUAUAUGUUUCAAUUUGUGUAUAUUGUCUGUGCAAACUUGUCAGUAGUGCUGAACCAGAAAAAACAGGCAUGAAAUUGUAUUGUUGAUCUGUUCAGUCUUUUAACACAUAACUUAAAUCCCAUUGGUUGCAGCCACCAGGAAGUAAGAUACGCAAGUGUAACUUAGGGCUGGAGCAUGUUAUAUUUUGCAGCAGGCACUCAACUGAAAACAUCAUCCACUCUACCACUACCACCACCACCAUCCCUAGCCUUACUAGUAUUCGCACAGUUGCUCCCAUGCCAGUAAAAGAACAGAUACAGAUGGAUUGAAAUGUUACUUCUAAAGACUGGUGGUGGGGUUAGUUCCCUUUUUUCAUUCUGAAGUCAUGUGUACCUAUUUCAGGUGUUGCAAAACUUGGAGCUGGCUUCUUUGCUUGUUUUAAAUUCUGUAAGUUGUUGACAGGAAGAUUUUGGAGCUUCCUAAGACAGUAUAUGCCUUUACACUUUUACUCAACUAUAUAUAGUCUUUCUACUGUUGACUUUAAGCACCUUGGACAAGUCCAGUCUGUUGCAUUCUAUCAAUGGAGAGUUGAAUAUAUUCAGUGAGCCAGGGAAUCUGCAUAGCUUCAGUUCCACUGCAAAUUUGACCUCAAACUGCAGAACAUGACAGCUUUGCAGAAACACAGCUUUCCUGAGGUCUUUUGCAAUCAGACCUUCCAGGAAAAAGUACAAAAGGAUCUACGAUGAUGAAGGGUUAUAAUCAGUGCUAUUUUUCUAGAAAAAGAGGUACCAGAGCUCACCGUGAACUUCUCUCUUGUUCUCUUAGAAUGGCAAUGGUGCUCACCUGAGAGGUGCUGGCGCUCUUGUGAGCUCUGGCUGAAAAAAGCCCUGGUUAUAAAUAUACCAAAACAAAACAGAACAAAAUAUCUAAGAGACUCCAGUUUAUUCAGAAUGCAAGGGAAACUUUUUGUCUUUCAUUAGUCUUGGUGUUUACGAUUUGCUGAUGAAUUGCAUGCUCAGGAUUUGCUUAUCUUCUGGCAGGAUAAAAGAUGCCUCAGUUCAGCCCAGAAGAGAGUAUCAGCCAAAGCCCCGCAUGAGUUUGGACUUCUCUGAAAACAAUCAGCACAACGGAGGGCUCUCUAAUGCCACCACUCCCAAGCCCUCAAGUAAGAGAAGGUGGAAAGGAGGGGUGGAGAACAUAUGAUAGUAAAGUCUCUCUGGGGGUUGCUCUGAAAAUUAAUACUAAACAAGGACAAACGCUGACAUGAGCGACUCCUGCAAUAGCAUUUUCAAUUUCUGGCUAGGAAUGCCCAAAGGUUGAAUUCUGUAGAAAGAUGCAUGGGCAGUAUCAGAUGUGGGAACACCUCACAUAAUUCACCAUGGAAGACAUGCACAGACUUUCCCCCUUGGAUAUGAGACAAGGAGCAUUGAAAAGCAGGGGCAUCUGUCAGCGCAAUUCAUUGGUUGAUCUCUCAUACAUUUUCCCCACUGUUCCUCCAAAAAGACAAAGCUGGCACACAUGACAUUGUCUCCUUUUAUUCUCACAGUACGUAUGAAUGAAUGAAUGAAUAUUUAUUUGCACCAGCCAUCGGCCAUAGCAAUAAAACAACAAUACGAUAUACAAAGAAUAAAAAAAGUCAAUUUUAUAAAAGACAUUUUAGGGUUUUGAAUCAAUAGUCAAAUAGUGGAUCUUAUUCUAAUUGUCCCAGCUAAAAACCUUGCAGCCUUUGCUGUCACCUGCUCAUCUUGAUCUGCCAAGAGAAAGGACACUGGGGCAGUGGCUGAGCAACCCGGAAUGGACAAUAAAAGAGGGGUGAUAAUCUCAUUCCUCAAGUCUUUAUAAAGAGUGCAAACCAGAAGGGCAUGUGCCACCGAUUCAGUGCUGCCAUCUCCACAGGGACAUAAGCGUUUUUCAUGUGGAAUCUGUUGGAAUCGUCCCUCAAGUACAGCCAUGGUCAAUACAUUCAGUCUUGCGAGAGUAAAAGCACAUCUACAUUUUAGAAUUGCUAGGUUAUUUAGAGUGCCAGAGAGUCGAGAUGGGAAGGUGGAAAAUAAUUAUACCAUGGGCAAAAUUUCCUUAUUGUGGCCAAGUUGUUCUGAUGCUCGAUAUCAUUUAGGCACUGACAGGUUGUGAGGUUGCAAUGCCUAAAGCCUCCAUGUGUUGCCGAUCCAAUGCCAUUCGUAGAUUUACCAACCCAACUGGCAGCAAAGACAGAAAAGGGUGGUGGCUCCUGAAAGAGGGGCCCAUGCUCACCUUCAUAAUCUGUGUUGACCAAAGACCUCCUGACUCCACCCCAGCUCAUUCAGUAUAAAAUGUGGUCCUGGUACUGGGUGCAAACCAUUGAAUAUGUCUAGGCUGAAGUAUGCAAUUCUUGGUCUGAGGACAUGAUCUAGACCACAGGCCAGUUUCCCUCAAGAUGCCCACCAUGCUCCUUUAAAAAAUAAAAUAAAAUAAAAUCAAGUGUUCCUAUGAAGCAAAAAUUAAAAACUCAGUUGACACAGUGUUGGGGUGCAUUUGUGCAUGCUCCCUGUGAGGUGUGGGUCUCUGUGUGGGUUGCCUCACUUGAUUUUGGCUACACCCAUUUCUGGUUUGGAGGGCCUCAGAGGGCCACCAAAUAAAGUUAGCUACUCCUGGCACAAGGGACGUGGGUGGCGCUGUGGUCUAAACCACAAAGCCUAGGGCUUGCCGAUCAGAAGGUUGGCAGUUCAAAUCCCUGUGAUGGGGUGAGCUCCCAUUGCUCGGUCCCUGCUCCUGCCAACCUAGCAGUUUGAAAGCACAUCAAGUGCAAGUAGAUGAAUAGGUACCACUCUGGCGGGAAGGUAAACGGUGUUUCUGUGUGCCGUACUGGUUUGCCAGAAGUGGCUUAGUCAUGCUGGCCACAUGACCUGGAAGCUGUACGCCGGCUCCCUCGGCCAGUAAAGUGAGAUGCGCGACGCAACCCCAGAGUCGGCCACGACUGGACCUAAUGGUCAGGGGUCCCUUUACCUUUAUCUUACUCCUGGCACAAAUGCUUCCACACACUGGGAACCCUGCACUCUCAGGUUUCCUGGUCGUGCUUAGAGAACCUACAUGUGUCCACCCCACUGAAUGUAGGGGAGUCAAGCGUGUUGCCAGCAGCCACGAUGUCCUUGCCAUGUGUUCCAUCAAUGAAAGUUUUGAUGGUGAGCGGAAGUCUCCAAUGGCAUUGUGGACGCCUGUCCUUUUACUGAGGUUUGUUGAACCCUCCAUGGACUUCCGAGCAUCAUUCCUGGGCCGCGUUCAGCUUAGUGAGUCGAAAGUUGCACAAGGUCCAUACUCGAGAAUAAGAAAAAAGUUUGUGCAAAUUGUGUGUGUGUUUGUGUAGGUAGCAGCCAAAUUGGGAUGGUUGCACGGGGAUAUGGAGGUUAAUAUGUCCUCCCAUGUCCCAAACCUAUGCUAUAACCAGACAUUUAUCAGCUAGUAUGACUACUCUCCUCAGCCAGUCCAAGGGCCCAUCUGGUCCAGCAUUUUUUUUAUGCUGGACCAGAUUUAUUUAUUUUUGCCAUGUGUAGGGUACCUGGUUCCCUUCAGUUGUCACUGCCUACAGUGCCCACCAUCCCUUGCCAUGCUGGCUGGGGCUGAUGAGGGCUGGAGGGCACCACGUUGCCUACCCCUGACUUCUGCCAGUAUUGAUUUCUCUCUCUCUCUCUAAGCGCCUUUGUUUUUGUUCCCCUCUCUUCCCUCUGCUUCCUCUGCAGAUGUUCCCAUGGACCAGCCGUGCUGUCGAGCUCUGUAUGACUUCGAUCCUGAAAACGAAGGGGAGCUGGGCUUUAAAGAGGGUGAUAUCAUUACCCUCACUAACCAGAUUGACGAAAACUGGUAUGAAGGCAUGCUUCAUGGCCAGUCGGGCUUCUUCCCUAUUAAUUACGUGGAUAUUCUCGUCGCUUUGCCUCAUUAGGAGGGCCGAGUCACCGUGUCUUAAUCUCUCCCCCUCCCUCGAGAAAUAAAUAAAACAGGUCAUGUGUCGACACCACUGCUUUUUAAAAACAAAGCAAUGAAUACAUAAUAUGGCUGCUUACUCCACAUCACAAAUACAAGCUGCGGUGGUGAUUUUUUCUUAAAACAAAAACAAAAAACCAGUCAUCGGGCCCCCACAGACAAUCCUUGGUUUUCGUGUUGUCAUGCUACAUCGUGGUGAUGCGUGUUAUCUUCUCCAGGCUGUGUGCCCAGGCACGUGGGACUUUCACGUUCACACACGCAUGGUUGCCACAGAGAAUGAUGGGGGGAGAAAGUGGCGGUAGGCGAUUUGAGUCAGUCAUAGUGUUGGGAAUGGGGGAUGCAGUUGAGUUAGCUGGGAAGAAAAGUGUGUCGCCAGUCUACUGCCAUUUUAGUUCUCCCAUCGAAAGCGGGGAGCUGGGUCGCGCCCCUGAUUGUUCCAUCUUUCCCUUCCCAAAUGUUGCGGUUUAUGCGGGCCUAAUAUCGCUAACCAGCUUCUCAUGUCGUUCUUCUCUUAAAAAGGAAAAAAUAAAGGGGGAGGGGAAAGACAGAGUCCUGUCCUUGGAGAAACAGCAUAGCGUAUAUUUCAGUUUCUCCGUAGAUGAAUCGCCACUAUUCUAUACCCGCUGUUGGCGUAGAACCAGCUUUUAUAUACGCAAUAGUUAAAUAGAGGCCUGUGCAGUAUCCAGGUUACCUUUUGAAAACAUCCAAAGGCCAGGCCAGGAAAGUAAAGCGCCACAAGCCAAUGUGGCUUUCCUCAGAAAUGUUGGACAUAACAACAACAACAACAACAACAACAACAACAACAACAACCUAAUGCCAGCAGCAAAUAGAUGAUGCUAGAAGAAAAACCUAAAGAAACAAACAAACACAACUGUUUUCACUUUGUGUAAAGUCUAGGCACAGAAAAACAACAACCCCAAUAUUAUUCUACAUCUUCACUGAAAAAUAAUAAUGAAAAGCAACUCACGUUAUGUAAUUUUUAUUUUCAUCUACCUUGUGUUCUUCGAACAUCAUUUGUGUAUAUUCUGCCCUCAGUGAGGACUAAACAAAACAAAACAGAAGAAUCUUUGUGCUGAGCAAUUAAAGCGACAUGUGGCUAUAUAUGCAAAAACAUUCAAGUUGAUUUUUCCUCUCCAGAGUCAUAUAUAUAUAUAUAUAUAUAUAUAUAUAUAUAUAUAUAUAUCCCGUUCUGCGUCCUACAUUUUGUGUGUGCAUAGUGAUGUCUCUAGCUGAUUCACUGUUCCUAUUUUUGGUAACUGCUGUAAGAGUUUGUUUUAAUUUGAGUUGCCCAGAGUUCUAUUUAUCUACGUACAUAUAUAUUUCUAUAUGUACAGACUCUUCCUGCACUGCUUUGGACGUGCCGCUUCAGUAUUGGACCAUGUGAAACGACGGCAAUCCUCCUGCUUUUAAUGUAUAAACUUAUACCAUGGAGAGCAUUGUUAUUUCAAAUAAAAAUGCGGAUUGACUAGUGAA
Messenger RNA from Podarcis lilfordi (Lilford's wall lizard), 89044 nucleotides. The record is from the annotation of a GenBank genome assembly. NCBI's taxonomy places the organism in Eukaryota, Metazoa, Chordata, Lepidosauria, Squamata, Lacertidae.